AGACAUUCUAAGUAUUGUAGAAGUGGUUGGAAUCUACAUUUUCUGCUCUGAGAACAAAUGUCUCAGAAUGCAGCAGGGGCAUGUUCAAACUGGGUCCGUCCCACUUUGAAAUAUGGCCCCAUGUGACUUUCAUCAGUUCCCAUCCCCAGCCUUCAGCCCAGACCUGGAUGUGGGUAGAAACCAACACACCUAAGGAAAGAGGCAGACAUCUGAGCCAACAGUGGGGAUUGUUGCCAAAGCUGCUUGCAUCACAAAGGUACGGAUGUCAUCUCCUAGUAACACAGAAACAGAGAUGGGCUACAGUUGAAGAGGAAGAGGGGAAGGAAAUAGGAGUUGUGGGCACAAGAGUCCCAUGGGAUGGAGAGAGGGAGGAAGCAGGAAACAAGGAAAGACAAAGGUGCAGUUCAACAUCUACACAAACCCACUGGGAGACUGGGAAUGCAGUGUCAUCAGUGUGCAGAAUGAUGUCCACCCUUAUCUCUUCUAUGAGAUGCUAUGGAAGACCUGAGCCAUCAGACACUUCUUCUCACUUGUCCUUUGUUAGAACAUCUUCUGUCUUCGUUGAGAUCAUGGUAAAACCUUAUUGGGUAUCCUUUUUUUGCUAGGUUUCCCCCUAAAUGUAAUACUGAACUCAUCGAUGCCUAUAAAUGUCUGUGUAUGAGAUUUUUUAUUUUAUUUGCAAGGUAAAAUUGUGUAGCAGUUAUUGACUUAGACGUGAACUUUCUAACUACAGUCAUAAUUCAAUUGUUUUUGAAUUAUCUAAAAUACAUAAUUGUUCAUAGGCUGGCAAUGUCAGUUUUAACUUUAAAGAAAGUGUUGUUAAGCUGAUGAAUAUUAUCUAGGAAUUCAGCAAAACAUAAUUCUCUGCUCACCAGUUACUAGAAUUUGGCUAUUCUACUAAAACAUCCAUUUCCACCCUGGUAUCCUCCAGAUUUUUGGGACCACAGCACCCAUCAGCCUCAGCCAGCAUGACCAGUGGGCAGGGAUUUGGGGAGUUGUAGUACAGCAUUGUUUUGAGAGCCCCAGGUUGGGAAAGGAUGUACUAAAGGAACAGUGACCUUUCUAUUAUAAUAUGUAAUGAUCGGGCAAUACAGUAUUGACAGUUACAACCCAGUUGCCAUUCUGUUCUAGAAAUAUUCUCCCCCCACCUGUGUUUUUUCCAUACUUCUUUAUCUUGCUGGGUUUUUUAAAAAGGUUACUAGUGUCUGGCACAUAAAAUUGACCCCCCUCUUUGUACUUCCACUUUUUAAUAUAAGUUACCCCUUUUAUGCAAGCACCUUUUUUAUAGAAUUCUCUCCCUGCACCCACUUCCUUGAGUAUAUUCUAUUAGCUUUCUAAAUUGGUGGUGCCUUUUUUAAUUAGAGGCACUACUGUCAACAUUUUAUCCUCAUAAAUUUCUAUUUUUGUGCCCAUUCAUCUUUCAUUUGUCCUUUCUUGUGUUCCUACAGUUCACUUUCUGUCUUUAAAAAAUGCUCCUUUCCUAACUCGGACAUCUGUCUAUGGCAUUCUAACUUCCUUAUUAUAUUCCCGUCUUUCUGUGGAUGUACAAUGUUUUCAUCUUUACUCCUUUUAAUAAUUAUGCCCUGUAUUCCCUUUUUCUGUUCAUAUGGUUUAUAAUUCUUCCCCAUAGACUAUCAGCAGUCAUGUAUCACUCUUCUAUAUUUUCCCCAUUGGUCCCAGAAAUUUGUGUGUGAUUCAAUCUGUGACUCUCCGUUCCCUCACAAAAUGCUUAAUUGUUCAGUUACCUGCAUUCUUAAAGUUAAUGUUCAGUUGUCACCAACAGACUCAGAUUCCCACUCACUGCAUUCCCUGCCUUCCAGUAGUGAUUCUGAGAGGAAUGCUCAUUUUGCUUAAUCAAUUAAAAACAUGGCCCACUUAAUUGGUCAGCAGACCUUUUUUAUAAUAUGCAUUUGUGAUCAGAAACACAGACAUCAACAUAGAUAAAGCAGGUCAAAAUCCUCCAACCCCAGUUCCCUAGCUCUAAUCACUAUAAAAUUGGGGAGGCAGGCAUUUCAGCAGUUUUCAGGGUGCAAAUGUAAUUUAACAGAGGUCUCAGGAACUAUGUCAACCAGGCAACUAACAUUUUUUAUUUCCUAGAAGGCCUCAUUCCAGUGGAUAUUGGAAGGGGCCAAUAACAGCCACUAGAAAAUAAUGGAACCGUUUUUUGUGAGUGUUGCCAUUUGUUUACCCAAACGCACCAUGGUACAGAACAUUCUGGGAAAUUAGAAAUGGCAACUGUCAGUUGGACAGUGCUUCAAAGAGCUCUGGUAAAUUGUGUCCACCCCUUGUGAAAAUUAUGCCCCUCCAAAUCAUGAAAAAGGAGAAGAAAUCUCCCCUUUUUUGCUAUCAAGCCCCCCCCCCCCAAAUUAUUAGUGUGAACUAAUUUGCCUUUCAAGGGUUUGGUCCAGGUCUGAUUCCAAACUCUCUCUCACCCAGGAGGUAGUACCUUUUCAAUUUAGAUACCUUCUCUGGUACCCUGUUUUUAGAAGUACAUGUAAUAAUGAUGUGAAUAAUAAUGCCUUUUCCUUCAAAACUAUUUUAUUCAUCAGAUUUCAUCAAAUAACUAAUUGAGUAAAACUCAUAUAUUUUAUUUACUAAUGUGCCUUUCUACUCAAAAGCAAGCAUAUUUUUUUUAAUUGCAGGCUUAAUUAGGUUAUAGUCACAACUCUGGGCCAAAUUACAAAUUCCUUGUAAGGAAAAAAAUGUAUUUCCUUUCCACCUCAAGAUUUCUUUGCAUUAAGCAAAUAUAUAUAUAUAUAUAUAUAUAUAUAUAUAUAUAUAUAUAUACACACACACACACACACACAUACACAUACACGCAGUAUAUAUAUAAAUACACAGUAUAUAUAUAUAACCAAGUCAAUCCCUGUCUGCAGCUCAUGGUUUAAUAAACAUAUAGACAAUGUUUGUUGUUGUUGUUGUUUUUUAAAAAAGACGGGAUGAAACAGGAACGUAAGCCAAUCCCCACACUGACUUCAUGAAGAUAUAAAAGUAUUUAAUGACCAGGUGGAAUGGUCACAGAGGUUGACUGAGAUGGCUGACGAGCUGUUGGGCACUUGACACUUUUAAAUCUUACUAAUUUUUACUUUUAUUAGCAUUUUGCAUACUUUAAACGUACAGUGGUACCUCGGGUUAAGUACUUAAUUCGUUCCGGAGGUCCAUUCUUAACCUGAAACUGUUCUUAACCUGAGGUACCGCUUUUAAUGGGGCCUCCCGCUGCCACUGCACGAUUUCUGUUCUCAUCCUGAAGCAAAGUUCUUAACCUGAGGUACUGUUUCUGGGUUAGCGGAGUCUGUAACCUGAAGCGUAUGUAACCUGAAGCGUAUGUAACUCGAGGUACCACUGUAUUGGCAAUUUGCUUUGACUUACAACUUCACCCACCCUGAAAUCCCUUCUGCUCUUCAUGAUGAAGCUUGUGAAGAGAGCAGUUCUAAGAGUGGAUGGGACACACUUGGAUACUGUAGAGUUUACUCUUCCACAUUCACAGUUGGAGGGAGAGUUCCAAGGUUGGAGGCCUCCCUCACGUCUCCUUAGCAGAGAGCUUCACCAUCAUUGUCAGUGUUCUGAGGGCAGCACGGCAAAAAGAAGGUAGACCGGGGAAAGCUUUGGAUCAGCCGGAUUCAAAGAAGCCUCAUUCUCCAGACACACCUUCAAAUCAGAGGGGAAGGCUAAAUCAGCCCUGGCAUUGUUAGAUUUUCAUUUUUUAAGAAAGAGGAACUGGUAAGGAAAAAUGGGUUAAACACGGGUAAAGAGCCACUUGCCCCAACUCACACAACUUCUGUCAGGGGUGCUGUGUGUCCAGCAGGGCUUUUGAAGUGGUGGCUCCUUCAUCACAGACUCUCCCCACCAUCAACCCCUGUAAGGUUACUCAGCCAGGGUGCAGUUCUAUACACACUUCCCUGGGAGUAAGCACCACCGAAGUCAUUGGAACUUAUGUGGUGGUAGUAAUAGAGUGGACAAGUAUUGGCUUGUGUUGGGAAAGGCGUCCUUCACACCCUACCAGGAGCUAUAAUUUGUACUGAAAAUUGCCAAAUAUGAUCAUUUUCAAUCUCUAAAUUUAGAUUAGGAGUUUUAGAAUUGGAAAUCUGAUUUUCUGAACCAGAUUAAAUUUAGCUCUAUUGAAUAUGUUGUUUAGCAGUUCUGCCAAAAUCAGCUGCAGCAGAGACAGCCCAGGGCUAUAUUUGUUUCACCUCUAAUUUCUCUCUUACUUACACACACUUUCAGUAGUUUCUUUUUAUAAGAGCAAGAAUGAAUAAUGACAGCCCGAGGAAAUACGAAAAGUAAUUUUUUAUUUAAUUGGUUUUGGACACAAAUGUCAUCUUUGGUUGUUUAGUGGAAGAAAAAAGACAACUGCUAAUGGCAAUGCAACCUUUUGCAAAGAAAAAAUGCUAUUUAAACAAUAAAUUGCACUAUUAUGGAAAUGUCAGCAGUCUUUAUUCUGCAUAUAUGUUUUGAGGUGAACCAAAGACCAUUUAGUCCUCAGUGUUUCCCAAGCAGAUAAUGUUUAUCCCAGAUAAUGGUUCAAAGGCACACAAUGCAGUUCUUCUGCUAAAGCUGUUCAGAAGGUCUCACUAUGUAAGCUGCCAGAGUGGGAAACUACCUGCAACCAUAUGUAAAUUGAUGGGGGAGAAAGAAUAGAGUGGAAGUAUAAAACAUAAAAAUGUAAGUGAAAAAGUGGGAAUGAAAUAUUGUAGUAACAUUGGACAUGUGGAAGAAGUGGCUGGAGGAGAAUUACCUUCCUGCCGGAGUGGUACCUAUUUAUCUACUUGCACUUUUUGGCGUACUUUCGAACUGCUAGGUUGGCAGGAGCUGGGACUGAGCAACGGGAGCUCAUCCCAUCGCAGGGAUUCAAACCGCCGACCUUCCGAUCAGCAAGCCCAAGAGGCUCAGUGGUUUAGACCACAGCGCCACCCGCAUCGUCCCAUUUAAAUGGUAUAAGAUUAGCAAGAUUUACUAACUAAAUUGACCAGGGUAUUGAAAAAAAAGUUUUGUACAGAUACCCUUGUCAAGGAGUCAUAGUUGCCUACAUUUCUGUACUGCGUGUACAUACAGUAGGAAGCCUGGGCUUGCCAGUGUGCAGUCCCUGGAAAAGCCCUGUGGCUCAUGUGUAGGUCUAAGAAUGUAGGUAGCAGCCCUUAGAGUUAAACUUGUUGGUUUGUUAGUUUUUAAAUUUAUAUACUGUCUUUCUUCUGAGCAGAUCCCAGGGUAGUGUUUGAUAAUAUCUAUAAUGAAAACCUUGUAUUUAUCCCACCCACCCCCAAGCCACACGCAGACAAUAGGGUUAAUUUUGAACAGAUACUGCUGUCCUUUUCCAACAUGUUUAUUUCUUUAGGUGGCCAAGAAUAAUUUAUUUCCCUUCCUUCUAAUUCCUCUGCUUUUAUCAGUACAGCUCUUAAUUGCUCACUUUUAGAAGGUGGCUGUGUCUUAAGUUUUAAAACUCACUUUCCUUCGACCAAGAAAGUUUACUGCCCUUCUUCUCCCUUAAUGAGUGCCAAAAUCAUCACGAAAACAUACUUUAUGAAUAAUGCAUCGUGGCCCAAUUAAAUGUGACUGCUGCUUAUUUGUUGCAAGGGGUAUUUGCUACCUAGUAGUCAAGUGGCACUAUCUUUUGACAGACAAACCAACAACCUGGAAACACUUUAACAUAGUGGGAAUUGUAUAAAUUAAAACGGUUCCUGUUUUAAAACCUUCACCUGAAAUAUCAUCCCCUCUCGAACACAUUAAUCAUAAUGUUUAAGUUAAAAACGUGAAACUAUCUGCAUCUAUUUCGUUACACCAGCAGCGGCUGCAAUACAGAAGGAUCUCACAGCGUCAAAACACAAGGAAUAGUGGUGGGGAUUCAGAUGGUGGGGAAUUCUUCUAAAAUCCUGUUGUGAGUUGGAAUUAGAAUUGCAAUUUGGACGGAGAUGGAGACAGAGAAGCAAAUAGCUGUGGGCUCAAAAUGGGGGUAUAUAUUAGGUUCAAAUGCUCACUUCGGAGACCCGAUGCUGGGUUGGUGGAUCUGCUGCCUGCAGUAAGACGGUUGAUUUCAUUCCAAUAGAUUCUGCCUCUAUAUUUGUAAUUAAAGCAAACAUUGCAAAAAUGCCAUGAGUGUCCAGUGCUAUUUCAUGCAGUGGAAACUAAACAAUGUAGUACAGCCCCUGGAGCUUCUCAUCACGUGGGGAAGUGGGGUAAAUAUACCUUACCAUUUGUUGGAUGGAUAAUACAUUCAUGUUUAAUAUAUGUCUGAGAAAUGAGGGUUUCUACGUUGCCACUUCUAUGCCCAUUAUGUGUCGGGUACCAUACUCGGAGGGCAGGAACUCUGAAUGGUGAACCACAAGAUAGGCAGCAAGAUGACAAGGUAUUGCCGUUUAAGGGUAGCAACAAUUGCAGUGAGGCUGCAAUAACUCGGCCAAAUCGAAGUGCUGCUGUAGGAGUGUUGAGAAUUGUCACUGCUGUAACCACUAUGCCAGUGUUUCUCAAACUUGGGUCUCCAGCUGUUGUUGCACUACAACGCUCACCAUGUUGUCAGUCCUCCUAGCUAGGGAUGAUGGGAGUUGUAGUCCAACAACAACUGGAGACUCAAGUUUGAGAAACAUGGCACUAUGCUGAAGGUGUGUGAGAUUUAAAGAGUGCUCUGACUUUGAAGAGGAGGAGGAGGAGGAGGAGUUUGGACUUGAUAUCCUGCCUUUCACUCCCCUUAAGGAGUCCCAAAGCGGCUAACAAUCUCCUUUCCCUUCCUCCCUCCCAACAAGCACUCUGUGAGGUGAGUGAGGCUGAGAGACUUCAGAGAAGUGUGACUGGCCCAAGGUCACCCAGCAGCUACAUGUGGAGGAGCGGGGAAGCGAACCCGGUUCACCAGAUUAUGAGUCCGCCGCUCUUAACCACUACCCCACGCUGGCUCUCUUUGAAACCAUGCACUAUGGCAUCAUUAGAUGCCGGCCACAAUGUGCAUAUUAAAAGUUCUUCAGAAAUGCUCCAAAAUAUUCUCUAAUCUGCCCUCCACCCUGAUAUGUUACUUUUCUAUAUCCAGAGGUUUUUUGGUUUGGUUUGGUUUGGUUUUAGCUGGAAAACCAUUAAGAUACAAUAGCUGACUUUCAUUCUGAAGCUAUACACUCAAAAAGGACAUUGUCAUAUGCUUUGGUUGAGCUUUUAGACAUUCCUGAUAGACUAUAAUGUACUUUAAAAGUAGUCUGGGUUUCUGUAAAUAAAAUGUCUAUUUUUUAAUGUGGAAAUAAUAUUGUUUCAUUGGGUGACUGGGGAAACCCAGCCAGAUGGUGGGGUAUAAAUAAUAAUAAUAAUAAGGGUCUGUCAUCGUUGUAUGACUGUAUAAAAAUACACAGAUAAUAAGGCUAAAGUUUGGCUGAUUGAGGGGGGAAGUGUGGAGCUGUUUUUAGGAAAUAUAUUUUCCCUCAAGUUCAGUUAAAAAAAAUAUUAUAGCAUGUUCCCCCCCCCCUACACACACACUCACAAGUAUGUGCCCCCACCCCACUAUAGUGGGUAAUAAUAUUGAUAAGUAGUUUAACUGAUGAAUUAAUCACCACAUUCUGGCAACUCUAUGAUUCAUGUCAAUUAUUUAGACUAUAUUGCUGGAAAUGAUUUGAAAUAAUUGCUAGUGAAACAAUAAGAUUCAAGAUCUUUUGGAGUGACAAGGCUCUUAGUUAAACUAAAAAAAAACAAAAAACUGCAGUGCUUCAUUACAACAAGAUGGGGGAAAGUAUUAUGUGGUUUCAAGAUCGUGUGAAAAUUACGGCAUCACCCUAAUGAAAUAAUUCAUGAUUCAUAUCCAUAAAAAUACAUAGUCUUUGAAGGAAUGGGGCUGGUCAUAUAGUCAUAAGUGGCACCUGAAACAAAGUGUUGCAGUGUAGCCCCACUCCUUCAGAGGAGCUCUCUGUUUACAACUCUAGCCAGGAACUGGAGCCUUAUAGUCGUGUGGAGGCAUGAAAGUGUGAGGAGUGGGAAAUUAGCAUUUCCCCCCUUUCCCAUCCCUUGAGAGCUUCCCUUUCUGUGAUAUUUAGUGCUAGAGAGCUUAGGGUAGGGGCUGCUAGCCCACAAAUCUGAGUGUUUUAUAGCUGUGCAGUGGGAUGGGGUGGUUGAGAGUGGGUAUCCUUUGUCCCUUGCCUUCCUCCCGAAAUAUUCCUGUAAACAUCCCAGCUCCCAUAGUGGUCCCUCCUUCCCCCAACGGCCACCUCAGAGGUGCCCAAAGGACCAUCUGGAUCUGAGGGGAGUGAGAACAAGUCUUUUACUUUCGUUGUGGCAUAUUUGUAAUGCUUUCUGUUAUAAUAAUCUUAUGUAAACUGCUUUUGUGAGGGGGCAUCAGAAAAAAAAAUCUCCCCAAUCCUAAUCCCCCCUCCUUUUCAAGAUACUUUCUAGAAUGGACUUGAACAGGCCAAGGCCCUCUUUGUUUUAAAACCUUUCACCUCCUUUCUUUUUCCUUUCUCUCAGCUGUUACCUUCACAUUGCGUACAUCCUAGAAGCUCAAAAGUACUUGUCAGACUUUAUGUGUGAGAGAGAAACAUACUUUUUCUUGUUCAUUUACAGAUAGUUCUGUAAAGCUGGGGUGAUGCAUCCCAGCUACAUCCAGAAGCCGCCAUAUUGAUUUUGAAUAGUCCUGGUUUACUUUCAAACCAUCUAAGUUUGUUUUAAGAGGAGUAGAUGAGCAGCUCAUACAGACAGCUUCUAGAUAAGUUUUAUCAGAAGUAAGUCUCAUUGAAUCUGGUGGCUCUUAGAUUUAUUCUACAUAUUAGAAUAUGGCGGGAGAAUCCUGCUCUGCCCAAGCUUUGAUCUUGGGCUUCUGGAGGCUUCCUCCCAAGAGGUGUGGGGAAAGCCAGAGGAGCUUGACAUCCUACAGAGAAUAAAUGAGGUGUCAUCGGUCCACAACUCUGGUUUAUUUGCCCUGUUAUUUCUCUAGUUAUCUUUUUGAAGUAAUCAUCCACCCUGUCCGUCCUAACUGCUAGGGAAGAUGAGUUGAGUAAGCUAACUAGGAAAACAGAAUGGGUCCCUGGCAUUCCCCUCCUCAACUUCAAAGUAAGGCCCUCCAACAUUCCUCAGGUGGGAGCCUUCAGAAUUCUGAAGAAUCAAAGCCAGGAUGCUUUUCACAUGGUGAGUGCAGUGAGACAUUUAUUGUAUGUUAAUUAAAUAUCAAUGAAAAGAGCACUGAUUUUCAGUUACUUUAAUUAAGGCGUACAUCUUCAUUACCUGAAAAUGGCCAUAAGUGGCACAGGCAUAUUUACAAGCUCCCUGAAUAUAUUUGACAGCGAUUUUUAGAGAACAUUGGCUCGUUCUCUGUUGGCUUAGGCCUUAGUGGUAGAGAAUCUGCUCUGCAUGCAGAAAAUCCCAAAUUCAACCUCCGGCAUCUCCAGUUAGAGCCAGUAGAUUUCCACUUGUGCAGUGAGACUUUUUGCCUCUUUUCCCCUCCCCUGCCUCCCCCCAAAAUGGCUCUGGAGAGGUUAUGAGAACCAUCUGAACAGCACACAGUGGGCAGGAAGGAGGAUAGCUCUAUCUUGCAAAAUGCAAUGUUUGUGUAGAUGGACUGUUUAUAACAGUGCAAGGAUGAAUUCUCCCCAGCACCAGUAUGUUACCUGCUGCUUAUUUUUUGUUCCGCAGUACCUCUUUAGUUUCCAUUUCUGGAGCACACUGAGCUGAAGGUCUUCAGUGCAACAGCACCCACCCCCCACAGCCCAGUUCUCUUGGCUACAUAGUCACAGGUAAUGCAGACUCUGACAGGUUAUAGUUGAACCUAACAUUUCCCCACAGUGUGCAUCACUUUACACUUAGUGUAUUUCACCUGGCUUUUUGUUACCCUUUUACUCAGAUUAGAUCUUUUUAGAGUAGUGUCUGCUUGGGAUGUAUUUAUGGAAAGGUUUUCAGGUACCAAAAUAUGCCUUUGGUAACCUCUUACAUUGCCGCACUGCUUCCAAACACUAGGUCAGCCUAGUGUUUAUGUCUCUGGCAUUUAUCGUCUUAAAACACAGCUACGUUGUUCUUUUUCUCAGUUUGGAUAGGAGCUGGUUUGAGGGGGAAUGGAUCAAAAUACAUUAAAGGAACGACAAGAUGGGUACAGGAUAGAUAUGGAUUGUGGCUAGUGGUGUGUGUACUCCACUUCAUAAACUGGGGGUGAGGGGAGUACAUUGGAUGCAGAGUUAACAGGAGUGCGUACACAACCUCUGAUACCAAAUCAGAUGAAUGCUAGCCAGGCACAUGUCAGGAGUCACUAGAAAUAAGAUUGGAACCUCUGGUUCUGUAUGCUUCUUCCACAUGUGUCCAGCUACUGUUAUUGCAAGUCAAAUCAUUCUUCCAUGGGCUAAAUGUGUUCUUUCACUCAAGGGUGGUUUUACCUGUCCAGACUAUUAAUUUGAUUUGGAAGACACAAAGAAGGUUUUCUAUAAAGAUAUGCAGGUAAGGUUGGUCCUUCGCUUAGCAGAUAUGCCUACUUAGCUGUGCAAGGUCUUAUAAAAAAAAUAUUACUCUUUGAGGGUGCUUUAUUUGUGAUUAAUAACAAAUAUACAUUAGGUGAAGUUGAAAAUAAAGCAAUUUAAUAAAUACUUGGGGGGAGGGAAUACUUUUCAGUGCUGACCCUUAAUUAAGAUGAGGGGCGAUGGAAGCAUAUGCAUCACCAUUUACAGGGCAUGAUUCAGUCAUCCAGCACACACUCUGCUGUCCAUGAUGCUAACAAUUGAGUUUUGUUUUGUUUUUGUGCUGCACACGCAAGCCACCCAGAAGGGCCCUACUAUAUUAGCCCUUAGAGGAUUCUCACACCAUAAUUCUGUUCUUCAUUGCAUCGCUACAGGAAAUGGUUUAGGAGUCUAUGGCUUCUUGAAUCCACCUGACAGGAUUUUCAUCAGUGUGGGGAAGAAUCUAAAAAGAGGGCUCUGGAAGUUGAAAUGCAGUAUGACUUCUAAACACUCUUCUAAUCAAGCAGAAAACAGGAAGAGCUUUUGCCGAGACAGCCAGAUACUGUUGAUGAAAGAAUUUAUCUUUUGUUCCAUAAAUAGGUUUCAGUCCAUCCCUUGCUGACAGAGCAAGAUGCAAGAUAAUGGAGAGGUGAUGAUUCAGGGAGGAAGAGGAUUGGCUGGUCCAGCUUAUUCUUCCUCCUACUUCUCAUUCAGAGCUCUCAUCUGGUGCCUGGACAAAAGGAGAGAGAGAGGGAAUAGAAUGCCUGGAGAAGGAACAAUAAUCUGGGCUGGCCAGUCUUCCCACCACCAAACCUUCCAUGCCACCCUAACCUUGGCCUUUGCUUUGCCUGCUUCUCAUCUUCUACACAUGGGGGGUGGGGGAAGAAUUGUAUCUACAGUGACUUUAUAAUGAUCUUUUUACCCUCUUAAAAUGUUUUCAUAGUAUUCACUCAAAAGCUUUCCAUCUUUGAUGGGCAGAGAUCAAUUUGCCUCAGUUGUUAAGUGAUUAAUUCCUCAAAUGAGCUUUCAAAAUAUUGAUGGCAGAUAAGCUCUGACAUCCACAUACCAUAUUAGCAUGGCUUCGCUUGUACAAUCGUAGCUUCACAGGGCAUAAAUAUUAGAAGAAUAGUGAUGCCAUGAAACCCUGGAAUAUAAUUGGGGUGCUGCUAGUUUUAUAUAAUGGGAGAGCUUCCACUAGAGGUUCAUCAGAACAGUUCCUGGACAAUACCACUUCAGGCUCGAGGUGAGGGGUUUUAGCGUUGCCUUCUCCAUGUCAUCAUAAGUGUUGUAUGUGCAUGGAUUUCCUCAUAUGGGGAAGCAUUCUUCAAUGUGAUCUCCUAUCUCAACUUUAUUUGAAAAUUCUACACAGGUUUCAUCUGAUUAAGGUACCUCUGCCCGUACGGGCCAGUCGUGUCCGACUCUAGGGUUGUGCGCCCAUCUCACUUAAGAGGCCGGGGGCCAACGCUGUCCGCAGACACUUCCGGGUCACGUGGGCAGCGUGACAAGCUGCAUCUGGCGAGCCAGCGCAGCACACGGAAACGCUGUUUACCUUCCCGCUAGUAAGCGGUCCCUAUUUAUCUACUUGCACCCAGGGGUGCUUUCGAACUGCUAGGUUGGCAGGCGCUGGGACCGAGCAACGGGAGCGCACCCCGCCGCGGGGAUUCGAACCACCGACCUGACGAUCGGUAAGUCCUAGGCUUUUACCCACAGCGCCACCCACGUCCCUCUUCAUCUGAUUAGGACCCACCUAACUUACCACAAAAUUUGGCUUCAGGUAAAAUUCACUUUAUAGUUUUUGAAGCCAUGAAAACCUUGUUUCCCCAUCUAAAAACAACAACAACCAGCACCUCCCAAAAUCAAAAAUGCAUGAAAACCUUACUUUCUUACUAUACUUACUAUAAUUUUCUUGCUAAAUGUAAACUUACCAGUUUAGGAUUGUGGAAUGUUUUGUGUAUAACUUAGCACAUAAAGUAGUACUGAUUGGUAUUGUUCCACUCACCCCACCUUCUUUCCUAGGGCAUUGCUUGGCAGGCUUCCUCAAUGCUCCCUUCCUCCUUCAGUUCUAGCACCCACCCAACCUGUAGGUACUUCCUGUGUGCCUUCCUUCUUACAGGCCGGGUGCUACCUAUUUUUUUUGGGGGGGGGGGUUGAGUAUUGUGAGGCAUCCUUCCCUGCCAGCAAUUAAUACUGCCAGGGCAGUAAGAGUAACGCGUAACAAUUUUCUCCUCACCUAGCCACUCCUUCCGCUCCCCAACUCUGGCAAGGUAGGGAAGCAGUGGUAGGGGUCAGUGUUGGUAACAGUGAUGGGAGUUGCAAAUAUUGUCUCGAGUUGUGGGGAAGCAAAACUAGUGUGGAGGCAAUGAUGUGGGAACAUUGCAGAGCAAUUUAUGAAGUGGGAGGUAAUGCAGUCUACUUCAAAUCCAUUACGAAUACACUUUGAUCACAUCUGUGGGUUGCUGCUUCAUAUACCUGCAGUAAAAGACCUGUCUUGAGGUGCCCAUAGACAUCACCUUGCUUAUAUCAUCAUUAGAUGGAGAGGAGAGAAUUGUAUGUCUUUUGCCAACAUGUGUGCCUAUUUCCUGGUCUUUGUGGGCCAUUUGCCUGCAAGUAUCCUAACAAAAGAUGUGCAUCACAACUUUGCCACUGACUAUUCCAUAAGUUUCAACUCCUCCUUCUGGAUGCAUUAACCCUUUCCUUUUGCAACCUCCAUUCUUAAUAUAUAUUUAUAAAAACAUGAAGUAUAAAUGCUUUGUUCCAAUUCAGUUACAAUAUACGUUUUGUUAGAUAUGGAGAUGCAAGCUGUUGCACCAUAAGGGUACCUAAGUAUAUCUUAGAUUUUGCCAGUUGGGAAAAUAAGAAAAAAAAUACAGUGAAAAUUGAAACCAUAAAUAUUGUAGUAAAAGGAGGAAAGUUUUAUUAUCUGGGCUUAGAAACAAUAUGUUGCUAUAGGAAUUCUCAUUUAAUAACUUUAAGGCAAAACCCCUAUCAAGUGGUGGUGGUGUUUUUUUUCUGGAGGGGGAGAACAAAAUUGGGGUUAGGGUGGAACUUACUAGUAUCAUCAGUGCUUCUCACAGUAGUCUUAUGAUAUAUAUAUGUAUGUAUAUAUUUUUAAAAGGUGACUGCCAAGAAAACCAUUGUUGAGGCCAGUGACUUUCCCCUCAACCCCCCUCAAAGGUCCUCCCCAACUUUUGCCACCUGAAUGCCCUGUAUAGACCUCUGCAUUAAUCAUGCAGAAACAGAAAAAACCCUCACCUUUUUAAGACAAGUUCAGAAAAUAAACAUUUGUAUACUGUUGUUAAGGAAUGGCAAUAUGUAUAGAUACCCAGUAAAACUUUGUAAUAGUAUAGCAUAUCAUCAUUAAUAUGCAUCACAAGGCUACAGUACCAUUCACAUGAAAUGGGAAGGGAACCGGGUUGAACGUAGUAGAGUUGGCUUCUUGAGUAAGCGUGGACAGGAGUAGGCUGCAAGUAUCAUACUAACUGCAGAGAAACAUAGCUAUCGUGAACCCAUAUAUUCAUAUCUUGCUCCAUCCCUGUAAAUGAAAUAUCCUUAAGAAUACUAAUAUAUAUUUCUGAGUUCUCAAAUUGGUGUCCUAAAGAUACAUAUUUUCUGGUCCUGAACUUUCGCUUUGAGCUUGCAUGAAUUCAGUGAAGCUCCUCAAUUCUUGUACGUGCUUGCUUGUUCCUUGUGUGUAGGUAUAUAUUUUCAAAGUUCUAUCAAAUUGUUUUGUUUGAUGCAGUGACCUGAGGAAUGAGAAAGCAGAAAUGUCAGAGGCCCAGUUGUCCAAAGGCCUUGUCACCAUGCGGCAAAAGAAGGAUGACUGGCAGAUUCCUAGUUUAGUGCUAAGAGGCUUAUGUAUUUACUGAUGCAGACAGAUACGGUAGCAAUGCUAUAAUUACCAGUCUUAUUACCUUUCAAUACAGGAUAUAGGAGUUUUGCAUCUGUGAAAUUGGCAGUAAUUUAUUUUAACGUGCUACUUCUAAAAGUAUUUCAAUCAUCAUUCUAAAAGGUUUUUCUUCUUUUAGAAAAAUGCAAUGUACCAAUAUUUCUGCUGGGAUAAAGGGAAAAGACCCAAAAAAUGGGCGGGAGUAAGGGUUAACUCUAAACCUUCACAUUGCUAGAUAAUAGGGCUUGUAAAACCCAACUUUGGAGUCAAAAAUUAUUCUUCAAAACCCUGUUGCAUGUUUCCCAUCCUAUGGACUACAGUUUGUUAUAAACUCUCUGUUGUUGGCAUCUGUCUGUCUCGGGAGACAAUGGAAGAAGUGUGCCUUUGGGGGUGAAGUUAAACUGUUGGAAGGUUACAGCGCCUGCUGUGGCUGUAGAGACCAAUAUGGAAGACAUAAAGGUAAAGUAAAGGGGCCCCUGACCAUUAGAUCCAGUCGUGGACGACUCUGGGAUUGCAGCGCUCAUCUUGCUUUAUUGGCCGAGGGAGCCGGUGUACAGCUUCCGGGUCAUGUGGCCAGCAUGACUAAGCCACUUCUGGUGAACCAGAGCAGCACACGGAAAUGCCGUUUACCUUCCCACCGGAGUGGUACCUAUUUAUCUACUUGCACUUUGACAUAUUUGGUUGCAAAUUGGACAGAUGAAGGCAUCCAGUUGUUCUGCUGCAAAUGCACCAAGGUGUUUCUUCUCUGCGCUCCUCCCAGUGGUCAUUCCUUCUCUAGUCACUGCUAUGGAUACAUGACCUGUCUGUCUGUCUCCAGGCACUGCAGUCGUCUGCAAGGAAUUCCCACAUGGGGUUAAUGUUGACAGCCUUUGUGUCAAGUUUGCAGACAUCUUUGUAAUGCAGAGUUGGUCUUCCAAUGGACUACAGUUUGUUACAAACACAAAGCAUUUAUUUGCACAACCACCCUAUGAGAAGGUAGGCUGCUGUUCCUGUUUGCAGAGGAGAAAUCAAGGCUAAGGAAGGUCUUUAAGUGUGACUACAGCAGAGAUGGAAACUUGAUCCAAAGCAUACAGGGCCCGCCUCCAUCCCUUUGUUCAAGAAGAAGAAGAAGAGUUUGGAUUUGAUAUCCCGCUUUAUCACUACCUGAAAGAGUCUCAAAGCGGCUAACAUUCUCCUUUCCCUUCCUCCCCCACAACAAACACUCUGUGAGGUGAGUGGGGCUGAGAGACUUCAAAGAAGUGUGACUAGCCCAAGGUCACCCAGCAGCUGCAUGUGGAGGAGCGGAGACUCGAACCCGGUUCCCCAGAUUACGAGUCCUCUGCUCUUAACCACUACACCACAUUGGCUCUCAAGCUAGGUGUGCCCCAGAAGCGUCUUCCUGGGAGCAACUGCCUGAGAGUGGCACCUGUCAAAGAUGCAACCUCUGCACUUGUUACAACCUUUUCUAAUGCAUCUAAGGCAGUCGCAGAAAGCUGUGUGUGUACAAGUCAGAGUUCUGCAUGACGAAUGGCUCCUAACCCUCACACCCCGCUUGCCUGAGCCGUUGCUUCUUUUAAAUCACCCAUCUUAUCUUGAAGAAACACAUCUUGUUCUGUAUCCGAACCAGGUUGCUUAUCUCACCUCCAGAGGCUGCCCAUCAACGUGAGGGUGUGAAGUGAAAUGACUUCGCCAGCUAUCGGCUCAAUUUGCAGUGAGCAACCCGCAUCUCGAUACCAACACAUAAUUCAGUUGGUUUUGGCAGAUUGCUAAAAGGAAGGCUAGAAUCACACUGCCAGGGACACUGAAUUAUAUCAACUUGAGACAGAAUCUGAGCCCUGCAGGUCAGGAUUUGAGGACACUAAAGGAAGCUUAAGCUUGUAUUUGUAACAACAAAUAUUUUGAAAUGUGGAUGCUCAGUGCAGACCAAACUAUAAUGGAGGCUGAGGUUAACAUUCGACAAAAUUUUGCAGAAGCAAUUAAAUACAAUGCAUAUGUUAUCAGUUAAAUUUAUAAUUCAACACAGGAAGCAGCUGUAUUGAUUGAUCUUUAUAUUCAAUGUGAUCAUUGUUAGGGGAAACAAUUCUUAUAUUCAUUCCUAAAACUAGUAAGAAGCUGCUCAAAAAUCCUUCAUAGCUAAAGUUAGUUUAAACACACUGACCAUUUAUAUGCCAACCCUAAGAAUUGCCAGGCACAUCACUAUCAAUGCUCAGGACUGUGUUUUGCCGUAAUUCCAUGAGAAUGUAGAAACAGAAUUGAAAACAAAAUUGCGUUUCAACAAUUUUUAAAGCAAGUUUCUAGCCCUUAUGGUCAGGAACACAUGCAUGUUGAAACUGUGGACAAUGAUUUCUGAAAACAGAAGCCUGAGGAAUGGUUAAAAUGCAUUUUCACUGGGGCUUCCAUGGCCUGCGUAGGUCCUUGGCCCUCUACCAGAACAUUUUUGAACUUGUAUUAUCCCUUCCCUCCUUUGGUUUGUUGAUUUGCAAUUCCUCCUCUUAGUUGGUCCCUGGUUAUUUAGCUGGAACCCUUCUACCCACCCCAUAACAAAAUCUGUCCAGAGGUGUCAGCUUUUAUAAUCAAAUAAACCAAGCCACUGUGAUAAGUAUGUGUUGUUAUGGGCUUCUAUUUCAGAUGUCUGUGAGUAGGACUAUUGGUGUAAGUUGCCUAGGGAAAUACCUUGAUGCCCUCUUAAUAGUCUGUUGAAGCAUAUAGCUAUGCUCCAUGCAACCUAUCUAUUUGUAAGUAAACACAAAAUACUACAAGACAACUUGCACCUGCAUUUUUGGACACCAAAGUCAAUAUAGGUUAGGCAAGGCCCUUGUUUUCAAAUGGCUCCUAUACACACACACACACAUAUAUGUUUUGUUCUGUUUAUGGCCUGACAGCUGCACAUCAGAAUGAAGCCCAUAAAAUUGUGACGUAUGGAUGUAUUUCACCAAAUCCUUCCUGGGUGACAUUUCAAAGGCUGUACUGGCCAGCCACAAAUGUAACAAUCACUGAAAGAAGCACAUAUAUUCAACAUUCUAUAUAGUGUGUGUGUGUGUGUGUGUGUGUGUGUGUGUGUGUGUGUGUGAAGAGCAUGGGUAGAGUGUAAAGAAGGGCUGGGUAUGGUUAUUUCUGGCUUCUGUUGCCAUUGGUUUAACCUAUCUGAACUGGUCACAGUGCCAACAUCCCUUAUACUUCAUUAAAAUGCACCACAAUCUUACUCAUGUUUAUGCAGAAGUACAUCUCCCCUGUGACUUACCCUCUGUUAAGUGUGCUUCAGGUCACAGCCUCAGAAGCGAUGUUUCGAGUGGAGUCCUAUACCCACCUCCCUGGGAAUAAGCCUCACUGCACUCAAUGGGGCUUGUUACUGAGGAGCUAUGUGUAGGAUUGCACUGUCAGCGAAGUUUUACAAACCUGUAAAGCAGCUGUCCCUCCUCCCUCCUGGUGCCUCCAUUGUCAGCAUCACAACAGAAAGAUCUGCAAGAAGGGAGGGUCUCUUUUUCUUUUCUUUUUAUCUUGUCAUUCCAGAAUCCCACUUCUCGCCUUCAGCUGCUUGCAUCCAUAUUGAUGGGGAACAGGAUAAAUAGAACAAGCUAAUUUGUAAUCCCAGAUAGAAAAUGAUGGCUCGACUGUUUCCGUCAUUGAGCACUCUGCCAGUUUAAACAGCUGAUUAGUCAGCUUCUGUGGAAUCGAUCUGAAUCAGUUCCACCUGCAUGCUCCCACCAGGAGCCACUUUAUUGUAAAUCAAUCAUUCUGAAAACAACUCACAAAGGGGCCAGUCCUCACUAACAAGCCAUCAAUUUGACCUGUCUGUCUGGAGCACACUGCCAAUUAGGAGUGCAACAAACAUUUAUUCAAAAAUUAUGGGCAAGUUUACACAGUUUAUUUUUCCUCUUCUUAAGAGGCACCUGUAGCAAUAUAUGUUGCUGUAUCAUGUUUGUUUUUAAAAUCUUAUUUGGGGAGGGGGCAGUUUCCAGCUAUCGCAAUAGAAAGAGCUUUUGGUAUGUGCAUGAGAAAGAAAACAUGUUCAGAAUUUUAACAAACAGAUGGGGCAGUUAGCCUUUAUUACUAAAAGCCAAUGUUAGCAGGAACUCAGAAGCUUUAUGUCCUGCCCUUGAUCCCCUAGGGUAUAAAGAUCAAUCCUAGAAGUCAGAGAAGUUCUCCUCUUUCUUUGACAUGAUGAAUUGCUAAAUUUUGGCCUUGCGGGAUAGUGGCUCAUCCAACUGGCAGUGGUUGGAGAAUCUGCCUUAGGAGGGAUGCACAGAUAUAUGGUUUGGUCUUUCAACUUUUCCUUUAAGAUAGUUCAAACUAUCCUAAAUAAAAGAGAAUGAAAAAGCUAUGUUCUAGUUUUCUGCCCUUUCUUUUUCUUUCUUUUUUAAUUGGCAUGUCUGGGCAUUUCAUUUAUGUCAAUACUAAAGUGUGAGAAUAAUUUUGGAAGCUCUGUGUUGUGUUUAGUAUCUCAAGAGUGUAAGACUCUUCCAAAUAGAUGCAGGAGGGAUGGGUGCGGGGAUAUGUACUGCUUUAAGCUCUGAUGCCAGGCUGGGUAUGCUAGCUGAGAUAAUGCGAUUGCAUUGCCAAAGUGUGCUUUUUGAGACAGGUUAUGGUUGGCUAUAAAAAUGUGAUACUCUGUCAUACAAGCUGCAUAACACCACAGCUCAAGAAGAAGAAAAAAGGCUAGGGAAAAUAUUUCAUUCAAACCCUAACUUAAAAGCAUAAGAAGAACCUGUUGGAUCAGGCCAAUGACCAUCUCGUUCAGCAUCCUGUGGCCAACCAGAUGCCUGUGGGAAACCGCCAGGUUGAAUCUGAGCACACACGCACUCUUUUCUCCUGUUGUCUCCAGCAACUGGUAUUUGGAAACCAUUCUGCCUCUGACUGUGGAGGCAGAGCGUAGUCAUCAUGGCUAGUAGCCAUCUAUAGAUAGCCUCCUUUUCAUGAAUCUUCUUUUAAAGCCAUCUAAGUUGGUGCCCAAAAGGGACGAGGGUGGCGCUGUGGGUUAAACCACAGAGCCUAGGAUUUGCCAAUCAGAAGGUUGGCGGUUUGAAUCCCCGCAACGGGGUGAGCUCCCGUUGCUUGGUCCCUGCUCCUGCCAGCCUAGCAGUUCAAAAGCACGUCAAAGUGGAAGUAGAUAAAUAGGUACUGCUUCAGCGGGAAGGUAACCGUUUCCGUGCACUGCUCUGGUUUGCCAGAAGCGGCUUAGUCAUGCUGGCCACAUGACCCAGAAGCCGGCUCCCUCGGCCAAUAAAGCGAGAUGAGCGUCACAACCCCAGAGUUGGUCACGACUAGACCUAAUGGUCAGGGAUCCCUUUAUCUUUACCUUUAAGCUGGUGCCCAUCAUUGUCUCCUGUAAGAGCAAGUUCCAUAGUGUAACUAUGUCCUGUGUGAAGGAGUUUUUUAGGAAGAACUUGGUGACUUUAAAAUGUCUUACUGUCACAGAACUCUUUCCAAAUCAAUGCAUUUGCUAAAGAGCUCCUCCACAUGUGUCACAGAACCCCAGCGCAUUGCAGAUGAUUCUGUGAUGUUCCAGGGUGAAUUGUGCACUCAUUUGCUCAACAGAUGGAUAAGUCUGAGAACAUGACCCAGAACAUGUCCAACACUCUUGUGCAGCUGGAGAUGAUUGGCCAAUCGGCUGGCCGCGGGGGCUUGGCCUGGGUCAUUUAAGGCCAGCGUGGCCUGGGAUCUCCCCUUUACGUCCUCGCCCCCAGCUGCGGUUUCCCACCCACCCACCCUCUAGGUUUUCCCUCUGAUUUUGCUAUGGACCUCGGUCGCCGCAAGGGGCCUGGUAGGAAUUUUUCCACUUGGCUAACUGGCAUUGAUUUAAAGCCAUUUGGUUUUUUUGCCUACCUCGUAACAAAUCGUCACAACGCCUUUGGUUUUGGCGGUUAGGCAUUGGUAGGGGUAUUAUUAUGCUGAUGAGAUGGGGGGGAGCGCCAUCACCUCCCCCAAAUAUUCAGGGUAGUCCGGUAAAGGAUUCCGGGGGGCGUUGCCUCGUCCGAAACCUAUGGAGGCUAGGACCUAGAGCACGCCCCCGAGCAGUGACCCCUCGGGGAGCGCCUAGGGAUGUGCAUCUCAGGGGCUCCCCCUGCUGGUGUUAACCCUUUCCGGUUCUCAUGCCGGAUAGUCUGAUAGGGCCAAUGCCUAAAGCCAAUACCAAUACCGCUCUUACCUGUAACCAAUAAAGUUGUGGUCAUUUUUCGCCCAUUAACCUAAAUUAUGGUGUCCUGUGUCUUCAUUUAUUCCAACUGGUGGGGAGGCGGGAAUCACCACGCAAGUUUGUCUGCUUUUACUAAUAUAACAAAACAGGUGUGAGGGGAAAGGCAGCAGACUUUGCAUCUUGUAAGACUCUUAAGAGGGAAUGUGGGAAUAGAGGAGGCACAAUACAGGUCUAUGAGGAUCUGUAGUUGCAAUGCAAGUUUCACCAAGCCCUUUUGGGAAGGAGAGGCAUACAGUGGCUGAUUUCUCCAUCUCUUGAAAUACAAAAGCCAAAGAAGAUUGUCACAUAAUAAAGUAAGAAUGUGCACAUUUACCAGGAUAACUUAAUUUAUAAUUGCUGCUGCUCAAAAUGUGAGAGAGGACACCACCCAUUACAUGCCGUUCCUCCGCUCCCAGAAACUGAAGCAAGAACUUGACAGUCCUUCUCAUGUCCCCUCUCUUGGUUCUACUUUAUUACCACUGUAGUCAGCCCAUUCUUCAGAAAUGCUGAAAGUCCAGCGAAAAAAUAAAUGGUUUCUUUAGCCUAUACUUGUCCUGCCAACUGAUCCUUGGAAUGCCUUUUGCUAUAACUCACUUUCAUUCUAGGCUGGAAUUAUGGAGGCUCAAUGCCGAAAAGCGACACCAAAUGCUUUGUAUUUUCUGUCUCAAUGACUUUCACCCUCCGUUUGUAAGGAAAGAGAUGUAGGCAGAGUCCUCGAUAGGACAGAGAAGGAUUCACAGGCUCAAAUGGAACCCAAGCCCUGUUUAUUAUUUGGCUGAGGGAUCUGAACUGUUUCAGUGGGACUUACAUCAGAGUAAACAUAGACAUAUUGGUUUUAGUAUGUUUAUGGUAUCUGUAAGUCGCUUUGAGUCAUUUCCACAAGUAAAGUAAGUCUGAUGAUGAUAAAAUAUCCGGUCUGGUUUCAUACCUGGUUUUGGGAGAGAGAUGGGGAAAUAUGAGCCUGUUGGUUCCCCUUAAUCUCCAAGUGGCUCUUGGCACCAUAGACCAUGGUGUUCUUCUGCAACAACUCAAGAAGGCACUGUACUACAGCAGUUCUGCUCCUACCUUCAGUGUCAAACGGAAUCUGUUCCGGAAGUCCGUUCGACUUCCAAAACAUUUGGAAACCAAAGCGCAGCUUCUGAUUGGCUGCAGGAACCAAUCAGAAGCUGCGGAAGCCCUGUCGGACGUUCGGCUUCCAAAAAUAGUUCACAAACUGGAACAGUCACUUCCGGGUUUGUGGCGUUCAGGAGCCAAAACGUUCGAAAACUAAGCUGUUUGAAAACCAAGGUACAACUGUACUAGAAAAUAGCUUUUGGGCUGUGGGGAUCCACAAGGAUCCAGUCUGUGCUUCCUAUGCUUUCUAUAUGGAACCAUUGGAAGCUGUCUGUCUUUCUGGAUCCAUGUUCCUUCUCCUGCAUCCUAUUCCUCACUCUGUCAUGUCCUCAGGUAUCACCUUGGCACCGGAUAAUGUGUAGCUUGAUGUCUACUGAGGAAGAGAUCUGAUCUUCCAUUUAGUGCAUGGAAGGUAAUAAAUGACCUUGUUUUCUUCCUAGCUGACUAUAGCAUAGUAUCAUAAACCUCAAGAGGCAAUUGUCUGGUCAUUUCUACUUACUGCACUCAGAGCUAGGAAGGGUCUAUGACCAUUGGCAGGAAGAAAAUGGGAUUGCUACUUCCUUUUUGGGUGGGUUUCAUGUAUUUUUGAGGGUUGUCUGACCAGCAGAGUUGAUAGCACAGCUUUUAAAAGCAUAGGAACCCUCCUACACAGGAGAAAAGGCAGCAACCCAAGAAGGUAAUCUGGAAUAAGAGGUAACCUAUGCAAGCUGUUGUAUAGAGGCUAAAAAGUGAGAAGCCCCUCAGUUCAAGUGUAAUCUCAACUAUUAAUUCAUUAGGGGACCUUAGACAGGCAGGUGUUCUUCCAGUUUCUGUCCCCUCCAUCCUCUGCAAUAUGAGGUCAAUAAAACUGGCCUCUGUUACACAAGUACUGUAAAGAAUACUGGAGAGCUUGACUUACACUAUACAGAAGCUAUUAUCAUGCUAAGAUACACAUUCUGGAAUGUGAGGGUCUCAAGGGCUUGCAAAUUGAAAUCCAUGCAUUUCUUAGAAGGCAGUCUUCUGUAGGUCUUUAGGACUGUCAUGGAGCCAUAAUUCUUCAUAUGCCAAGUCUAUUUCUUGAGCCUGUCCUGUUAAAAAUAAAAAAAAUCCAACUGGAUCCCACUAUCCCAUAUCAAGCCGCUACAUUCCCAGCCAAAAUGAUCUGCAAGUCCCCCACCAGCUGCCAGUGUUUCCAUAAAUGCUCCGGUGUUGUGUCUGCAGCCAGAUGGUCCUUGACAAAAUCUUCACAUGUCAACUUGCAUUGUGAUAUCAGAGCAGUUUCUUCCCCAUAGUUUUGUGUGCAUGUGCACACACUUGCCAUUAUUUCCCUUCUCUUUUUUUCCUGCACUCUGAAGAAGGAUUUCUGUUUUACCUCAGACGUUAUUCAGUAAUGGCAGCCUAUGAAUCGCUGAGAAUUUUGCAUUUAAUUCCGACAGUUCUAACACGUUUUAUUCCAGGAUGUGGCUUUGCUUGAUACAGAAUUUUUAUCCAUAGAAUGGAUAGCAGAGAGAUACUGUACACAGCUUUGCUAUAUUUUCUUGUUGUGUGCCAAGGAGGAAGAAGAAUCGCCACAGAACCCUAGUGAAUUGCUAGAGGAGGGACAAAGAGAAAGGAAGGUAAUACAAAUAAUAUGCAAAGGGCUAACUAACAAGACUUGGGAGAGUUGGCCUAGACUAGUGGGAGAAGGUAUGUGUAAGGAGCUACAGUGGCACCUUGGUACCCGAACUGCUUAGUUGUCAAACAGAUCUGCUCCCAAACGCCGCAAACCUGGAAGUAUUUUGGUUUGUGAAUGUUUUUUUGGAAGCCGAAUGUCCGACGCAGCUUUCACAGCUUCCAGUUGAGUGCAGGAAGCUCCUGCAGCCAAUCAGAAGCCGUGCCUUUUCAAACGGUUUUGGGAGUCGAAUGGAAUCCCGAGUUGAACCCUGAAUGGCAUAUUAUCAGCUUGAGAUGAAGAGAAGAAGGAGGAAUGGGAGAGUUAUUUCUUUAUCAAUCAAACAAACAUCCGGAAUAUCCCUUUCCUCUUUUGAAAGUCAUUUGUCCCCCAUGAAAGGAGGGCAUUUAAUGGAGACUGGUGUCUUCUAUUCCUUAUGGGGAGGGAGGCUUGCAAUUGUUUAUAAGGAUUUCUACUUUUUCUUCCUUUCUGGAACAACAACAAAAUCUUUGCUGCCACUCCCAGUGAUGGUUAAGCUGCAGUGGGCAGCCCGACAGUUUUCCUAACUUUAGUCAUUCUGUGACAAUGAUAAAUACCACCACCAUACAUAUAUUCAUACUCCAUGAAUUCUCAUAUUCUCUCUCUCUCUCUCUCUCUCACACACACACACACACACACACACACCACCCCAGCCAUAAUUGUAGCCCAGCUCAGGGUUCGAGUCACGAGUGGCAGCUGGUACCCAUGAAAAUCAGAGUGCUCAGGAUUCCAACUCCACCCAAGCUCGUCUACCAGCCCCAGCCUUAGCCUCACCCCCUCUUGAGAUUCAAUAUUAUCAUCCCGUGAUUAUGUGUGAGUGACUUCAGCUGAAAAACGUGUGAGGGAGAGAUGAAUUCUCUUGUUUCUAGUGUCUGACUUGAGAUACCCAGUUUACAGAUGCAAACUGUUACUUGAUAGUCAUUAGCGGAUGUACUUCAAACCAGCUCUGAAUUCUUAUCAGUGCUCCUCCUUAUUUGAUACAUUUUCUCUGGAGUUUGCAUGCAUGCUGCGAUACCAUGAAAACUGUCAUAUUUGAUUAUAUUUUUUGUGAGACUUUUUUUUCUUUUCAUUUCUGUACAUUUACCAUGAAUAUUAGUUUUAAAAUUUGAAACAGCAAGAGGAAGUACUUUGCUUGUUGGGGAAAAUAUUUCAGAGUCUGUCCAGUUUAAUCUUGCCACCAUAACCACGAGAUGGCCACCCUAACCAGCAGCGAGGGUGUCCUUCAAAGACUAGCCCCUAGGCACUGGCACUGGUGUCUAACAUCUAGCAGCCGCACAUCAGUCCUAGGGAAAUUAAAGCCAAUUUCUGGACACCAGACUGUGGUUUUUAUUCAUACAUCUAGACAGCAUGGAGACUGCCUUGCCAUAUACUGACAUAAAGGACAAAUAGACCUAGUUAUUAUCUGUGACACAGUGAGAGCCCAGAUGACAUGCUCCGACAAGGUCUGAAAACAGUAAAAUAGAGAUGUUGAAAGGAACUGGUGUUAAAAUGAAGCUCCAAGGACUGCAUCAUGGGAUGGUGGCAGGAUUAGGUGUGUAGUGUCUUAAAAGUAGCAUAUUGGGACACACACGCACUCCUUGCCAGUUAACUUCAAAUCCUGUCCAUAUAAGAGGCUGAGUUUGAUCUUAGCAUUGUUAGUCCAGUGAAUUCUUUGUUGGAGUUCUGAAUUUGCAAUAUAUGAGGUAAGUGUUGAAUCUUAUGUAGCCAAAAUAGCACCAUUCAUGUUACGAAAAUACAAACAUUAUUUAGCGGGGAGGGGGAAAUCCAGAGGGUGGUAGUCAACUAAGUUUUACUUAGACUAGAUCCAUGACAUUAAUGAACAUAAUCCAUUUCAGUGGGUCUACUCUGAGUACCACCCACUAAAUGGUCAUACACCAAAGAGAACCCAAUGGAAACAAAGCAUGCUAAUUAGCCACUGGAAUUGCUAGUAAAAACAGGUGGGGCCCAUGGAGAAGGGGAAAUGGAAUUGGCUGGAGAAGGGGAGGGUAUGGCCGCAGUAGUCUAGGAGGCUUCAAAACAAGUUGGCAGGAUAGGACUAGCUCAGGUAUCUUCAACCUUUUCAGGCCAGGACCCAUUUUUAACACACAUGCAUUGGGGAACCCAUUUCUUAUUCUUUUACCAUACAUUUGCAUGGUGGUAAUGUUCUUGUUGCGACCCGCCUUGGAUCUGGCUGAGACCCACGUGGGUCCCGACCCACCAGCUGAAGACCAGUGGACCAGCCCAUAGAGAAGGCAAUGAGUGCAGAGGGUGUAAAGAGGAGAGUGGAAACUGGGAAGUUUCUGUAUAUUUAUUCCUCCUUUGCCCUUUACUCCAUUUCUGUCUUUUUCUCCAAGUGAAAUAAGUGUGUGUGUGUGUGUGUGUGUGUGUGUGUGUGUGUGUAAGAACCUUCUCAUUGUUUUGAUAUGUCAUUCCCUGGUUUACUUUGAGAUGCUAUUUUUAAUCGUCUCCAUAGAAGGAAGUGAGAGUUGCCUAUAGAAACCAAUGGAGAAAUUAAGUUAGGAUUGGGCAUUAGUACAUCCUAACCUAACGAAAAUACCAAAAAUAGAGCAGCAAAGAAAAGAGUUCCUGCAAGUUAAGGGAUAUGCUGAAGCCAAGAGGGUUACAAAAUAGAAUCUUCUUCUAUUUUACUCAGUUUGGAGGGCUGUGCUGAGAUACAGAAACCCUGCGCUGUUGUUAAUGCAGAUCAGAGGUAGGACUGAAUCUGCUUCGGAUUCCCAAGUUGCACCCACACCAUACAUUUAAAGCAGCUGUUACAUGCCACUUUAAUUGUUGUGACAUCUCCCAAACAAUCUCAGAAACUAGCAUAUGCAGUGGUACCUUGGUUUAAGAACAGCUUAGUUUAUCAACAACUUGGAUUAAGAACGCUACAAAUUUGGAAGUAGGUGUUUUGGUUUGUGAACUUUGCCUUGGAAGCAGAACAUGUUCCGCUUCCUGUCGAGUGUGUUCCGUUUGUAAAUUGAGUACUGCUGCUAUGGGAAAGCAUGCCUUGGUUUAAGAACGCUUUGGUUUAAGAAUGGACUUCCAGAACGGAUGAAGUUCAUAAACCAAGGUACCACUGUAAUUAGUCUUGCAACAUUGGUGAUGUAUAAAUGGCUUCUGCAUGUGGUUUCAAAUGCAAGAGGCUGUGCAAUGCAGUGAAAGCUUGUUCAUGCCAGAAGCACCAAAUUCUGCGUACAAAUCCCCUUAAAAUGGAUUUCCUCUCCAAUCCUGGUAGGAGGGCCCCAGCAGUGACUUUGAUGCCAGAGGCCUCAGACAUCCCAGAACGCGGCAUGAUUGCCAGUCCGUGUCACUGCUAUUCUUGUAGCCUGCAGGUGUCAAUGCAAGCACCAAUAAAAAUGAACCAAUAAGGAUAGGGAAAGGAAUUUAGCAAGAUGAGGAAGUUGGGGAAAAUAUAUUUUUCAUGCAUAAGUCGAUCAAAUUCAGCAGCCUGCUGUGAUGGGAAAGAUACAUAAUAUGAUAAAGCUUGGUAGCAAAGACAUGUGUGAUUGAACAAACCAAUGAAGAGAUAACAUUUGAAAGCUUUACAGCUUGGAAAGCUGUUAGCAAGCUGGGGUCCCCUUCAUCAUUUUUAAUUUUAGUUUUACUGCCCUUCAUUUGCUUUGACAGGUUGAUGUUGCCAUGGUGCAGUUGAAAUCCUCAUAAAAGUGCUGUUACCCUUUCCAAGAAGGCUAUUUUUUCCAAGGGUUUAUGCCACAUUUUAUAGUUAUGUCAGAAGGUUUACUUGGUUUAUGAAUCCUGCAAGCAGUAGGAUUGCUUUGGAAACUCUGAGUUGCAUUUUGGCUUCUGCCAUUUAACGGUUUAAGCUUUAAAAAAAGAUCACCAUAUCAACGUGUUAUGUCCUUUCAAUAAUUAAACUCAUUACAAAUUUAUCCUUUUGUUAAUAAGGGCACAUAAAAAGCAUUCUAUGCUUAUGCUACCCAUUUGAUCCAAAAAAUAUUUGCUGCAGAGGGUGGGUGGAUGUGGGGAGAUGUCACAUGUCCUUAAAUAUUGAUCAGAUAUUGGAAACAACAUCAUCAAUCACAUAAACAUUUACGAUUUGGAGGUGGGUGUGGGUGGAUUGGUACUUACACAGAGUUUUUGUCAUACCUAUAGAGUUAUUUCCACUGGCAGGCAACCCAGGAUGCCCAUGACAACCUGUCCAAAUGCUAUAGCCAGCAGCAUGCAAAUGUCAGUCUCAAAUAUAAAAACUUCUGCUAGCAUGAAAAAUAGCAUGUCCGUGAUAGCUCACUUUCUCUGACCAUUGGCAGAGGAAGUAUUCACUUGACAUCAAGUUAACAUGGGGUCACAGCACAGUAGGGAGUUAGCCAAAUAUGUUACACUACCCAACUAGCUCUGAUCCAUACUGCACUUGGCCCUAAACUACAAGAACAGAGAUUGGCUAAGAUAUGUUUAUGCAGUUUCCAUUAAAAAUGCAGUAUUGGGCCACGUGGAAAAGAAACAAGCUGCCCAGUCUGUGUUUUUUGGUGAGCCGCCUCUGAUGGAUAAGCUUGCUAGGAAGUAAGUUGCAUUGAAAUAAGUAAGACUUCUGUGUGAAUGUGCUUAGGGUUGUGCUGCAAGUAACUUGCAACAUCACAGAAAACCUAUAUCAGCGAGUGGAAUUGACCUCAGGCUUCUCAAGAACCAGGCUGGUAGUUUUUCUUCUGUUGCAGGCUUCCUCUUCAACUUUUGGGUGGUGGCGGUGUGACAUGUGCCUUUACAUUAAAGACAUCUUUGAUCCAACGAUUUUGGAACAAGAACACUUCCCCCCAUUUCUACCCCUUUCUCUUCAGUCAGUUAAGCAGGUCACUUUUGUUGCAGCUUUAUAAUCCUGCUUUGUCUUAAAAAACAGUACCCUGUCAUUGGUCCCUCCUUGCUCGAUACUUUCCUCCUUAAUUGCCUUUCCAUUCAAGCCAGAGACGUAUAGCGGCAACUGCAGUGUGGUGCAAAAAACCCCAUUCAUUGUUAUCAGUCAACAGAGUCUCCUACAGGAGCACCUUAACAAGAGCUAGUUCACAACGAGCUGAAGGCACAAGAUGGAUGGUGUUCAUAGUUCAUUAUUUGAACAAGGGUAUCUGACUUAUGGCAAAUCUAUCUGAGAGAGUGUUGUAGAAUUCUAUUUUAUCUUUAAGAAAUGGUGUUUUAGAAAAGUAAGAUAUUUACUUCUCUUGCAGUGAAGAAUUUAAGUAGAAAAAUUCCCUCUGUUUGUUUGAAUCAUACUAGAAUGAUGAGGCAGGGCCGAGUCAUACAUCAAGCAACCAAAAGGUGGGGGGCAGGGGGCAGGGAGAGACAUGACUCUUCAGGGCUGUAUUUUAUUUUGUGCAAGAAGAAGAUGCCCCAUGCUAUGGCUGGACAUACUUUGUGCUUUAAAAAUAUUGUUGCACGCCACCCCAGUCUCUGAGCAGUGCAAGGUUACGGGGGUUCCAGGCCAGGGUUCGUGUUUCCUUUGGAAUGAGGCACAGAGGAGACUGUGGUGUCUUUAUGAUAUAUGGUUUAUUUACACAUAUAUACAACCUGAGCCUACAAUGGAGGGGUUUGCAGCAUUGACACACCAGAGGGGCCUUGCUUCCCCUGUAGCCACAGCCUUGGAUUCAACCAGAAAUCAAGCAUCACUCUGUCUCUCUGGCUUCCUAGCCUGUCGCUUUCCCAUUUCUAGCUUCUAGUUCAACUCUCACCAUUUUUCUUUCUAACUACCAACCAGUUUGCUGCCUGGCACAGAUCCACUUCAUUUGUUCCUUUAAUGACCCAUUACCUAGGCCAGGCAUGUCCAACAGGUCGAUCGCUAUUGGCUGAUUGAUCGCGGGGGUGUCCCAGGUCGAUUGCGGUAUCAACUUUGGUCAGUGCCCCCCCCCCAAAGCUCUACAACUUUGGUCAAUCUUCCCCCAUCUACAAUGGGUAGAUCACAGCCAGUCUUUUUAUACUGUGAGUAGAUCACAGUCUCUUGGGAGUUGGACGUGCCUGACCUAGGCUAUCGCCCCAUCAGGAUGCUAGCCUGGCUUAAUUUUUAACACUUGCUGGAUCCAGAGGUUACAAGGGUCUCGGCAUACAGCCUGCUUCCCUGCCUCUAAAUUCAUAAAAAUGAAUUCAUUGUCAGUUCUCUUUUUCUGCCUAUGUUACUCCUUAAAUAAUAAUAAUAAUAAUAAUAAUAAUAAUAAUUUAUUAUUUGUACCCCGCCCAUCUGGCUGGGUUUCCCCAGCCACUCUGGGCGGCUUCCAUAGAAACCAAAAAUACAGUAAAAUAUCACAGAUUAAAAACUUCCCUAAACAGGGCUGCCUUAAGAUGUCUUCUAAAUGUCAGGUAGUUAUUUAUCACUUUGACAUCUGAUGGGAGGGCGUUCCACAGGGCGGGCGCCACUACCGAGAAGGCCCUCUGCCUGGUUCCCUGUAGCUUUGCUUCUCGCAAUGAGGGAACCGCCAGAAGGCCCUCGGCACUGGACCUCAGCAUCCGGGCAGAACGAUGGGGGUGGAGACGCUCCUUCAGGUAUACUGGGCCGAGGCCGUUUAGGGCUUUAAAGGUCAACACCAGCACUUUGAAUUGUGCUCGGAAACGUACUGGGAGCCAAUGUAGGUCUUUCAAGACCGGUGUUAUGUGGUCUCGGCAGCCGCCCCCAGUCACCAGUCUAGCUGCCGCAUUCUGGAUUAGUUGUAGUUUCCGAGUCACCUUCAAAGGUAGCCCCACGUAGAGUGCAUUGCAGUAGUCCAAGCGGGAGAUAACUAGAGCAUGCACCACUCUGGCGAGACAGUCCACGGGCAGGUAGGGUCUCAGCCUGCGUACCAGGUGGAGUUGGUAGACAGCUGCCCUGGAUACAGAAUUGACCUGUGCCUCCAUGGACAGCUGUGAGUCCAAAAUGACUCCCUGGCUGCGCACCUGGUCCUUCAGGGCCACAAUUACCCCAUUCAGGACCAGGGAGUCCUCCACACCAGCCCGCCCCCAUUACAUAAAUGCAAAUGCUUAAUAAUUGUUUCUCAACAGUUUCAGCUGUUCUUCUCUCUCUCUCUCUCUCUCUCUCUCUCUCUCUCUCUCUCUCUGUGUGUGUGUGUAUAUGUGUAUUCCCAGUCAUGCCAGAUACGGAAAACAGCUAUAAAGUUGAUAGGCAUAGAUGAGAUAAAUAAUGGCGGUGAGCAUUUUGUGUGCAUUCUUUCGGAAUAGGGCAUAACGGGUGUAAUGGGGCAGGACAGGCUUAUGCAUGCUCUGCCAAUGUGCACAGGGGCCAGGAGUGGAGCCCCCAUGCAAAAUGGCCACCACCUGUAGCAGAAAAGGGGGGGGGGAUCAUUUUCACCACUUUGGAUGGGUCAACACUUUAUAGCUGCAAUAUCAAGUGAUGACUUCCAUAUUUGAAUGAGCUAUAAUAUUCCACAUUGCUUUACUUCACCUUACCAAAAUAUACUCAAUUAGAGAUAGGAAGAUUCCCCCACCCCCUUCAUUAACAGGAUUUGUAAAAUUAAUUUCAGAAUUGAAGAUGCAUAGUUUCUUACUGCUUUAAGUCCUUUACUUGUUUUGCAUAUUCUGCUCCCUGCCACAUUGCCGAUGGAAAAUAGUAAAAAUACUGUUACAAUUUAUCUUGAUGUGGCUGAUUUUAGAUGCAAUCAUGUGUAUGUUCUUUUUGUGCAGUGUUUCACUAAAACACACACAUAUGUUCCUGUGCCCCAUUCAAAAUGAUAGUGAUAAAACCUGGACUGUAAUUUGCUUUCUUAUAGCAUCUGAUCACUAUGCACAGCUGCAUAUACAUGCUGGUAAAGCACUGCACAAGAAGAAUAUUGAUAAUAAGUAGAAGCAUUUCAAGAUAGAAGUUUUGCAUUAUGAGAACAAAAAAAAACCCCAAACCCAAACAAACUCAGGGAGCAGUGACACUCUGUUUAUGCGGGUGGGAGGAACUGAAAUCUGAGAGGAACAAUGGAAAUUGAUCAUGUGCUAUGCUUUGUACAAUUUUUAAAUUAUAUAUAAUGAUAAAGGGUCCCUAAUGCAUCUGCUACGUUGAGGGGAAAAAGAAAGAAGGAAAAGAUAAUAUCCAGUAUUUGGUGAGGUAUUCAAAUGAAUAGAAUUUCAGAUGCAUCAAGCUUCCCCAGCCUCUUAGAGCAAAGGUGUGUGGCACAUAGCUUUAAGGCUAAUUCCAGAGCUGCAAGCUUCAGAUCCAGGGAUGAAGGCUGUUUGGCUUUGGAGAGUUUUAUGGAGGAAUUAACUUUUUCUGGCCCAAACAUGUCCCUGACUGGUAGUUUAUCAUAGGAAGAGGCUGGUGCAUUGUGAAGCAUUUGAAGGAGUGUCCUGAUACUGAGGCGAGCGACACUGCUUUGCAAUGAUGUCUCUGAAGUGCAAGCAUAUCACAAAUCAUUUGGGCUGCAGAAGCACAGCAGAACUGAUGUGCACCGAUGUUGCCAUUUAAUGUGGUUUCCCAGCAAACCUGUCAUAAAAUUCAUGAUUGUAGCUGACCUCUCUUACUGGGCUCCUCUCUCUUUCUUUUUUAAAGGCCUAUAACCUGGCUUUGAGAAACUGUGCGCCGGAAAAGUGAUGUGCAGAGAAUCAUGUUCUCUUCAGAAAAAAGAUACAGGAGGUGAGGCCCCAGUCAAACAGUUGAUUAAAUGUCACAGUGCAUUGGGCCAUUUCCUAGACUGUGGUGGGAUUUAUUUCAUUCUGUCUGCACAAGAAGAACCCGACCCUGCACUCUUCUUAUGUUACAGCUGCCACUGAAAUGCAGGCUGAAGUUAAUUUUAUGCAUUUAUUAAUUAAAUGUAUUGCCCACUCUUCACCCAAAGGUCCCAGGGCUAUAUUAAAAAAGUAAAAUAACAACAACCACUAAACAAAAAGUUUAAAAAAUAACACCUUAUGAUCACAGUUAAUAUACAAUAAAAGCAGCAGCACAUCGAUACAUCAGAGAGGGUUCAAAAACAUUGGAGCCCUUCUAGGAUCUGCUUAAAUCCCCCCUGGCCUUCCUCUCAGUCACUCUUUCCACUUCCUCUAGUGCAACAGAAAGGGAUCCAUCCCCGAAAAACAGAUAUGCUCUAAAAAUAAUAAUCCUGCAGACAAAGUGGCAGUAACUAGGAAGAAGGUUUGGUUAGUGGGAGCUUUCAAAUUCCUCUCCAGGAGGUGCCCUGUGUGGUUGGUAUCUUGCAUGUGUACUCACAUAUUGGAAACCUUCAAGGUCCUGUAUGGCAUCCAAUAGCAGAAAGUUUUAUGCCCAGCUUAGGCAAGAAAUAUCCAAGGGCUCCUCUGCGGAUUCCUCAGCCCAAUGCAUUCAUGCACUGCCCCUCCCCCCAUCUCAACACCUGCUGUAGCAACUGACCUUCAGCAGAUUCUGAUGGCAAGCCUUGUCCUCACUUUCUACCUGCUGCAUGUGGGCCAAGCUGCUGUUGAAGGCACAGUUCCAAGUUGAAAUCUAUGCUCAAUGCACAGCUAUGGGAAUGACACUUGCAGGGAUGCUGCUUUGAAGAUGGGCCUUGCCCUCUUACCAUUUUUCAGUCCCUUCUCAAUGCAGCCCGCCCGCAAAAGUAAUUGCUGACCAGAGCUGAAACAGAUAAAAUGCUAGGGCAGAAAAUUGGAAGGCUGUUGUUGGCAUUUUGAACUUAGUGCUAUACAAGCCAGGACAGUAUGCUAAGUGGAUGUAGCUGAAGAUUGAACUUUUGGUUCUCUUAGUAAAGCAUUUGCUGUGUAAAUUGAUCCCAUUUGAUACUUGUCUUUUGGACAAAAACACAUUAAUGCAAUCCAUGUAAUGUUUAGUCUGGUCCAAAAAGCUGAAGAGCUCACAUUCUAGUUACCUACUUCUACCAAAGAGGAAAGAGAAAGGAAAUUUGAAUAGGCAAAAAACAAAUAUACCAGUUAGGGUUACUCUGAGUAUAUGAUAAUCAAGGAAAUGCAACUUGAGGAGAGGCAAACAAAAGUUCUUUUCCCCAUCUCUUCACUGUAAUCAUUAUCAAGGAAGAGCAAGUAUUGGUCUGUUCAGCAUAGCCAAUGAAAUGUUCCUCCACCAUUAGAAACUAGAGGGAAUGCGUAGUUUUCAUCUUCCACUGUUACAUCAGUAUCUGUUACACCAAUCCACUGUCAUCUAUGUGAAUGCCUACCAAGAGGUAUGGAACAAGACAUGGGAUUGGUAAAAUGGCUGCUGAUGUCACAAAGGCACUUCUUCCACAAGCCUAGUAACCAACACACUUACUCAGAAUAAACCCCAGCUUCCUUAAAGCUCUGUAGGAGUAAGCUGUAAGAGAUGGUUGGGGAAACACUGCAGUUAUUGCUGCAUAUUCUAUUCCAUUCCAGCCUGACUUUACUAAGCCUUUGUGCUGUUUUCUUAGAUCAUCAGGCUGCCCCCAACUUGACUCUGAAUUUCUUAAUGCAGGAAAACAUGAGAGGAAGGAGGAUUAGGCUUAAGAAGGUAAGGCAGAAACAAGAUAAAACAAAAGACGAGCGAAGCUAGUUGGGAAGGAACACAGCCAAAACUACUACCACAUAUCCACAUACAUUUGUGGACUUUCUGCUAGUAAUAACUACACCAUAGGCUUUUCAGCACUCCUGCUCUCAAAAGUGACUUCUGCAGUUUUUUACGUAUCCAUCAUCAGUUAAUGAGAAAAGAAAUUCCAUUCAGAAAUGAUCAAAGGGAAGAGAAAUUGCAGUGACGUUUUUAUGGGUGGGUUAUGGAGCUUUUUUGUUGCACUUGCCUUACUUUCAAGGUGGCCAAGGGGUUUUCUGAGAGCCCUGUAUUUUUGUGGUCUGCUUUCUGCAGACCUCUUGGGUGCCCACACUUCCUGAAAGCCCCAUGAUGUUAUAGUUAUAGUUCAUUACUUCUUUUAAAUAAGUACAGUUUUGUUUUGUUUUAAUUCAAAAGGAAGGAUUUUCCUUUAAAAGGAAAUCAGCAAGCUCUCUUCAGUCUCAGGUGCUCAUUAACCAGCUUCUCCAGCCUCCUGUAUUUCAAUUAAAGCUGAAAGGGAAUAGGUCAUGAGGUAGCUCCUCCCAUUGAUAUUUUUCAGGUGGGGAAGUGUGAGCAGCUGGGGGAGCCAGGAGAGUGCUGGAGAAAUAUUCAAUGGACAUAAAAAACACACAAGUGACCUUCAGGCACCUUGCAAGGCUAAGGUAAGCUCAGCUCAGCACCUAUCAAGCUUCUAAAAGAAAUUUUAAGGCAAUACUGUGAAUAGGCCAUAAACAUUGUGAAUAGGUCAUAAAACAGGAGCCAAAUUUUAAGCCCACUUUGGAAGAAAAUUUUAAGUAAAUUGGAGGGUAGGUAGUUUUCUUGGAGUAGUGAGCAGCAGCCAGUUGUGGUCGUUUCAUUGUCCCUUCAUGCAGAAUUUUCUCAGUCCCUUCCUAGUUCUCCAGCGCUCAGUGGAAAUUGACAAUGACUCUUGCUGUUAUAAGGGCAUAGAGAUGGGGAAGCUGUGGCUCUCCAGGUGUUGUUGCAUUAGGGCUGGGGCUGACGGGAGUUGGAGUCCACCACCAAGUCCCCCUUUCCUGGUAUUAAAAUAUGCUGAAGUAAAAUUACAUUUGUAAAAGAAAAAGAGAGAACACCAAAACUACAUUUUUUUAGCAUUUUGAAUUCUAAACUGAAUACUAAUAAAUGAUUUGUUGUUGGCAUCCAUCUGCCUCGAGAGAUGAUGGAAUGCACCUCCAGGGGUGAGGUCAAACUGCUGUGUUAGCAGCACCAAAGUGACCUGGGCUGCCUAGACAAAAAUACCCCUCUCUUGGCCCCGCUGAUGUGGGCCAAAGGAAAGCAGGGCAAUACAUUUGACACUGACUUGGCUGCAAGCGUUACUGGAAGGAGGUGUACAAUGUACCAUCCUGCCGUCUUAGGAACUCCACUCUGCAAGGAGUGUGUAGGGUUUCUCCUUAGGCUUUUGUUUCUCCAAAGAUAUCCUGCAAAGCAGCAGAAGUUUAGCAUCAGAGUUUUCCUUCUAGAUGGGCUACCUUCCCAGGUGGAUGAGCCCCAUCUGCCCCUCGCUUCCCUCUACAGCAUGUGCAGAAACAGCCUUCUUGACCAUUGGACCCAUUAUUGGUCCCGUCUGCUCAAUCUGCUGGAGCCUGUCUUUGCAUGUAGGGGAAGUUCCAAAUUCAACAAGGGUUUGAGACACAUUGACUACCGUCGCACGGUAUGGCUGGCCAAAGCUGUUUCUGGGGUGUGACCUCUGUCUCAUGCUGACACCUUCUAGGAGGCACAGGAGAGAGCUGAAUGCAGGGUGGAGCCAAAGGUGGGCAAACUACCACACAAGGAGGAUGCUGUGUCUCUCACCAGAGGGACUGUCUGUCUACACCAGGGGUAGUCAACCUCUUUAUACCUACUGCCCACUAAUGCAUCUUUCUUGAUGGUAAAAUUUUCUUACCGCCCACCAGUUCUCGAUAGAAGUAGGAUUCAGCUUGUGCCGUAGAACCCCCUACCACCCACCUAGAAUCCUGAAAUGCCCACUAGUGGGCGGUAGGGACCAGGUUGACAACCCCUGGUCUACACCCACCCACUCCCCUAAGAAAUAGUAGCUAAGCUGUGUAAACUGUAAUUCUAGAGGGAGAUUGCUGUUUCAGCCAUGAAGGGUAUAAGCCAGGUUUGUGCUUUCAUUGUCAUGUUAUUCGAGGUUGACACAACCUCUUCUUCCUACUGCAAAAACAAUACUCCUUGUACAUCAGUAAACUGAGAGGAUAGCCUCGAGAGUGACUACAAGGGCAAAUUGGCAGGACAUUGUCGUGGACAAGCACAGUCUAUUAAUUGCAGCAAAAACAGCUGUGGAACAUGAACUAGCUUCUCAGCCCAGACAGUAUAAAUCUGCUGGCGCUAAAUGCCUUCAUUUAUAUAUGAGGAUACAAAAGAAUGGUCUUUAAUUAUUUCUGGCAUAUGUCCUUUAAAUUCAAAGCUGAAGAAUCGUUGCGGGCAAAGGGUAAUACUUCUUAACAGGUUACACUUCCCUCAGGAUUUCUUGAUUGACAUCGAAAUGGGUUCCCCCCCUCCCCAUCUGAUUGACAGGAUGGCAGGUGUGAAGUGAUGCUGGAGUGCUGUAAUAAUGUGUCAAAAGACCUUAAAUCAAGACUAAUGUGGCUUCAGUGAUAAGUUCCCAUAUGGCUCAUAUGGAAUUACAGGGACAAGCUCAUCCAGGGACUGUUAUUUUUGGAAUAUCUAGAUUAUUUAAUAGUUCAGUCUCCAAGGAGUAUUUGGACAGAGGUUUAAGAAAAGCAAUUGCUUUUUUUAAAAUUUUACUUCUGUGAGGGGGUUCCUUAAGGCAAGAGACGUAUCCGGGGGGGGGGGGGGGAGUUUGCCCCGACAAAAAUUGAUGAGCUAACUAUAAGAAGGUGCAAAGGCGCUUUGAGGAAAUUGAUUUUUCUCGACAAAACUUUAUAGUAGGAAGUGCCAAAUUCAUAUUAAGAUUUCACUUCAAGUACCGGUAAGUGGCAACUUUAGUCCCAGACCAAAACCAGCUUUCUCCACUGCAUCAGGAAGGUUCCCCCCCCCCCAUCAUCUCUGAACCCUCAACAAGGACAUUCAGCAUUGCUGAGAGGCCAAUUGCUCUCACACUAUAGUUUGACUAUAAAUGUUUACUUCAUGUCACUUCAGUUCUGCAAAUGCAGCAGCUACAGCCGUAGCAGGUGUUGUAACCUUCCAACGGUUUGACUUGAUGUUUUGAGGCACCAUGAUCUUGUGCAGGUCGCAUGACUCCUGGGGGAGCAUGUCCUGGAAUACGCACGUCCCUGUUUUCUACCCAUGACCUGACGUGAAAGGCAUGCUCUCAUUGAGGUGGCAGACCUGUGUCUGAGUUUCAGAUUGCCUGUGGGGGCUUACAUUAAAUGAAUGUGCCAUAUAAAUCAACAAAAAAUCUAUUCCAUAUAGAAAAACAAGCUGACUUGAACCAAGUUGAAGGACCAUCAGGUUUACCUGAAUUUUUGGGGUGAAUUUGGUGACAGAGGAGGGGGUGAAGCAUCUUAUUUUCUUUCUUUUUUGAAACUUGGGGUUCAGUUUUUGAAGAUGAAACUUGCUAGAUCUCUUUAAUGGUUCAUCAGGCUGGUGGCCACCAUUUUGGAUUUCUCUGAAUGCCCUGAGAUUCCUGGACUGAGGAAUGAUAACUGCCCCAAAAAAGUUGUUGGGAGGGCUACCUCUCUCUAUCCCUGAAGAGAUUAGGGCCUUCUGGAAACCUAUAAAUGACAACCACCAGUUUUGAGGAGCUUCAGUAGGUUUUGCUCCACCCCCUCAAAAAUCCACCUCAUGACCAGAAUGCCACCUCAUUUAAUGGUGAACAAUGCCCGGAAAUUAGGUAACGAGUGGAUUGCCCAGCUCUAGUAAAUCCCUGGGAGAAGUAGGCAUCAGUUAUGAUUGACAUGACUAACCAACAGUGCACAGGGUGACCUAGUCAGAAGCACACUGCCUCACAACUUUCCCAUGGAAGAAGAGGUGCUGAACAAAAGUUCUGCUUAGGGGACAAAGGCUUCCUGCACAAAAAGGAUGUACCAGUUGGAUUGUCCAGGCCCGCUGUCCAUGGAGCCAGCUGUGCUAGGAGGCAAUAACUUACAAGUGUUUGCUUGUGUACUGCCUUCCUAAAUGUGAGGUGUUCUCAGUAAAGUUGCAUGUAUUUCAAUCUGCCUUCAAGUUUUCCUUCUGCCUAGUGUGAUAUUUAUCAUCAUCAUCAUCAUCAUUUUCAGUGCUCCCCAGCAAACUGGCAAGAACCACUUCCCACCUGACAGACUGCAUUGCAUCAACCAAACAAGCCAAUAUAUGUAUGUGGAUAAGUGUUUUGUUUGGGUAGGUUCAUUGUAUCGAUUUGAUACACACACACUGACAGACAGAACAAAACUUGAUAGAUGUUAGAUAAAGACGGAGGAUGUGAGUAUGUUUUGCAGUUUGGCAUCCUCCCGCAACAACGCUUUCUUGAACAGCUGACAAGAGCUUGGACAAUCCAGCAGUAUGCAUCAGCUUUGAGAAACGUGGAGAUUUGUGUGUUGCUCAUUUGCUUCAUGCAAUCCUGUUGGCCUUUGUCGGAUUUCUCAGCUUUGUGGCUGAAGCUUGACGUAUUGAGUGGACUCUGGCCUUCCUUUGUGUCCGUGAGUUAGCCUUACAUUAAUUAUAGCUGUAUGCUGUCCUCUCAUAUUCUUCCCUUCUCUCUAGCUCCUUGUUCCCCUAAGAGCAGGCUGUUUCCAAAUAUGAAUAAAUCUGAAUGUCAAACCGAGCUCCCCCUUACUGCUUCAAAUACCGAUCUGAAUAUGAAUGUCAGGACCCUGCACAUGCUUAGUUUUUCGUAUGAGCAUUUCUCGCCUAUCUGGAGGAGUGAUUUGACUUCUCUGUAUUGCAUUAGACCACUGUCAUUAACGACAGGGGUGUCAUUUUGAUGUGAUCUGUGAGGCAGCCGAAGCUUUGAAGUUGAAAGAUAGAACAGACAUAGAUAAAUUGUGCUCAGAGUAUGCUGCUAUUGCAACCAUUAUUGCUGGCAAUUAUUUUGCCAAGUGACACAUCUGAUAAGAAGUCAUCCGGCUUGCAGGGAGGGAAGAGAGGGAGGGUGGGGGAACCUCCAUUCAUUGCAGAAAUGUGGUAGAUCUGUUGAUUUUAUUUAUUUGGGUAUUUUUUUAAAAAAUAAAUAAACAAAACACACCAGGCUGAUAAAAGCAUAUUAGAUUUGAGAGUCGGUUCUGUCCCCCUAUAUUUCUUGUGCUGUUCUUUCUAAGCUGUAUUUAAGGUGUGACUUUCUGUCUCUUUGGAUGACCUUGGGCCAGUCAGGUUUGCUUUCUAGCAUUUUGGACACCAGUCUUAUUUUUUAUUGUGUUCUUCUGAGUGUCUUAGCCAUUAAGGGCCAUAUCAGAAUAGCCAUAGCAAGCCCAGCCCACCUUUCCUUAUAAUAUCCAUUAAAUUAUACACUGUGUGCACAACCUUGAAAAAUGGCAGAAUUACCAGCUAGUUCUGAUAGUAAGCUCUGAACAGCCCAGCACUGCUCAACCUGUUUCUUAAUCACUUGGAUGAUGGAGUAGAGGAGAUGCUGAUUAGAUUUGCAGAGGACACCAAACUGGAAGGUGCAGCUACUUCUCUUAGAAGAACCAUGGGUUCCCAGAUGUUGCUGAACUACAAUCUCCACCAACCCUAGCCCAGCCCAGUGAUGCAGCAAGAUAGACCCCACUGUGGAUCAGCAGGAGAGGGGGGCUCUCUGAAUAUGUUUGUGUGUGCAUACUGUACAUACAGUGUGGACAUUGGCUACUUGGGCAACGUCCACAGCUAGAAUAGGAACCUUGGUGGGUUGGCCAACCCUUGAUGCAACUUGGUUUAGCCACCCCAAUCUUAAGAGGUUUAGUAGACCACAAGCUAAUCACCAGUUAGCAUUUUUAGCUGCUGUAUUGCAUAGCUAAUGCAGUUGUAGACUGCAUCAACAUAGUGAGUGUCCAUAUCAUGAAAAGUAAUUGGUCCCACUCUAUUUGGCUUUGCUCUGACUUUACCUGGAGUACUGUAUCCUGUUCUGUGCACCACAGUUUAAGAAGCAGAUCGAUGAAGAGGAAGGAGUGCAACAAAGGUAGUGAGGAGCCACCACUGGUGGCUGGUACCUAUUGAAAUUGGUAGAGACGAAGACCAGAGAGGCCAACAGUAGGUGGAGACAGAGCCAUUAAUUCUAUUUUUACCCCCACUCUCCUCCCUGCUGGCUUCUGUAAUGGCAAUACUGAGACUAAGGAGGAGAAAGAUAACAGUUCCACACCAAAACUGUAGAAGGCAAGUAGGUGGGGUCUACCUGAGGUUAGUGGUGGAAUGCCCCAUUUGCCCUAAUGGACCAGCCUGGAGGUUACUAAGCCCUAAGGAGAAAGGUUGAAGGAGUCAGGUAUGCUUAGGCUGGACUGGAGAAGAGAUGAUUAAGAGGUGAUAUAACAGCCAAAUUUGAAGGCGCAAGUUUGUUUUCAAUGGGUUCAAAUAACGAAUAGUGUUUUGUUUUUAAGAAACAUUAAGAAAAAAUUCCUAACAGUAAGUUCCUGAUCAACAAGAGGACCUCUCCUCUUAUUCCAUGACUGCUAAGCUUACUCAGGAAUCUUUGGUGCGAUGCCUAGUUGAAAGCUUUUUGAAGCUACACUCUGCCAAUGGGAUCACCUCUCUGCACAUGCUCUCAAAGAACCCAGAUAAGUUAAUGAGACUUGCUGUUGUGGAGGGUCAUACCCUUGUCAUCCAAGGGACCAACAGCUUCUCUAGCUAGUUUCUUGCUACUGAGGUCUUCAAAUAACUUCUUGUUGUUGGUAAUAUUUUUAGCUAUGUGCUGCUCCUUUGGUUUCCCUUACUAUAUGCCUGCACUUACUUUGCCAAAGUUUUGUUCCUUUUCGCUCUCUUCAUUUGGACAAGUCUUCCAUUUUUGAGGGACUCUCCUUCAUUAGUGGUGGACUCUCCUUCAGCAGAGGUUCUUAAGCAGAGGGUGGUUGGCCAAAUAGCAGGAAUGUCCAGAAUUUCUAUUCAUAGAGGAGAGAUACUAGAAAAGUUGUAUUUCUUUUGGGAGGGAAAUACAAUAUUUUUCAAUCUAUACAAUAUGAAAAACAAAAUGGCUUGUGUCUGCUGAUUUGUCUCAUCCGCAUCCCUCAUUUUAAAAUUGGAACUGAUGGUUUCAAUCUGUCUUUAUAAGGGACGUGUUUAUCAUAUUCUGUCUUGCUUCCCAAAUCAGAAUUGUACAUCGUGGAAGCUUCAUCAAGCAAUAUUAAUUCUGUUAGCCACACUGUGAAGACUCAAAAUUGCAUAGCAAUAUUAAACACUUUAGCUACUUCAGUGUUAAAUGAUACUCAAAGAGAAUCUUCUCCAGCAACUAGCUAUAAUACAUUUGAAUAGCUUAAAAAUACUGGAGUUAAAACCAUUGAUUUAGGGUCAGUGAUACCUCCCUUGCAUUACAAGACCAUUAUAAAUAGGAAACAAAAGCCUAAAUAGGCAAAGUCAUCCAUUGAAAGGCAUUCUACCUGACAGUAGGUAAUGUGUGAGAAGAGGUGUCAACUGUUGCAUCUGGCUAGAUAGUGCACCCAAUGAUAUAAAAACCCUUCACUGAAAUCUCAGGUGUGUUGAUCUGGUGUGGAUGCCAAGCUGGAGUCCUGGGCAGCUUUCUCCAGAUCUAGAUGUGGAAGGUGUCUUCUCCAUUCCAGGGUUCCUGAGGGCUCUUGGUAUGAGCCAGAAGUGCACCAGGCAUUCUUCUGUUGCCAAGUAUUCUGAGCAGACCUGACCAAUCCAGGAGCUCUGGAUAGUUUGCCAAUCGCAGGGCCCAAUACAGCAUAAUCCUACUUCCUUCUAUGCUUGAAGUAUCUCAGUUGAAGCGGUUUUUUCAUGGCCAACCCGCUUAUGAGGCAGGAUGAAGGAACUGCCUUGGGCGGCAGAAGCUGAAGAGGCAGAGCCCCUGUUCUCACCCCACCCUCUCCAUGACUGGCAGCAUUGCCACUUCUCUGUUGUGAUGGGGCAGGUGAGGCACCAAUGGGGGCACCAUAUCUUUGCCUUUCCAGGCAGGGGCGGGGGCACAGGGGUGGCACAUUCCUGUUUCAGCUCAGGAGCCAAAACAGAUGGCGUGGCGUUGAAGUUCUAUUUAUAUAGCAAGAUUUGCCUUUUUUCUUUCUUUCUGGCAGGGGUCCUACUUUUAAACAGCAAGCAAAACUUCCCCACCUCUGUUGCCACCUUUGCAUUCUGGUGAAAGCUUCACCUGUUGAAAGCGACACCUCUGGAUUUCUGAUUCAUACUCUCUGCUCCUUGACUAAUGUUUGUUAUUACUCUCUGGUGAAGAAAAUGUACUCUGCACAAAUGAAGAUAUAUUCUCUCAUUUGUUAUUAAAAGCUGAGCUCAGGCUUCGAAAGUUCCAGAGUUGAGCCCUGGCUCUCAAAGCAAGUCCUCUUGCUGCAGCUCUGGCCUGCUAAAGUUUGUGUUUGGGUCUCUCUGGGCUGAUAUUUUAGUAUCUGCUUCUCCUUCUUACUAUAUUAGCAGUUUUGGCACAAGAAGCCCAUUCUGAUCUGGGGCCCAGUCCAGCUGCUCCAACAUGUCUUUGCAUUAAUCUGUCCAAAGGCAUACAUAAUAGAUUAUAAAGGGCUGUCUGUAUUCUGUGGAGCUGCAAGUUCAUGCAGAAUGAGGCAUCUCUCUGACAGCUGACUUAGACAUAACUUUAUAAAUGUAAGUAGCAGAUGGAAAAUGCACCCCCCCACACACACAGUGAACUGGUUGCGGAUGAGAUCAAUUUAUCAGUGGUGUGCAUGUUAACCUCUGAUAGUUGCUGUGUAUCAGAAGUAGAGGAGGGGGACUUCUGCCAUCUGUUUUUUGUACCUUUUUUUAACACAUAGAGAAAUCCCCAGCCCUUUCAUUUGCAAUAUAAAACUUCAGAAUUGGUGGGCAGUGUCCACUGAAGGCUCAGGAAAAGUGAAUUUAGAGCAGCCAGGAGUUGUGCUGUGUUUAUCUUCCCCUGCUCUUUUAUAUUCUUGCCCAGAGACUGAGGAGGGGCUAGAAAAUGCCGUUAGAUGACAGCUUGCACAGGGUCUUGGGAUGGAAGGUAGAGUGGAUUGUUGGCAAGAGAGAUAGUGUAGUUUAGUGAAUAGAGUCCUGGACUUGGAGCAAGGUUCAAAUCAAGCUCCCUAGAUGACCUUGGACUAGUUACGUUUCUCUACCUAACCUAGGAUGGUUGUGCAGAUAAUAUGGCAGAAAACCACAUAUACCACUCUGAACUCUUUGAAGAGUGUGAUGGGCAGUUACGAUGAUAAGACCAGCCAUCUGGAACUUUGUGAACCACAGAAGAAAAAAGUGGAAUGUGCUGCAUUUCAUGUAUGAAUUGUGCUGGUCUAAUGUACUGUAAGGGGACGCAGGUUGCACCGUGGUCUAAACCACAGAGCCUUGGGCUUUCCAAUCAGAAGGUAGGCGGUUCGAAACCCUGCGACGGGGCUCCCAUUGCUCGGUCCCUGCUCCUGCCAACCUAGCAGUUUGAAAGCACAUUAAAGUGCAAGUAGAUAAAUAGGCACCACUCCGGCAGGAAGGUAAACGGCAUUUCCAUGCACUGCUCUGGUUUCGCCAGAAGCGGCUUUGUCAGAAAAACUGACCCAGAAAAACUGUCUGCAGAGAAACGCUGGCUCCCUCGGCCAGUAAAGCGAGAUGAGCACCGCAGCCCCAGAGUCGUUUGCAGCUGGACUUAACUGUUAGGGGUCCUUUACUUUUACCUGUACUUACAAAAGUUGGGUUGCAGGUCUCCGGUUCUGUGUAAUUUGCGUAUGGUGGGCAGUAUUCAGCUGCCACCCAGAACCACACACUAUUUAAGAUUGCAUUUGUGUUUUGUUGUUGUUGUUGUUUUAGUCGGAACCAUGUCUGAUCAGUAUUUGGUCACUUAAAGCACUUUCAUGCAAUGACACACUUCUUCUUCUUUGGUGAACACUCGUAGCCGAGUAAGAUUGUCUUCCAUAAAUACGGUUUUAACAAUGAGUCCGUAUUUCUGGACACACCACAACCAUGGCAUUGUAAUAGAAACAAGUGGCAGUUUUAUUAUAAUAUGUUUUGUGCUACCAUUUCAUCUGGUUCUUUGGCAGUUUUGUUUGGUAAAUUCCCCGUAUAACUUGGCUCAGAAAGCGCCUGUUUGAGUUCACACAUUGACUGUGCCUUGUGUCAGCCACAUCAUCUGACAGAUGGAACGUGAUUGCUCAGCUUUAAAACAUGCCGUCUGGGAUCUGCAUCAGUUCUCUUCUUAGAGUUUUAAUUCUUUCUGCAUGCCUCUGACUAGUCUUUGGGCUUCAAAUGCAACCAUUCUGAGUGAAAGAGAUGAAUGACCCUCUAUUUUCAUGGGUAUGGGUCAUUAUGGUAAAUCCAGUUUGGGGCUUAUUAUGUCUUCAAAAGAGAGGCUGCUUCUGGAGCACCAAAAGGGGAAGAAUGGACAGUGCUCUUUUUUCCAGGAUGGCUAUCAUAGCAUAGCAAGGUCUGGAAAUAUAAAGACAUUUAUGCUGCUAACCCUGCAGAUUUCCGGGCAAAAUGCCCACCAACUUGGCUUUCAAGUGCAUGUUGAUAAAAAUUGAUUCUUGGAAGUCCGGAUGAUUAUGUGAAGUUGAAAGAGAAAAUGAUUCUGCCUCAGGCAAGUGCCGGCCACAAAGCAAUAUCAAGAGAUUUCAGAACUGCCCCCUGGUCUCCCAGCAUCUUGAGGCCCACUGGCUGAUUUGGAUUGUUGAUAAAGUGCCAUGGGCGCCACCACAAACCCAAAAUCCUGGGGUCCCAUAAGGAGCUGUGCCCUGGAUCCAUUUUUAUGUCCAAUGGCAGCCGUGUGAAGUGAUGGGUCUUUAAUCUUUACUGUGCAGUCUAUAGAUACUCUAAUUUGAUGGUGGUCUGGGGCUCAGGAUUUUUCUUUUAUUACAGUACUCACCAGUACAGUACUUGGCUUAAGUCAGUGCAAUGUGGCAGCAAAAAAUACCAAAGUAGGUGAGAACUAAUCUCCGAAGCCUAACUGUCCACAUUGUUUCAGAAAGCAAUGGUUUGGCGGACCGUGUUAUGCAAACCAGCUUAGUGAAUUUACAAGGGUUAUUGGUAGCAAAGGCUCACUUCAGGAAAUACUCAACUUUCAUUCUAAAAAAUACAAAUCAGGGAUAUAAUAUUUAUUAUUAUAUUUAAAUCCUGCCCUUUAUUCAAGCAGCACAAGGUAGGGUGCAGGGAGCACACACAAACACACACCUUAUUACACUGCUGUGUGAAAAGCAGUCUGAUGAAGAGAGAGUCAAACUUCUGCUAAGCUGUGAAGCUGGCCUUGGACAUGUCACUGCCUCUCAGCCUAACUGACUUGAGUUACUGUGAGAGAAUGAUCACAAGUAGGCCACCUCAAGCUCCUUUGUUAUUCUAAACAUAUUUCAUGCAGGUGAUCUUUAAAACACAGAAUUGAGCAUCUUUCUGCAAGCAUUUAUUAUUUUUGUGCCAGUAUUCCAAUAAACCAUUUACCCCUGAAAAUGAAGUAGGCAGGUUAGGUUGCUUCCAGAUGGCCUCUUUAUUGAGCAUCCAUCCUGAUUUGUUUGCAGGGGACUUAGGCGAUGUCAGGUAUUUACUGAACAUUCAUUCUGAUGCAGUUGAAGGAUGUUAUGACAUUGGGUCAAGCAAUCAUUAUCCGCCACUUUCCAGUGCAUUUUCCCAUCCCUUAUCACAAAAAGUCUGUUUUGGGGCAGUGGGAUGGAUUUGUUGCACAGCACCUCCCAAUGGACUAUAAUUACACAUCGUGAAUUUGCCAGUAUGUGACUGAAUCCCACCCAAAAUAGUGAUAGUCUGGAAGUGCCCUUGUUUUGAGAGGGGAAAUGUGUAACAGACAUGGUGUUGUUCCUGUUUUUGAAAUAUUAAAAAAGUCCUUGACAAAGUGGAUUAUGUGAGAAACUGAUCAUGUCAAGGCAGGAAGCUGAAAAGAGCAGCCAUGCUGUGUCAAAUUUCUGUGGCCUUCAGCUGAUGUUUCUUGGCAACUGGGCCUCUCACUCCCUAAAGGGAGAAUAAGUCUGUGGUGGAUCAGAAGAUCUGGUCUUGAAUGGUCUAUGUGCCUUGACUAUUUGUAGGGCACGUUGCAAUACAUUGUUUUAAAUGAAUGCACAGAUGCACCACGGUAACCCUGCAGAGGAAUAUGCUAAUAGUUUUGUCUGUUAUAACAUGCAGCUAUUGUAAUUGGUAUAAAGAGUCAACAAACAGCCUGUCUGACCCUAUGGAGCCAUUUUAGCUGUAUCAGGACAUUUUAGUUGCAUCAUCAACAUUGGGAUUGUUCUUGGAGGUGCAAAGGUCAAAAGGGUUCUCCCAUAAUCCACUAAGCACCAUCCUCUGCCCCUAUCCCACUAGACGCCAUCUCUGGGGUCUUAAAGUUCUGAACCUGAAAUCCAGAACCCGAUUAAGAAAGCCGAUCAGGGAACAGACUCUCCAAGACCUGGCCAUGUGCAUUGUGGCCAGCGGACAGUUGGUUUUGGUCAGUCAGGGUCCACCUCCAAGGUUCCUGGAACAAGCUGAUAUUAGAAGAUAUUAGAUAUUAGCUUGGAAGAUUAAAGGAAACAGAUUUAUUCCAUUGUCCCUUCAGCCCAGGAACAUUGUGGUGGUGGUGUUAAAAAAAGCCAACACCCACAAAAAGCUGGUUUGUAGCACAUGGUGUUGAGACUGGCUGGCUUUUCAUUGAGUGAGAUACAUAAUCUCCCUAAAUUUCAUUUCCUAUAAUCGCCCCAUGCUAAAUACACAUUCUUUCAAGUUGUGUCUCAAGAUGCUUGGCAGUAGGAGUCUAGGGGUCCUUGAAUCAGAUGAGACACUUCAGCAUUUAAGGGAUCUCUGGUGAAUGUGUGUUGUCUGUUGGCAAGUUGAAACUCAGGCCUUCUCUUCCUAAUUCAUUUCCUCCGGGGCAGGAAAGAAAAAGGGUUUCCAAAGGUGCAAGAGACAAUAAUACUGCUGAUUCCCUUUCCAAGGUUAUUGUAAGCAUUACUGGGGCAAUAUAUGUGAGUACUGUACUUCAAACUCUCAAAGGGUUACUUUUGGAUGAGACUUUUAGUUGACUGAGAUGCCAUGAAUCGUUCAAUUGCAAGAUGAUGGUUUAGGGCUCUGAUUUAACACUGCACAAGUGCAGAACAGUCAGAUCUAUGUUCACGUAGUCCUAUGAAAUAAGGUGCAAUUGCACAUAGCUCCCUGCUACAGCUUCUAAAUAGAUGAUUAGCACAAUUGUACCUUGUUUUACAUGGUUAUGUGCACAAGCUCCUGCUGGUAGAUUGGGCUGGAAAUCACGUGUGCUACUUGUUUGCACACAUAAUUCCUUGGUAAGCUGUGGUGGUGUGUGCACACGUCUGCUUCUAUAUGCAUAUGACCCCCAACCUAAAUAUGCAUUAUAUCAUGGGGGAAAGAAGGAAGAAAAAAGCCACACAAGUAUAGCUCCUUGGUUUUUAGAACACAAAUACAUAAAUUUUUAAUCUGAGAAAAAUACAAAAUGAAACCAUGUACAAGUUAUGUACAAACCCUUUUUACAAGACAAUAUAUUUAUCACUGGAUAUUACAUAUGACAAAGUCAGGUAGAUCAUUUCUGAGCACCAGCAUUUGCGCACUCUCUUUCUCUCCCUCCAAUCCUUACUCAAACAAACAAACAAAACAAAUGAUGAAGCCACACUCCUUUUUCUUGAUGAACUUUGAGUUAACACCCCUGUUUUCCCCCCUGUUGUCCCUUUGGGAGAAACAGCUGGCUAAGACAGAUGCCUCUGUAAGUCAUUGUCCCAUAUUUGCUUCAUUGCUGGGCCGUGGGGAGAAUGGGUAGGCCACCUUUGAUAAUUCACAAGAUUUCUAAAUCUUGACUGCAAGGUUUUCAUGACAAGCCGUUUAAAAUUUGCCACUUCUUACUACACAUGUAUGUCAUGGACAGUAUCCCAAAGGAGAAGUUAAUUUUUCAAAAAGAUUGCUUUGAAAAUGUAACACAAGUCUACUAAACCUCACCUUGGAAACAUCUGAUGACUUUUCUCUAAUGAUUUUUUGUUCUUGUUCUAGUUUAUCUUCCUAAUCUGCAUUAAGGUACCAAACUAGUGUUUCUCCUUCAAUUUCAAUUAGAUGCAUUUGUGCAGUUUUCUUUUCUCAUUUGAAGGCCUCCAGACCGUAAAUUAAUUGGGAAUGAACCUGGGUGAAAUGGAACAUGCAACAAUAGCUGCCACAAAACAAUACGAAAAUUUGCUUGCCUCACAAACCCACUGGGAAGCAUGUUUGGGUGAUCAGUGCAUAGAGAGCGCAUUGCUGCCAGGGUUUAAUGCUUAUGCCUGCUCUUGGGAGGCACUUUAGCAUGGGCAUAGCACUCGAGGGUGAGGGAGCCUGCCAAAGUGAAUGCAACUAGGCAGGCUUAAGAGUGCUUCACUGGUCAGUUCUCGAGGGUCAUAUGUAUGUAUGUUGGCCAGGUCAAUUUUUCAGGAAACAAGGCGUGCUUGGGACUAGUAGUAUCUGAGAUGAGGGUAUUUCUUUGUGGAGUUUGUGGAAAUGGGACACAUGGAAGUAAGGAAAAACCAGUUACCCUGAUGCAGCAUGGCAGCAGACUGCCCCUUGCACAGCUGCAUCACGCACAUCUGGCCACGUUGGUCACGGGUGAGAUUGGUCUUUCUUCCCCAUGUAGAUGGAAUGGUACGAUUCUACAAAAAGGGGCGAUGCUUUAAAGUGUAGGACAACUGGUGACCCUGGCAGGUGCAUGCCACAAAUGGAGCCCUUAAACUGCUGCUACUUAUGUGUGGUGUACUUAAAUCUUUGAAGACCCUAUAAGGUAUUUAAAAGGAGGAGGUGGCCGACUUGGCUGUGGACAUUGUCAUGAAUGCUCAAUUUUGAAAGCAUGGAUCAUUAACCCACGUAAGUUAUUGCUGUUGUUAUGUGGCGAGUUCUGCAGCUUAUUAUUGCAAAGUACCUUAAGCACGUGUUUCUGCAAAUAAAGCCCUCAAGUUUACCCAUUUUGCUUGCCUCUCAGUGGCAACCACCACACCAGAUUAAUAGUUAGACGCUAAUACUGUUUUCUGAAUUUCCUUUAAAAAUAUAGUGAAAGCUUUCUGUGGUUGCCUUCUGCAUCACUGCUAAAUAGUGUGCUUGAGGAAAUACCUUUCAUCCUUGCAUUCUCGCCUGCUUCUGCUUGCUUAACUCUUUAUCCUUAGCUGAGUCUCAAGAAAGAAAGAAAAAUGCACAAAGAAAAAGUCUGCAUUGGCAGGGGCUGAGGGGAAACGACAUAACUCCCCCCUUACUUGUGUUGCUCCUACUAGUUCCUCAAGGCAACUGGGUACUUGGUUCCCUGUUACUGUGGCCUCUUUCUCUAGAUCUAGAAUGGCUAACUCUUUGAUAUACCCUGGAUGGAGAGAGAUCCCAUAGCAGUUUCUUCCCCAGUGAUUCUUACUACGUAGUGCUUAGAGGGAGCUGAAACAAAUGAAGAAAAGACUCUUCUUCAAUUCAAUUCAAUUCAAUUCAAUUCAACUCAGCUGUGAAUGACACAGUGCAACAAUUAAAGUGAAAGAAGCAGCUAAUUGCACAGUAUGCACUUAAAAAUGCAAGAAUCUCUUUGUAGUCCAUUUAAUCCAGCCUUCUUUCUCCAGCAGUGACCAAACCCCUACGGUAUACACAAUACAAAAACAAGCAGGGCACAGUGAAGAUAACCAUCUGACAUUGUUUCAUCUCUGGCAUCUACUAAUUAGAAGUAUGCUGUAUCUGAAUAUAGAUCUUCCAUGUUUUAACUAUCAUGGGUUAUCAGCCACUGACAGACUUGUCUUAUAUGCAUUGGUAUAAUGUUGAAUUAUAGAAUGUGUGGCUCUUGGAGUCAUCACACCUUAUGGUGCAAGACCAUUAAGAGGUUGUCUCUUGAAUUUUGCUAUGUGGCUGCUAAUCCAGACAACUUCUGAAAUUACAGAUGCAUAAUUCAAUGGGAUUGGGGGAGACUUGCAGCUCUACCUUCAUUCAUUGUCAUUUUCUACCACCAGAACUGGAGGAUUGACUGUCUAGAGGCAAUUCACCUAUGUGCAAACCCUUUCCCAAUAUUUUCCAGUUCCAAAAUUUAGCUUUUCAUUUCAUCCUCAAUUCAAAGCACAGAAAAAACAUCUUUAGACUUGGCUUUAUUCCUCUCUAAUUAGAAUCAUAGAAUCAUAGAGUUGGAAGAGACCACAAGGGCCAUCGAGUCCAACCCCCUGCCAAGCAGGAAACACCAUUAUCACUAAGCAGCCCAUGAGCUAGUGUGUGCAAAUAUUCACAGUGUGUGACUGACGACACAGGGGGAUAAGAAACUGGGAUCAUGUUUGCAGGAUAGCCAUGUGUUUGUGGUCCUGCCUGUGCAGUAGCCAGUGCUUGUAGGCUCUGCGUGUAUGAGAGCCACCACAAGGUAGCUGCAGAAAAACCACCCUCUGUUGAAUAUAAAUUUGUGGGCAUCUCUUUAGCCAGACACCACCUAUCUGACUUUGUUUAAUUUCUCUGUUGCCUAGACAAGGGCUGGUGGGGAUGGAAGGCAGGGCGCCCAGCAAUAGGUAGCAGCAGAGCCAAUGGCAACAACUGACGUUUCCAUCUUCCUCCCUGGUGAGUUCUACAAAAGCAUCACUGAGACUAAGGAGGAUGAGGAUGACGGCAAGUGCUGCCUCUUGGACCAGUUGUGAACAAGAAAGGCAGGCAGAUGCGGGAUGGCUGAGGGACCAGCCUCCACUGUAUCUAGAUUUGUAGGCCCAGUUUGCGUGUAAUGCUAAGAAUAAACCUUGAUUACAGCUCAUAGUUUGUCGGAAGUGAAGCAUGCCAUGAGUUCAGACAUAAUGAUGACCCUCCCAAAAAAGGCUCAGCCCUGGAUUGGCUAGGUGUUGCAUGUAUAACUGGUUGCAGUCACACAGAAGUCAUCAUUGCCUGAUGUAUUUGAUGUGUGUGUUUGGGGGGGGAUACUAUCCUGGGGCAUAGUCUGAAGGCACUUGAUGAUGCAGUUUUGCUGCAGCUAAGCAGGUUUGGCUCUUGGCAAUGCCUCUCUGAGUGACUGCCUGGAAACUUAUUGUACCCUGCCUUCAAUUCUGUUAUGGAAGGAAGGUGGAAUAUAGGUGUAAAAUAUGACUUGUGGAACUGAUUGGUUCACACAUGAAACUGCCCUCAUAUGAAGAGAUCCACUUCUCUGAGGCUGCAUAUUAAUGUGGAACAAUGUAGUGUGUGAUCCAGGCGGGCACAGCCAACUGGGAAUGCUACUGCUAUCAUGGAAACUGUUACCAAUGAAGGCUGAAUUGCCUCUUCCCCAGGGCUGUCUGUGUGUCCUCUAUAUGAAAUGUAUUAAAGUUUUGUACUCACUCAGGACAGUCCAUAUUCUGCACCAAAAACCUGAACUUCUUACAAAUUGUGCAAACAAAGUACAGUACUUUUUCCACUGUUUCCCUCAUUCUGUAUAUGUUAUUUUGCAGUGUUUGUUAUAUUGAGUGAUGCAUUCUAAUUUUGCAAGAUCUGGAGAAGAGCAAGGAACUGUGCUUAAAGGCCAAUAAAGUCCCCCUGCCCCAUGCUGAUUUCUGAAAAUCUGUUUCAGCCAUCCUCCCUGUUGAGUGAGAUUUAAACAAACUUACCUAUACUCAGAAACUUUCAAUAUACCUUCAUAGCAAUAAGGGCUAGAAACUUGUUUAAAAUAAUACAUACAUACAUACAUACAUACAUACAUACAUACAUACAUACUAGAAAGUGAGCUGAGAUUCUCAAGAAAUUCUAUCUAUACCUAAGGCCACAUUUUGUACUUUUUCUCAACCCACUGAAUUGGAGUACAUACACAAGUCCUUGCCUAUCCAUAUCCAGUCAUUCAAAGCUAUUAGCAGUCACAAGAAGGAAAUCGUAAGAAAGCUUCCACUAUAAUUCCAAUCUGUGAUCAUCUUUGCAUGGGCUUAUCCAUGUGUUGUAUUUAUUUACAGUCUACACCUGGACCUGCCCAAUUCUUAAUAAAGAUGCAUUGCACAGCUGAGCUAUGAGUGCCACUCUCUAUUAUUUCAACUUCAUUGUUAUAAAACUUCCUGCUUUAUGUAACGUGGCCAAAGAAAUAGAACGGUGAGCUUUUUUUCUUUACAGGUAAUCUAAACUGAUUUAAUUCCUGUUCUUUGCUCUCAAAGCAAACAACCACUUAGACCCAAAUUGAGUGAAUUCUCUUGGCAUUGAGGCAUAUUUCGCUUUUUUGUGUCUUGCAGUUCAUGAAUGAAAAAGGAGUACAGACUCAGGCACAACCCACAUGUGUUUGCACAACCUACACAGGCUGCAGUUUGGCCUUUGCAAACGGUCUGGGUGGAUGGAUUGUGCCCUUUGGGGGUGGAUUUAAAUGACCUAAAGCAAAAUCCAGAAUACAAAUUGCAGCCUGCCUGUAGACUUAUACUUCUCAAAGCUAAAACCCACCUUGGUCUGGGGUAUUGUGAUAUGGGUAUAAAACAAACUGCUGUUCGUUUGCUCUUUGUGAGGAAAGUGGUGAUAUAAGUACUUUUGAUAAGCAAUCCAAUUCCCCAUACAUUAUAUUCACAGUUCUUAAUUUCCUCUCUCUUUUGAAAAGCUAAUUCUACAAAACAUAAUGACAAAGUAGUCACAGUCCAAGAAGUCACUCCGGAAUUAAGUCUAUUAGGUGCGAGUAUGAAUAUAUUUGUACUGCAGCCAGUAGACAAACAUUAAAGCUGAGAUAGUUUUUAGCUUAAAAUAGUGGGUUAUAUAGUGGACACCUUUAUCUGCUCAGUACUCGUUUGAUUCACUGAUAUUACUCUAAUGAUAACAAUAUCACAGAAUGUUUAAUCUCAGCGUUUGGUUUUUUUACAACUUUGCACAAUUACAAAGCCUAAAAUCAGCUUGUGUAGUGGAACCUGAUGCCAAUCUCUUGCCUCUGCCUGAUUGUGUCCCCCUUCACUUCAGGAGAUCAUCUGCCCCAGCUCAGCCUAGAUCAGCAGUUCGUAAUUUAAACCGGAGAGAGUUGCUAAAUUAUUUAGAGCCUCAAAUGCUGGAGUGACCAUAUAUUGCAGCGCAGAUAUGAAACAUCACCAUUUUGCCUGACGGCUAGAAAGCUUGUUGGCCGUUUUGUAGAAAAAACUCCUGGCGACCUUUCCUACAGGCCUUUUUUUAAAUAUUCUAUUGAAUACAUUCAUUAUUCUUUGUUACUACAGUUAUGCUUGUUUUGUUGUUACCUUUAGGGGCAGAGUCCCAAAAGCUUGGAAAUUAAAAGUUUUAUUUCUAUCACCUAACAAAGGAAGACAGAAAUUAGGUGGCUGCAGUAUAGCAUGAGCAGUGCCUGAACUACAAUGUUUACAUCACAAUUAGAGCUCACCUAAUAUCUGGAUGUAUUGCGAUUGGGAGGCUGGAUUCGGCUUUUGCAAGCACGAGAGGCCAUUGGCAAGUUGUGGUACGGAAAUUAGUUUUGUCACCUUUCGGGCUGCAAGACCGGAACUGCAGCUUAUCUUUUGCUAAACCCAGUUCCUGGCAUAUAUUACGAUCUGAUUCCUUGUCUCCCUCCCCUUAAAAAUCAAAACAAAAUAGGUUCGGAUUAAAGGCCUCUGAAUCUUGGUGAUAAACUUGAAAUUUCCAUGCUUGACCCCUUUGCACCGAGAUGUGCUAAUCAUAGGUAACAUGAAGCAAUGAAGGGAAGCAGCAUUUCUUCUACCGCUUUCUGGGUAGUCCCCAUUAGACUCUCAUUUAUUUGCUGCAUUCUUGUUUUAUGCUAUGCUAACGUCCGCUACUUUAUUGCCACUAUUAGCCAUUUAUGUGAUAUUGGACUUUCUAUUUACCUGUGAGGAAGAUGCUCUGUAUGAACAUCUGUAGUAACUAUUGGAGCAAUCCAAUGCAUAUUUACUCGGAAGUAAGACCCAUUGUGUUCAGCGGGGAUCACUUCCAGGUAAGGGUGUACAGGAUUGCGCCAUAUGGUAGUAAUCUAAUGGAUAAUUUCAGAAUGAAGUUAAUUUUACAAAAAUAUGACGUUUCCACUUUUUUUUCCAAAAUAAAUAUGCUUCAGUUUAUUAAGAGCUGGUGUCAAUGCUAAACAAAAUACACAUCUUCCAGGAAAGAAACAUUCUAGUAUGCUCCUCUUUGUUACUUCUUCUUUGAAUUACUAAAAUACAAGUUGGACCUUUUUAAAAUACAUAAUUUUUCUCUCUAAUUACAUUUUUUUUCUUUGUUUUGUGACCAUCAUUCUCCUGAAAGACAUGAAAAGGAGCAGGAAUAUAAUAUAUAUAUUUUGCUGGAGUCUGGCCACAUUUGUAGCUGUUUUGUUAAGGGAAAAUACUUGACAGUGAAAUAAAGAAAAAAAUAUAUUUUCUUUCUAAUAAAUAAAAAUAAUUUAGAACGCUAGAGGCUAUACAUGACUGUUUUGAUUAUGUUGUUUUAUAAAUGAAAUAGUUUCCAAAAUACAUGGAAGCAAAUAUUAAAGGCAGACAAACAAAGAUCUGUCUACUUUGCUUUCUGGCAAACACUUGCCUUUCUUUAACUUUUCCCACCAGUGGUUCGGCAUGAAAGAGGAACAAAUGUCACAUCACCAUUCAUGAAGUCUGUCAAGUUGUUGUUUUAAAAAAAAAUAGUUCUGGCCUUCUGUGAGUCAACAUUCAUCUUCAACUUCUCUGAUUGGUGGUAUCAAGCUGCUUGUAGACUUAUACUGAUUGAUCUGAUUGGCCAUGUGUGUACUCAUGGGCUUGAUUUGAAUGUUUCUGGGAUAGGCAUUAUCCGGCUCAUCUGUAAACCAUUUCUUUUCUGCUAAAGAGCAAAAUGGAUAGAGAGACAGAACAAGGGAGGAGGAAAAGGAAAAGUUUAAUUAGUGCCAUGCCAAAAGCAGUUGAGAAAAGUGCAGGGUGCGGGCGGGGGAGCAAUCAAUAGAAAGUGACUUUGAAUAAUGGCUAGCAGUGAAGUGCUGUAGAUUUUAUAAACCCAAGAACACUGAUUAGAAGAGAGGGUGGAACGUUUGCAGGCUUGAAAGCAAAGGGUUAAAAAGAACUGGCAGGUGACUGACUCAUUUGUGGAAGGUGACCAGAGCCUUCAAAGUGGUGUCAGAAGUGCUGCCCUCUGUUUUAAUGUGAUUAGUGAAAUGACUAGUGAUUGGCUUUUAGAAAAGCACUACCUGGUUUAAAUUUGAACUGAAAUGAAUUUGCCGCAAUACAUUUCUCUCAAAGAGUCCCCAUUGUGACUUUCUUUGUCAGAUACUUUACGAGUGCUUGAUUAUCUGAACAGUGUUUAAUAUUUCACAGAUGAUUUUUAGUACUGUAUUUACUCGAGACUAAUGUACCACCAAAUCUAAUGCACCACCUCAAUUUUAAGAACCUUGAAACAAAACAAAAAAAGUAUUUGCUGGUGAAUGUGCAUUGAAUCUAAUGUACACCUUAAUUUUCAUAUUGUAAUUUGGCCAGUAAAGGUGAGCAUUAGAUUCGAGUAAAUACGGUAUUAGACAACACACAUGUUAUUCAAUGGCAUUAGAGAAAUAUGUAGUGUUUAUUGGGGAAUUAACACAUGGUGGCUAUAUCCGAUAGCUGACAUAGUACAGUGAUGAUGUGCAACAAUAUCAGUAUCUGACAGCAUCUGGUAGAGAAUGUAUAGUGGAAUUUAAUAGAUAGAUGACAAUUCAUGAGACUUUUAUUUCAUGUCUGCCAAAGUCAAAUUAACAUGUCCAACAUGUCCAAAUCACAUACAUUUUGAAUUUUGAGAUUAAAAAUUGGCAUUCAAAAUGCAGUUUAUAUUUCAAAUGCGAAAUGUCAAACUCAGAAUCUGAAUGGCAAAACUGGAAAAUGCAAAAUUUAAAUGGAAUCAGGGCUGGGGCUACUGUAUUUCCCAGCGUUUAUUGACAAAUAGUUGCUGCUGUCUGUUCCUACAUGACCUCCUUGGUAGUCAUCCCAGGCUUUGUUUACCCUGAAUACAGUCAUGAGUAGCUUGUUCAGCACUGACAAAACCCAUCAGGAUACACCCCACCCCACCCUGGUCAAAUAACCUAUUCUCUAAAUAAGUACAAGUUUCUAAAAUCUCUGUCAGUUUUGAAGGAGAUUCUGCUCAUACAGUGAUGCAUACAGAGGGCUUAUUCCAUGCAAUAUGGAAUUCUGCUUUUUCAGCGGUCUCUUUUGUAUAAUAUUGCAACUUCAUAUUUUACUAAAUGCUGAUGUGCAGCUUGGAACUUAGCUACCCACUUUGUGAAUGUUCUGUUGAAAUUAUUGGCUCAAAAAAGUAGUGAAACCCAUUUUAGGGUGCAAUCUUACGAUCCCUACUCUGGAGAGCUCUGACAUUGAAAAAGGAGAUUAGCAGAGGAGAGCUAAUGGGGAUGUUCUGGAGGCGAUUUGGGAAGCAGCUUGGAUCUGAAGAUUCCCAAAUGUUUCCUGCCCCUUAAACGCCCCCAAACCAGGAGGAAAUCGAGAAAUGCUUCUGAGACUGUCUCCUCUCUGCUCCCUUUGCCUCCCAUUGUUUCCAGUGGGAGGGAAAGAGAGGAAGUUAAGGAAGACUUUAUUCGAAGCCUGGAGACGGAUGGAGGAAUUUUUUAAAAAAGCAUUCCUCUCCCCUGCCAGCUUGAGUCCAGCAGAGGGUGUUGGUUCAGCUGCCAUACGUCAUUCAUCCACACCCCUAAAGACUGGACUGUUAAAAUGAAUAUUUUCUGAGAAAAUAAUUUUUUUCAUUAUGGGUCAGUGGGGGAGGCAGAUUACUGUGGGAAAAGGAAUGGAAUGGGUUUGUGAGAUAACAUAUGCACAAGUGGCAAAGGCCAAAAAUAGGCUGCUUUCUCAAUUCCUGGAAUUGGGGAAAUGGGUGGUUAUGGUAGGAGCAACUAUUUGAAGGCAUGGCUAAGAAUCUGUGGGAGGAUGGAAGUGAGCCCUACUUUGGUGAGGAGGUGGGUGCCUCUAUCUCCUCCACUAGAAGGGGAUUGUUGCUACAAUGGUCCUUGCCAAUGCACCCAACCCCAAAACAAAAUUUAACCCAUAUGGGAGUAUCCACACUGUUCCCAUUUAGAGGAACCCCUGUUGGGUUCCUUUGGAAACUUUACACAAAGAAUUGUGCAUGAAUAAAUUGCUAUGAUGGUAGUCAGCCCGGUUUAGUGAUUUAUGUAUGUGAGGCCCACCGAAGUCACUCCUGAACACUGCUGCGGAUACAUAUUGAUAUUACUUUGGAACUGAGCAUAGUUUCUAGAGAAUGUGUGUUAUAUUUGUUAGGUGUCCAGCUUAAAUUUAUGUGCUAGAAAAUUAGCUGACACGCUGAGGUUUUAUUCGCCUAGUGGCUUGUUAUGUAUAACUUUAUGUUGCUUGUAGAAUUUUUUUACUUAACAGAUUAAAAACGGAAAAUAUCCUGUUAUUUAAGGAAAGGCACAUUUUGCCUUUUCUGUCAUAUAUGUGUUCAAGAGUUGGGUAUGCUUCCUCCUUCUUUUUUUAAAAAAGAAGUAUGUAUGAUUCUGAACCAGGUUCUUCACUCUCUAAUUAAGUUUGCUCUGAUGUGAACAGAUUGGCUGAUAGGAAUUCAUAAUGUUAAAUCCUGCACAGUGAAGCUAACUGAUUGAGUGCCUUAAAUUAUUCUUCCUGACAAAAUGAUAAAGUUACAGUCUGUUCUCAGAUGAUCUACAGCUUGCCAGACUCCUACAGCUUCUUUCUAUAUUCAUUUAUCUUUUUUGUCAAGCUGGGUUUUAUACACACACAUAUAGCCAUAGAUCUUUUAAAGUCAUCAGAAUAUCUGAAUUGUUAAUGAGGCUCUAAGGGAAGGGUUUCUGACGGGCUGGCUUCAGAAAGGUUGUAGGGGUGGAAUUCUGGGAAAUGCGUACACAUCAAAAUAAUUUCAGCUCCAUUUAAAAACCAUUUAGUUCAAGUGUGACACAUGAACCAUUAUGCAUUUGUGGAAACCAAUUUUGUAUGAUCUACGAUUAAACUAACCUUUCAGAGAGGUGUUAAAAUGCACUGGUUCUCAUGUUUUAAAAGCCUUGCAAGAUCACAUAAACAAUUUCAAACUAACAGUUUUUCAAAUACUUGGUAUUUAAAAUGAUAUUGAGAGAAGUUAGGUGUGUGUACUUUUUAUCUCCCUCGUUUGUCAUUACUUUUCGUCAGAUCUGCUGCUUUACAAACUUUGCAGAUGGGAGAAAAGCUGGGGCCAUUGCUCUGGUCAUCUGAGUCUGCUCCCACCCGCUCCCCACAAAGGGGCAAUCAGUUCCUGGAAUUUGAAAUUUGUAUGAAGCAUCUAUUUGGGCAUGUGUUUCCAUGUACUGGUGCAGCAUGAGCUGCCCGGAAACAGAGGAGUUGUUGCUCUCAUGUCUAAAUAUGAUAUGUGUGCAUAAUUUUCCUGAGACAUUUUGGUUGCGUCAAACUCCUGUUUGUUUCCUUUGCAGUUCUUCAAAUAUUCUCCCAGAGCCUGACCUCACAUUUUGGUUGAAGCGAAGUUCGGCAGUAACACUACUACAUUCCCAGACUUCUGCAAGAAGAAGGGCACAGAUAAUCAAGCUCAGGUAGGGAAGCUUAGACUACUAUUUUGGAAGGCUCUGCAUUCUAGACUUGUGCUGUGAAAUUGCCCAUUAGUUUGGGGUUCAAAUGUGGUUCAUGCAAAACCUACAUGCAACUUUCUUUUCAGGCUUCUGAUAUUGGUUGGAGUAAAUUACACUUUAUUCCCACAGCAAUCAAAGGGACUUGAGUUAGUUGUGAUCAUGACUAAUUUGCCUCACUGAUUUCAAUGGGGUUAAAACUUGAUGAAAUUACAGUACAAUCCUAUACAUGUCUACACAGAAAUAAGCCCCACGGAGUUCAGCAGAGCUCUCUCUCAAGAAAAUUGGUAUAGGAUUGCAGUCUUAGUCUGGGUACAGCCCAAAGCAAAACACAAUCCAAUUUGUCCCCCCACUUCAGUCCUUGAUGUCACUGGAGGAGAUUUAAGUAUGGGCUACCAUUGGAACUUUACUGUGCUUAACUGUGACUAGAUUGUACUCUUGGGGUGGUAUUCAACUUUUACUCUUAAGUAGACCUAUUGAAAUUAAUGGACCUAAUAGAGUAGUUCAACUAGUAUUGAUAAAAAUGACCUAAGUAAAACUACGUGACGCCCCCCCCCUCAAAAAAAGGAAUGUAUAGCUAGAUGGGGUCGUGUGUGUACAGAAUGCCACUGGAUGCACAAACUUUCGUGUGGGAGAGAAAAAUAUAUAAUCUGCUGCAAAUACCUUGCAAGUAACAAGUUUCAUAGCAGAAUAUUUACAAUGAUAAAAGCAAUGUGUGUGUUUGUGGUGGGGUGGAUUACCUUGCAUGCUUUUUUUCACUCCCUCUAAAUGGCAUAUUAAAAGUUCUGCCACCCCCAUGCUUGUUUAUUUGGCAGGGAGUAUUUUAUAUGCAGUAGGUGCCAAUCAGCUUGCUGGGAAGGCAGAGUGCUCUCAUUAUAUCUGAACUGCUUUCACAAUUCCUGACUUGGUUUUCCCUGCAAAACAUGUUUCAUGGCAUGAACGAUGAGAGGCUGAAAUAAAUGAAGAUGCCCAGCUAAGGUUUUCAUCUACAUUGCUUCACAGCUCUAGGUUGUUUCUCCUCCUGCACUCCAAUCUCACUUGUAAGGUUUUAUGUUCUUGAGUUUUCUGUGGGCCAGAUGAGGUGAACAUGCAAGCCACAUUGCCUGAAUUAUAUGUGUCCGUCUUAAUUCAUGCAUAAGGCAGGGUGUGUAGCUUCAGUUUUAAAGAAUUGUGUGGGUGAGGAGAGCUGAAACCUUCCCCUUUACCCAGCUUCCAUAUAGGAAGUGAUCCUGGUUGAGAAAAAAUGAAUGCUUUGCUGGUCCCACACAGAAGGAGGGGAUGAAGGUUUCAAAACCCCUCCCCUGGUCACUCAUUUGGAUGUUCAAAUCACAUCAAAUCACGUCCUGCUUUACAAAGUAAACAGACAUGAUUGCCACCAUCACCACUAGUCUAGCCCUGAGCUUGGGGAAAACCAUCAAGUUGUAAUUGGGGGACUUUCUGGUCCAAGAUUAGGGCCGUAUACGUAAAGGUGCCUCAGUCAGCUCAGGAUCCACAUCCACCAUUUUCAGUAGUGGAUGGUGUAAUGGUUCUCAAACUUUUUUCACACUUUCAGAAUAAAAAUUUACUUGUGCCAAACUGAUUUUUUAUUGAUAAUAAAUGCAUUGGAAAACACAACUAGGCUUGUCCUCAGCAUCACUUGAUGCUCUUGCUCUCGUUUUGAAAAGAUAUCUAUCCAUAAUCUGCAAAUAAUAUAGAUAGAUAGAUACGAUACUAUGCCAUGCUGAACUGUUUAAAUGUUCCUUUGAUUGUCCUUGAAUCUUCCCACCACACUUGCCAUCCUCUCCUGUCACACAAGUGUGGCACGCCACACCCUUUGAGAACCACUGGUGUACUGGGACUGUGCCUUUGACCUGACCUCUGUCAGAGGUACUGCAGUAUACCAGGAUAUAGAGGGGCAUGGCAGCAGUAACAUUGGGGCAGUGCAAAUGCGCUGGCAGGAGCACCACAUUGGCUCCACUGGUGGGUUUGCAUCGCACCUGCCAUGCAGUCGCCACCACCCACCCAUCCUGGUCUGCUGCAGCUACUCGGCUGGCCAGAGGUCAGGUGAACAGUGCAGCCCAAUAAUGUUGUCCCCUGCUUACCAACUUUUUGUCUUCACAAGUUUUCCAAACGCAGCUUACAAAUGGACACUUUCUUAUUACCACCAUGCAUUUUAACAUCAGUUCUAAUCUUCCUGCAAUCGUGGUGUUGGAGCCAGAGCUAUACCUCCCACUUACACGAGAGAGGUAUCAGACUUUGUUAACGCCAAGGUUUGCUGAUACCCAAAAAAAACUUUACAGAAAAACCUAAGAGGUUGAACCCAUCCCUGUCAAACAGCCCCAUGAUAACUCAGUGGCAUGAAAUGUUGAAUGAAGGAAAUGAGAGAGAGAGAGAGAAACAGAACUGGAUGGAAGGGAGUCUGGGAUAGAAUGUGUGGACCUAGCUAUAAAAAGGAUAAAAAGAAUCAUCUCAUUGUCCGGAUAGAUCAAUUUCUGGUUCACACUGAAAAGCCAUUUUAAAAUGUCCUGAGGGAUGGAAGUGAGAGCUGCUCAUGAAAUCAAUAGGGAAAGCAGAAAUUUUAAUCUAGCUGAAACAAAGCGCAAGUGUGUUCCUCCCCACCAAAACAGGCUGGGGAGGUCUAUGCAUACUCAGUGGACACAAAAUGCUCACUAACUGUUGCGGUGCAGAGGGAAACCAGGGAGCCGGGUUAAUGGCUCGACCCUCUGAACAGCAGCAUUCCGUACAGCAACAUUAUGUUGCAGGGCUCACUUGUGUACAUAUUUGUUGAAAUAGCAACUUGCACAAAGUGUGAAAGGACGUCACUUGUUUGUGAUGUAUUAAAGUCAAUUAAUGGCCUAAAUCCUCUAAAUUCAGAGGGGGAUAACUUAAGCAUGUAAUAGCUCAAUAGGAUCCCUGCUUUUGUAUCUUGAAACCAAGUACGUGUCCAGUCCUUACAGUUUUAGUUCGGAGAUGUUUGGUGCCAGCCCCUUAGCAUUUUGUGCCAUUAUGGUUUCAAAAUAAAAGCAGUUGGGCGACACAUCUGCCAGUCGCAGUUUAGCCAUCAUUCAUGUAAAGAAAAAUUGUGGGAAUAGAUGUUUGUGUUACUAAAAUAUGCAAAACAGCUGUGCUCAUCAGACUCAUGAAGAGUUCUGCCUUCAGUGGGGAGCAAGUUGCCCAUUUCUGAUCUCAACAUAAAUGCCCACCCAAUCCAGCAAGGGAGAUCCAUGUGCAUAAGCAGGCAGUGGACACCGACCUGGAUGUGCACCUGCAACCAGAGGCGGAGCUAGCUGUACCGGCACCCAGAGCAGCACACAUGCUGUGCACCUGGGGGUAGGGCUUGCUGCCCACGGGGCGGGGCUAGCCGCCCAGGGGGGCAGGGGAGCAUCCCGGGGGGUCACCGCCUGCGGCGAGUAGCGAGCAUCUGGGGGGGCGCUGCCUGCGGCGAGCGUCCCAGGGAUGCGGGGCGGCAAUGUCACCCUCCCCCCAGGGAUGACACCCGGGGCGCACCGCACCCCCUUCCUCUGCCAGUGCCUGCAACCACACUGCACUGAUCAUCUGGGCCUCAGUGAACAUUGCUGGAUGCAACUUUCAUUGUGGAUGUCCCCAUCUUUCAGCACAUCUCCACCUCUGCCCUUGGCCACCACUUGCACUUGCCUCCUUGCAUGAAUCAAGCCCAGGGAUUUUUUGUGUGCGUGUAAUGUGUCUAGUAUUAGAAGUUAGGCACAUUCACAUAACAUUUUCAGCAUGAAAAAAGGCUUGAGGACUUCCAAAAUGUUCCCCAAAUGUUCUUGCAUGCUUACUGUUCCUUUUAUUUGUCUUUUUCCACUGGUUUGGAGCAGCUUCAUAGAGUCAGCUGUCUGCUGCUGCAGUGCCACUCAUUUUUUUAAAAAAAUCUUUCUCUCCUCGCCAUCAACAAAACAAGCAAGUCAACAUCAGUGAGGGCAAACAAAAGUUAAUUCAGGGCGAAGGUAAUGCUUCUUAGCUUGCUCGCUGGUGAUGGGAGUUUUUAAUGGUGCUGCAGUAGCAGCAGCUAAUCAAGGCUGUGAAGAUGCUUCCAGUUGCCACCCUCCCUGGGGAGAGGAGCCUAUAUGGAAAGUGGUUUUUGUCCCCUUUGAGCCCCAAAAAUAACUAUGGAGGAUACCAGGGACUGUGCUAAACUGUUUGUUUAACGUCAUGGGAAAGAGUGUGACCUGGGGUUCAAUAAAUGCCCCCUCUCGGCCACAAAUCCCAUCUCUGUAUCACUGCAGAUUCUUAAUACCCUUUGUAAUUUGUACACCGUAACCUGCAAAUUUGCUAAGCCAGGGCACCUGGAAUUAUAGUCCAAAUUAAUUGAAGGGAUACCUGUAGGAUGUGGUACCAUUUCAAAUGGGAGAUGGCAGGGACAGGAGCACAUUAUUUGGUGUGUGUUUCUCAUAUAAUUUUCACAUCUGUUUUUAUGUUACAAAGCCUUACGUGCUUCAACACUUUAUAAACACCUGGGCCUUUAUUCAAAGACAGUGUUUUCCAAAUGAGUAAACAAACCAACAAACAACCCCAUGCACACUAUCUCUACUAAGUGAAUCUACUUGUAUAUUGAAAGCAGUGUAAAAAUGGGUAGUGAUUUAGGGCACAGUUCAGCAAGCAAAGUGGGCGAAUACUAUUCCAGUGAAUGUAUGGUGUUCCUGUGCUGGAUCUUGUUAAAAGAAUGGAAAGGCCCUACAGCAGCAGUAUUUGCUGAAUUGAGCUCCUUAGAGGCCCAAUUGAAGCAAGGCUUUCAUUGAUAAUUUUGUGUCAAGAAGAACAUUUUCUGGUCUCCCCCCCCCCUUUUCUUUCUUUCUCUAAUACAAACACAUAAUCUACAAUGGUAUCCAUUUUAGAUAUUCAGUUAUGCAUUUCCUCAGACACAUUUUUUGCUGCGUCAAAUUCACAUGACAACUGCUUUCAUAUUGACAUCCCUUCCAUUGUUGGAGGAACCAGGUUGUAGCAUUAACAGAAAAGCAGGUCUGAUGGCAAAGCAGCAUAUGGAAUCCCCACCCGCAACCCCCAGAGUGAGUCUAAAUAAAUUAGUAACAUAAUAUCAAGUCAAUAUUCACCACUAGAAAUGGGGAGAGGGGGAAGAAUGGUGGUGAAUGUAUACUGGGUGACAGAAGUGGGGAGAUAGAGUGACAAGACAAGAUGGCACCACAGGAAAAACAAAAAACAAAAAAACAGUUUCACCAAGUGAGCACCUAGUUGUUCAGUUGGGGGGGGGGACACGUGCAGUUGGAAAUGAAAUGCAAGCAGGUGAUAGGGUAGAAAAAAGAAAUCGCAAAUGAGAGUUGAGCAACAGCAGCAGCAACAACAGCCAGUUUACUUUGGGUUUAGAAACAAAGCCAAAUAAAUAAAUAAAAUUAAAAUAGACAUUACAACAAAUCUGAAAUUAAAAAAAAAAACUGAAUCAAGUUUGGUAACGUGGUUUUUAAUGUGUCACAAGUUUCCACAAGGACAAAGUUAUAGAAGGAAACCCCACAGCAGUUUUCUAGCUCAUGCAGAACCAUCAAUUGUCAUACCUUGGCCCAUUCUAUUCAUCCUUGUCGCACUUUAGAAAGAGAAGUAAGCUAUGUAAGUUUUACAACGCCUUUAAACUGUCACGCGUCCCAUUGAGCACUUUAACUGGCACAUCCUUGGUGUGUGUUAGAGAAUGCCUGGUGGCAAAGAUCAGCACCUUCUUUUGCAAAACUGUGCAAAUUUAUCUUCAGGGUCCAGCGCAAUGAGUUGGCAGUACUGCUUUGGUCUUACGGGGCAGAGGGUGAGUGGUUGAUGAGGGUAGGGACAAUAAUAGUCUGAAACAUUUUCCAGUAAUGCCAACUUGCAGUCACCCUUCAGUAUGUAAGACUGGGAACUCCCAAUCAGGAUUACAAGUAAGGCGGAAAGGCUUUAGGCAUUGCACCAAACCAGAGGUUGUCAGUAAAAGUGCUUGGCUUCAUUGUCAAUUCACACAGCAAGCUUCUAUAAUCAUCAUGCUUUCUGGAGGAGGAGAGGGGAGGGGAAAUAUCUAUAUAGCAACUCCCCGCAUCCCCAAUAUACUUUCUAAAACAUAAAGCACAUGCCAGGCAACCAGCUAGCUAAUAUUUCUAUAAAGGGAAGGGGUAGGACAGAGGAAGUAGGGAGCAAGGAGGUGCAGUUGCAAGGAACUAGAAUUCUGCAAUGGAUAAAUAAGGUGGUGCAGGGCUCCAAGGUGCAAGCCUGAUAGUUUAGAAACAUGUUCUGUGAACAUUCAAUCCUGACUCCGUUCCGGACCACAUUUAAUUCUCUGCAAUGUUGUUAGCUUGGCCAGUGUCUUGCUGAACUACAUUAUUUAAGCACGUUUUUUUUCUGGAACUAAUGACUAGGUCUUACUGACAAGUAAAUGGGUUAGGCACUAGAUAUGAGCUACUGAUUAGCACAGAGGGUUGCAAGAUGUCAUUUCAGAAACCUUCCUGACUGUACAGCGAUUCCCCAAAAAUGUUCACUGAGUGCAAAAGCAGACUUAGUAUAUUGGGGCAGCUCUGUGCAGGAUUGUUUCUCCACAUACAACCUGCCAAUUUAUGGGCAGUGGCAUAAGCGAGAACACACCGCAAAUCCCUUACGUAGCCCUGCCUGCAUUACAGCUGGUAAGUGAGAAGAAAUCCCUGACGCCUCAGCAAGGCCCAGAAAGUAUGGGGAUGAUACCAUCAUGGAGCCUUCUCUGAAUGGACAAAAGAAUUUUUUUGCUGCUGGAAGGCUAUGUUAACAGGGCUAUUCCCAGUUAUAAGCAUGUUUGCUGCUCUAGGAGCAGAUUGUUGUUGUUUAUAAAAAAAAAUGCAUAUAUUUUUGAGGGAGUGCGAGAGAGAAAGAGAGAAGCAAAUUUCUAGUUUCAAUCCAGAAACAAUUGUUCCUCACUACUUUGGGAAACUCUGGCUUACUAGUUCUAAGGCAGUGGAAUCUUGCAACCCCGAUUGAAGGAGUUAGCAAUAGGCACUAAUGCAAGGCAAUCUGUUUUGUGCGUUCUUUAAAUCCUUUCAAGGAUUUAAAGGGUAUGUUGCCAUUAAGUUCAGCAGGUGCUAUGCAACAGCUAUAUUAUUAUUUACCUUGGCUAAACCCAUCAACUAAAGCAUGGCCCCAGAUUUUCCUGUUCGUGUGUAUGCAAGUUCUUUCUGGAGGUUUUAAUAGCAUACAAUUAAGCUAUCAGAAUGGGAAGGGAGUGCGCUGAUAAUAAGAGUUUAUUGAUACGUAAAGUUACUUGCUCUUUUCUGAAUAAAAUGAGCGUGAGCCUUUGCCAUAGCGGGGAGGAUUUAUACCCCAUUUAUUCUGUACAUAAGGUGACUAAUUCACCUUUUAAUAGAUAUAAAAGUCUCAGGGAGGAAGAUUCUAAUAAGCUGUAUUCAAUAUUUAUGAUACACAUGGCUUUUCUUCCCAAAUGUCAAAAGUAAGAGAAAAUAGAGUUAUUCAUGUGGCAGUAUAGACAAAAAUUACUAUGCAAUUAGAACAUUGUUUGAAAAAGUUGGGGAGGUUAAAUAAUUAGAACUGAAGAACUACAGGCCUAGUUAUUUUUUUUUUAGUAUUUUUGUAUUAAUGUGAAAAAGGCACUCUCUCUAUAUUUUUAAAAAGUCCUAUGUGCAAGAAACAUCCUGAUAUUACUUUGGUAUAAAAGCGGGUGCAGCAAAACUCUAUAAAAUAGUGUGAGGCUGUUUCAGCACAAAAGACUGACCCCCCCCACCCCUACAGCACAUUUAUCUGAUGCUUAGAAAAGUAACCACUUUGGGGGUGAAUUUCAUGUGUGUGAAUUACUUUAUGCAAGUGCCCUUUUACUACACCAGGCUUGCAUUAGAUAACUUUCUGUAGCUGACACCACAAAGUCAGUAGUCACACUUCAUGUGGUUUAAUCUCCGUUAGAACAGUUAUGGUGGGGGGGUUCUUCGCAUCUGCUCUUAACAUUUCCCCCCACCUGCUCUGCGUCAUAAAUAAUGUUUGGUCUGUCUGUUUCGUUGCUGUUGUACUUAAGGGUUUUAUGGUAUUGAAAUAAAAAAUGACAACCACAUGCACACUGUUAUACAUAUGCAAAAUAUGUGUAUAAAAAUGGGAACUCCACAGGGGAGGGCUGGGGAGAAGAGGGAAAGCUACUAUUGGACACACCAAUUGGGAGGGUAUGGGUGGUGGAUACAGCUUCACACACGGUGGGAGUGGGUACACGUAUCAAAGUCUAUCUUCCUGCACGUACUUCUGCUUUUCCCGGGAGUCCCUGGUCUUAGUUCGAUUCUGUCGGUUUGCGGUUGCUGGGAUAGAAUGAACCGAUGAGCUUUUCUUGCUAGACGUAUAGGAGGAAUGGGAAGAAUGGGAGAGACUAGCCCGGGACUGGCCAGCAUUGUGGUCGUACUGCAUCAAACAGAAGAUCCAGUCUGUCGGCACAAGCUCAAACUCAUAAGGUGGGUUGGCUAUAACAAAACUGAAAAAGAAAAGAACAGCCGUCUUACUUCCUUUCCAUGAGGUUUCCAUGCUCUACACAAAUAAUAUCAAUUUCAUUGUUCUGCAUGGGACAAUGACAAUAAAGAUAUCGUAUAUCGUAAUAUCAUCAGCUUGAUAUUUUCACGCUGAAAGGAAUGGAGUGAGCUUCUAUUGUACAGGUUGUAGUAGUGUUGUGAGGAGCUGCUUUUUCAUGCAUCCAUCCCACAGCACUACAGUAAAGGUUCCCAACAACAUGUGUGAGGGCCUUGACUUUGAAAUGUACUGCUGGUGGAAUCCAUAGACAAAGCAAGCGUUUUCAGGGUAGUGGUGGUGGUGUUUCAGCAAAUCUCUGAGUUAUAUUUGUCAGUUAGAAUUUGAAGCAAGUUCGGAGAAGCCUCCCCAAGGCAAGACAUGUAAGGUACUUCAAGAGAUGCCCAAGAUUUUCAGUGAACCUGUUGUAAUUUCUCUGUAGCCUUCUGCACAACUCUCACCACCAAAACAAUGCAACAUCCUCCCAUUUUAAUGCAUUCAGGGAAAGGAUAUUUGCAUCAGCACAAGAGACAGAAAACAGCUGAGGCCAUUUUCAGUUCAAAGGGUAAGCAGCACUGAGGUGGCUUAAACAUCUGGAGGGUGCCAGGUUUGGGAAAAGGUGUCUUACUAUCCCUGCAGCCAUGUCUGUAGGAAACAGAUCCAAAAGCUGAUAGGCAGGUGAGGAGAGUGUUAUAAAGUAAGAAAAGUGGGCUGAACAAGUCAUUUUGUCUUGGAAGCAGUUACCUGUAAUACACUAAUGUUUGUGGUAGCCCCCCUUGCUGGAAUAUGCUCUGCCACAGUAGACAGGUUGGGGAAGACAGCUUGUCCUGCAAUCUGUGACUCUUUUGAUCAGUUCAGUUCAGAUAUUUUUUGUUGUUUGCCUCUGAAUCCUAUCUGCUGUAAGUCAUACCUUCAGUCUUCCCUUCUCCCUAAUUUCCUUCGCCCAUUUCUCUUCCUUGACCCUCUUUCCAUACUGUGAGUUUUAACCUAUUGCUAUAUCUCAUUUGCUAACCUGAGAAUUGCAGGGGCUUUAAAUCCUGUGCCUACUUUGGAGGCAAAACAAUUGUUAAGAGGGAAACAGAAUGGGGAAAUCUGGAUUGUGUUUGCUCACCAGUGGUGUGUGUUCAUUUACUUUAUCUAUCUAAACUACCCAUAUCUCGUGUUUCUACCCAACAAACGUACAACAUUCAAAUGUUGAGAAUAUCAGAUACAGCCAUGUCAGGAAUUUAACAGUAAUAAUUGUGUGUUGUAAGUUUUUUUAAAGUUAUCCUCCCCUUUCAAAAGCCCAGAGAAACAAAAUAAGUUUUACCUGUUGCUGGAGAAACACAUGAGCUUCGGGGAGGGGGGAGAGGGAAUUCUAGAGAUCGGGCAUCACCACAGAAAAUGCUUGCCCCUGGUCCCUAGUUGCCUCACCUCUGACAAUGGGGGCAUCUAAAACUGGGCUUUUGAUGACACUCUCAGCACACAGACAGGUUCAAAUGAGAGAAGGUACCACUUCAGAUAUCUCAGUCACCUUUGCAACUUUGGACUAAUUGCUUGGGGUUAUGUGGAGCGAGGAAGGGAAUAUAUUUUCUACAUCUUUUAAAAAAACACAUGGCUUAUUAACAAUGAACUCAGUAGUGAAGUAUUCUGGUACAUUGUGAUCAACUGGUGACAGUUUUUUAGUUAUUUAUUUGUAGUUCAAAAUCAGCUUGUUCUACUAGUACAUUAGGAAAAAAUGGAGCUGCUAAAAUAAUAAGUUAUACAGUGUACUUCCUCAGGUUUGAUGUGGGGGGUGGGGAGAAAGUGUGUUUUAGUCUUUGCCCAUAUAUUUUUUUCACUCUUAAGACGACUGAAGGAGUCCUUUUAUGCAGGGCUAUCCUAUGCGUUAGGAGUCUCCUGAUAAACAGGGAAGUUCACUAUAUUCAGGAAAUGAUCAGUGGUAGUGAACUCAUAUAGCGAAAAAACCAUGGGAUGCUUCAUACUUACAAAAGGGGCUUAAACUCAGUGAAGCUUACUACUUUGAAAGAAACAUGCAGUAGCAUAUGCACAAAUACUUCUACCACCUUAUCUGAAAACAAAACCCAGAGAUAUAAGGCAAAGCUAUAUUCCAGAGCAAAGCCGUUGUGUUCAAAACAUUUUCCUUCAACAUCCAGCCUCCCAACCCCAUAGAUUUUCUGGGAAAAUGUGAAUGCUUGUACCUGCCUUACUACCAUUAACCAACACUUGGUGCUGUGGUGAAGUUUACAGGGACAGUGAAAAACAGCAAUAACAAUAACGGCUGGCCAAGAGGCUUAAGUUUUGUACAUACCGCUUAGUGCAUUGGCUAGGCGUGCUUUGGUUGAAAUCUCUCAAUCGGUAUAUUCCAAAGCAAAGCAUAUUGUAUGUUUUCAAAGCUUUACAAAACAAAUCUCCAUAACAACCACCGUCCUAGGAGACAAAAAGGAGAAGAAAGGAAUUAAGAGGUUGUUCUCCACUUCCUUCCCACCCCCCACCCUUCAGCCUCCGUUGCAACAGUGAUAAUGAAAGGAUGUAUGGAGGGGGGUAUAUUUUAAGUCCGUAGUUCUAUGCCAAGGGGACAAGGUGUGAGGCAAUCUGUUGUUUACUUGUCACGAGUGAGAAACAAUUAGUCAAGGAGCUGUCUAAUUUAAAUAUUUAAUCUUGAAACCAGCUAAUAAAUGUGUGCAUGGGAAUGUGUCCGAUCCCAGUGAUUGUAUCCCCCCCCCCAAAAAAAAACCCUCACAAAAACCCCAACCUGGACUGGGAACAGUGACUGACUCUUAUUUUAAUUGAACAUGUAAGCUUGGGGCCCAGAGAACAGCUAUUCCACAAAUUAAGAGCAAUGUAGUCUGAACUACUGGAUGAUUAAGAAGGUGUGACUUUUCCUAACUUGCUCCGGUCUUGCAAAUUACUGUGUCAUAUGGCUCAGUUUAUUUAACUAUGUUGUCAAUUUUCACCAAGAUAGUUUGGAUUUCACUGGGGAGAUUAACACUUAGUAGGUAAGAAUCCCCCUGCUUUCUUUAGCCCUGAAAAAAAUGGAAAUUAGAGAAGGGGAGGAUGUGUUUGUCUGUAACUGAAGUUGCCACCUAUCAAAAUUGUCUUUUGUCUCCAAGCCAAGCAUUUGUUUUGAUUAGGGGACUCAACUGGCAUUCAGUAUGGCAGAUACAGAAACUGGUUCAUAUAUAUGACAAAUCAAACUUCCAGCUUCAGUAUCAUCUGCAUAAGCAACAGCAGUAUGUGACCCCCACAUACUGCGAGAACCAUGGGGGUAGUCAAAACUGGUAUUGCACAAGGAUCCAAUUUGUGCAAAGGGGCAGCAGGGUUGCGCAUGUGCUUCACAUCUCACAUAGGAUGUAACCUUUGUUUAAGUAAGUACAUGGGCAUUUGUGUAUUCUCAUUUGCGGGAUUAUCCCUUCUACAAAUUAGGUGUCAUCGCCUCAAACUCGGAGGAGGAGUCAGCCAAGUCCAGAGCUGCUAUGCUACCAACUGGGGAAUUUGAUCAGGCUCUUGAUGUUGGGGUUUCAGAGCCAACAGUGCUUGACUUGUCAGAGCAAUCAAGCACUUCCCAUGCUACCCCAUCUGUCCAACUGGUGGUGGAAGAGACCUAGCAGGCCUAAGUUCACCUCUGGCCUUGGUUGAACCAAGUAUGGAGUGACUUGUGGUGCUCCAGCCACUGGCCUGCCUUGUGGGUACCUGAUUAAGAUGGGUCAGAACAAUAAGGGGAGGGAGAAUCAAGUGCAUGCCCAUUGCAGUUAGACAUACUUAAUCUGUUUGAUGUUAUUCUAUAUGUACAUGACUUCAUUUUCUACAUUUCAUGGCUGGUAGUUCAAUGUUUGAACUGAUGGAGAAACCCUAUGUCUAAGAUUAUGCUGUGCUUGUUCAUAUUUACAGCCUGCCUGGGUAAACAAAUCUUGAAGAAGAUGGAGAUGCCUAAUUCUCACGGAGGUCAGGUUUGAACCACACCAGAUACAGAUGGGGAGCUCUUAUGGAAGAAUAUAAAGCCAUGUAUAAAGCACAUAAAGAAUUGACAGGUCAGUGAGUCCUUUCUCCUCAACAUUUGUUUUCUGUUUUUUAUAUAAAGGGCCAUUCAGUCUCAUUGAGCUACUGGCACGGUUACAGCCCAGUUCAAGUUUAUUACCACUGCCAACCCUAGUUCCAGUUUAAAUUUCUUUGACCACAGGGAGGGCUAGUCUGGUUAGAGGGAUGACUCCUUCCCCUUGAAGAGAAGGCCAAAGGAUGGAGAGGAACCUGCCUGAUGCCUCUAGUAGGAGGCAUCCAUUCUAGGAAGAAAAUAAUAGCUCGGUCAGUAAAGGACAAGACUCUUAAUCUGAGGGUUGUAGGUUUGAGCCCCACAUUGGGCAAAAGAUUCCAGCACUGCGGGGGUUGGAAUACAUGACCAUCAUGGUCCCUUCCAACUCUAAGGUAAAGGUAAAGGGGCCCCUGACCAUUAGGUCUAGUCGUGACCAACUCUGGGGUUGCAGCGCUCAUCUCGCUUUAUUGGCCGAGGGAGCCGGCGUACAGCUUCCGGGUCAUGUGGCCAGCAUGACUAAGCCGCUUCUGGCGAACCAGAGCAGGCACGGAAACGCCGUUUACCUUCCCGCCAGAGCGGUACCUAUUUAUCUACUUGCACUUUGACGUGCUUUCGAACUGCUAGGUUGGCAGAAGCAGGGACCGAGCAACGGGAGCUCACCCUGCCGUGGGGAUUCGAACCUUCUGAUCAGCAAGCCCUAGGCUCUGUGGUUUAACCCACAGCACCACCCGUGUCCCAUCUUCCAACGCUAUGAUUCUAUAAAAAUCUCGCACUUGGAUAUGGCAAAUUGUAACAGCAGCAAUAUAGCAAACAGCAAUAGAAAAAUAGGAAUUUACCCAAGCCAGAGCAGAUGGGAAGAAGCCAACAACUAGAAACUUCUCCACAGAACCAUGUGGUGUGUGCGCGCUACUCCACUAUUCCCUUGCUAUGUCUUGGGUUGCACUUGGAAGCCAGCAGCCAAGGUACAUAAGUGAAGAGCUCUUCUUUGCUGCCAUUAACAGUUGGAAGGGGGUUGUUUGGGUAUUUUGCCCAGGUUCCAGCUAAUUUGGACAACAUUUCCUGUGAUGCAGAAUAGGGCUGGAUGAUGUUGGGUUUUCAGCAUUGCAGUGUAUCACCAGUAGGCCUGGUAUGAGGAGCAGACCACGAUGUCAGUAUCUCUCAGUGGUAUAUCGCUGGUGAAACCACCACUGCUCCUGACUGAGUCCCUCUGCCAGCAGUGUCCGCUGGAGGCAGUCAAGAGUUCCCUCCUCCAGCGGGUUCUCCUAUCAGUGGGACUAAGGAGUGGUGGCGGUUUCACCAGCGAUAUACCACUAAGAGAUACUGCCAUCCCACUCUGCCCUCAUAUGACGCAGAGGGAGAAACAAGCUGUAUCGGUGAGGUGCUGAUGCAGCUUGUUCUUCCCUCUGCAUCUUUAAACUGCUCAACUGAGGAGUGUGCAGCUGCCUUGCCUCAGCUGAGCAGUUAAAGGAGCCCUGAUGCUCGUGGGAGAGCACCAGGGCUGUCUCACCUAGGGAGGGGGAACCUUCCUUUUUUUAAAUACAAUUCUAUUAAAUUUCUGUUUUGAACAACCUUAAGAUAUCAAUGACUUCCCUUCCUCUCUUUCCAUGGUUCAUUUUGCACAAUAUAAAUCCCUGCAUAUCUUUAUUUACAUCCAUCAAAACUUAUUCACACUGUUGAAUUUAUCUUAAUGCUGCCCACGUUUUCAAACUGAAUUUUCCUCCAUUUAUUCAAUAAACAUUUUCCAAUCUCCUUUAAAUAUAUGUUCUUCUUUUUCUCUUAUUCUAUAUGUUAGCACCUUCCUCUUCCUCAGCUAAGCUGUGUUGUCCCAGCCCGUGAGUGCCUGGGGGAAAGCGCCUCAGCUCCCACAGUGAGAGCUGCAGCAAUUUCACCUAGUGCCUCGUGGGCAGAGGCCAGUGCAGCUUGUUUUUUCAACAUUGCGAUAUAUUGCCAAACCGUGAUGUUUGCCAAUACAUUGCAAUGGCGAUACACUUUCAAGCUGCAUUGGCCCCAGCUGGCGAGGCACUAGGUGAAAUUGCUGCAGCUCUCACUGCGGGAGCUGAGGUGCUUUCACUCAUGUGCUUUGUGGGCUGGGGCCAGUGCAGCUGCCCCCAGACUACAGCUGAGUUGGGGAGGGGGCGGAAAGGCUCCUACCCCCUGCCACUUGUGUGUUAGUGGCAGGGGCUCCUUGGCGGGGGGGGGGCUGCCCGCUCGCCUUCCACUCCCCAAAUAUGGACCAGACGACAGUAGUGUUUAACUGCCUUCACCCAUACAAGCAUGCUGCCUCUUUCCCCGGGGUGGUUGUUCACCCCAGGAGGAAAGACGAAGUCCAUCCUCCUGGGUGAAGUCUGCAAGGCAGGGCUGUCUUAGGGCAGGAUGAUGGGCUCCAUUUUUUGUGGGAGGAAAGAUGCAGCCCACCCUCCCGGACAAAGCCAGGCAGGCCGUAGCCAAGUUAGGCUGCUUCUGCACAAGCCGGAGGUGUAAACGUCUCCAUUGAGGGUCGUGCAGCUGUGCCCCCCCUCAGUGGAAAAGUGUGACAGAGCCUGCACCUCCCCAGCUAAACAACCACAAUCUCGUUCCUACUUGUGUAUGAGCAGGAGUCGGAAAGGGGAGCACAUUAAUGGAGACCCCACUGCGCUGCUGGAUCAUGUGAGCCAGUGGCUGGUCAGGCGCUCUGUAAAACAGCUUGGCUGAGGCGAGGGCCCACUGCGGCGGUAUGAGGGCAGAGUGCGGUGGCAGUUUCACUCAGCAGUAUAUCGCUGGUGAAACCACCACCAUUCCUGACUUCCUUUGCCUCCGGCACCUGGCUCCACUUGUUUCUUCCUCAGCUGGGUGCUGGAGGCAGAGGGAUGCAGUGGCGGUUUCACGAGCAAUAUAUCCCUGAGUGAAACUGCCAUCGCACUCAGCCCCCUCAUACCAGUCCUGGCCAAUAUAUCGCCCAGGACUGGUAUGAGGGGCAGAGUGCAAUGCAGAUCUAAUGCAGAAGAAGGUUUGCCAGGGGUGGGGGGAGGAGGAAUUGUGAUUAUGUCAGGGGACAGCUGGAAAAUAUCUGGGAGGUGGGUUAAGUCUUCCAGCUGCCAAUUCUCAGAUCACUGCAGCAAACAACCCCCAAAUUCAACAGCUCUGAGUGGGAUACUCAAAGAAAGGCAACACUGCCUCUAGAGAUUACGUAUCUUCUCUGUUGAGGACAAGACAAAGGCAGCUACAGAAUAGCUCCCGGACUUUUCCUUUUGCUGUCCUGGUCUUACCCCGAGGUCUGCAAAUGGCCCAUCGAGCAAUGCCAGCUGCGCCACCCGACACCUGUCCCUGUUUGCGAGUGUCUGGGGUGUGCUGUAGCCGCCUCUCAGCGCGUUCUCCUCCGCAAUCAGCGACUCCAGCUCUGGCGUGGCUCCUCCUGUUACCAGCGUACGUAUCAGCGUGAGAAUAUUGUCAUUGAAGUAUGUCUGCAGAGAUAAAAGAAAGCUCUUCAAGCAAACACCAUUAAAGUCACAACUGAAGACAUCCAAAUUACAACUUUUCUGGGUUUCUGCUGUUUAAAGUUCUUGGCUUGUCUCUUCAAAUAAUUUCUCAUCGGAAGUGAAAAGACAGCAGCCCCCAAUUACUCUAUUUUCUUCUGUCCCAUUAGGCUUUUGCUCGACCCCCCCUUUUUAUUUUAUUUUUUAAAAAUCCAACUCAGGACUGAUUUUUAUUAAAGAACAAAAAUGUAAAUCAUUUAUGUUUCCUAUAAUUGGUGUUAGUGGUGAAGCAAUGACUGCCUUCCUUCUCAUUGCCUUCAUGUCUAAUAACAGCCUUUAGGACAUGUAAUUGUAAAAAUCCAGACCACAUUUAAAGCUUACACAGGCUAGAUUGCCUUUUUAUACUUGUCACCAAUCCAUUGGGGAGCCGCCUCUGUGCUUCGGGUGUCAUUACUUAUUACUGUUGCUGGACUCGAGCUGUCUUCCCGCUGUAUUGUACUAAACAUCUUAUUACGAGACUUGACAGUGUUCAGACACAAGCAUGUAUCAAUUAAACAUUUUGAGUUCAUUCCAGAUAAAUGUAUGAUGAGUUUAGGGUCCUGCUGGUCCUUUUAAAAAACUCUAGGGUAUGGGGUAAGUGUAGUUUAUUAGGGAAGAUUUUCUCCACAGUGACAUUUUGCCAGCAUCAGUAGCUACUCUGGUCUCUCAGGCAAAACAAUGGGCAUUUUAAAUAUUAAUUAGACGCCAGCGGAAGGAAGUUCAUUUAAAAGUGCACAUGUCGGGUUGCAAGAGGCUUCCUUAAGUAGCUGCAAUCUAUGGCUGGUGGAGGACAGUAUUUUAUUUUAUUUUUAAAGAGGAUUAUCUCUAAUCCUAACAAGGACUGCUGUAUUGGUCACAUAUGUGGCAAUUGCUUCAAAUUUUGCUUCAGGAAAAAUUGAAUGGCAACCCAGGAAAAACUUCUACAGCACAAUCCUAUACAUGUCUGCUCAGUAGUAAGCAAAUCAAUGGUGCCUUAAAGGUAAAGGUACCCCUGCCCGUACGGGCCAGUCGUGUCCGACUCUAGGGUUGUGCGCCCAUCUCACUUAAGAGGCCGGGGGCCAGCGCUGUCCGAAGACACUUCCGGGUCACAUGGCCAGCGUGACAAGCUGCAUCUGGCGAGCCAGCGCAGCACACGGAAACGCCGUUUACCUUCCCGCUAGUAAGCAGUCCCUAUUUAUCUACUUGCACCCGGGGGUGCUUUCAAACUGCUAGGUUGGCAGGCGCUGGGACCGAGCAGCGGGAGCGCACCCCGCCGCGGGGAUUCGAACCGCCGACCUGACGAUCGGCAAGUCCUAGGCGCUGAGGUUUUACCCACAGCGCCACCCACGUCCCUAAUGGUGCCUUAGCAUCCCUCAAAUUAUUCAUAUGGGAAGAAUCAAUUGUGCUUAGCAGGCACAUUUUUGUUAACAGCUCUACUCCACUGGCUUGGAUAAUACCAUCCUUUUAGAUUCAAAAAACAUCUUUAGAGAUAUAAACAUUUCUGAAUCCUCCCAGUUACAAAAACUGCAAUCAGGGCAUUGAAACAUUUUUGAGGUGUUACCAUCUGAGAAAGAUCUUUGAAACAGGACCUUAUCUAGAAGCCUGUCUGUUGUCAGCUGCUUAGAGCAUUCUUCAGUGAAAUAAUUAUUUUUGUGAUAUAUAGUUUUGGGGUUGUUUUAAGCCUUGCUGAAAUGCUCAUUUUGCAAUUGUGAUAUUUUAUCUACUUGAUUGUGAACUCCUGAUUAUUAUCAAUAUAUUGUUGUUGCAGUCCUAUGGCUUUUGUUUCAGCACUUUCUGUGGUUGCUAGGGAAACCAGAUUCAACAGAGGGGGGGCGCUUGCACCUUUGAAUGGCCGUGUGCAUCCCUGCCAGACCCACCCCCCCUUCUACCCUGCUGUAAAAGAUACAGAAGCCCCUCCCUCUUGGCCUCUGGUCGCACUAUGGACAGCAAGGCUGCUGCUUUAGGCCAAGAAGAUGGUUGCUGGUUUGAGUUUCAACAGGAAGGGAUUAGCGUUAGCAUAACAGAGACCUCACACUGUUCUGAAAAGAUGCUCUUUCCAGAACCAGGUUGAGUAUUUUAAUAUCCAGAGAGCUAUGCCUCCUACUUAUCCUACUGUGGCUUGGACUCCUGCAUAUUUCAUAGUUGGUAGAAGUAGAAAAAGUUGCAUCUGUUGAAAUUCCUGGAAUUGCAUGGACUGAAUUUCAAUGGAUAUGUUUGGUAACCCUGUUUUUUCUUUGAGGGUGUAGGAGAUCAUUUUUAGCUCUUAGAUUACUACAACUGUGAGAGGAGUUUUAUGGUCUUGGAUAUAUGGUAAUGUUCAUAACUGCACAUACAUAGGUCAGCACAGGAAGACCAACCUGGAACCAUUUUGAUUCCUAAACUGACCAAAUGUUUUCUCUGCAAAGUCAAACUGGAAAAGUCUCCCCACUGUCUCUUUCCUCACAAAUCCUGUCUUAAGGACACAUUUAAGAUAUGAUUAAGGUGUGAGCCUGUGACCUGGCCCAGGAAAAGUAUUUUACCACUACAAAAGAAUGGCCAGGCUCCCCAGGCAAUCCAAUCAAGUAACUUGCCAGACAGGAGAUAAACUGGGACAGGAGAAAAACAACAUGCAAAUGUUCUGUUUCAGACCACCUUUUCUGGGAUGUAUCUGAGGGGUGGUCUUAGGUUACACCCCUUCUGUGAUGAAUGCAUAAUGUUUCUGGGGGUGGUCUUGAUCUAGAGGAUGGGAAUUUCAAAAGUCUUUAUAAGCCCUUGCACAGCAUUUUUAUGGGUUCUCUUCCUCUCCUGCGUGUGAGGGGAGCACCCUGUUGCAACAGAUCAAUAAAGAUCAAGCUUACUAGCUGCUUUGCUUCUCAAUAUUCUCUGGUUGGCCUCUGUUAUUUUCUCCUACCAAUAGGGAACCUAUGUAAGGACUCUAUAUGGGCUCUUGGAUACCCCAUAAGGGAAAAGGGCAUAUUUUUAUUUACAACACAACUGCUACUAAAAUAAUGGAGGAAAAUCUUGUGGCAGCUUCAAACUCCAAAAGAUUCAGAACAUUCUAAAUAACAUUUUACUAUGUAGUAAGGUCUUUGGACAUGAAACAUUAAGGCCAUGUGGAAAAAUUAACUAGAAAACUAUUUUCUGAUCGAUCCAUGAAAGAGGUGAUGCAAUCUGAAUCUGCUACUCGCAGUAGGAAAAAAAAUCUGAAUGCAUUUAGAAAGGUGAUUAAGUUUAGCACAAUCCUUUUAGGCCAAAUUCCUGCUGUUGGCUGUGUAGCAAUCAAGAGUAAAGACCUUUUAAUUUGCAGCCACAGUUGCUAACUAGAUAAUCAUGUGAGCCUAUCUGCAAUUGUUCCAGUUUGAGGGACAAAGGUAAGCACAACCCUGGCUUACUAUAACCUGGGCAAAAGAUAGGUCUCUAUAUUUGAGCUUGCAGUGCCACCUAGCCCUUUUUUCUGCAUUCCAUCAAAACUCUUUUGAAAUAGCACAACUAUUUGGGGCCUGCUUUGUAAAAUCCCCCCUCCCUUUUAAAAGUAAAAUAAUCACAAGAUCUUAUGGUUCACCAUUAAUGCUGUCAUGCUUCUUAAACUAAUUGGUCUCUUACAGAAAAUUUAACUGAAAAUUAACAGAGCUCUUUAAUACAUUCUAAUAGCAUUUUGCCUUUCAUUUAUAAUUAUUCUAAAACUAUCAUUUUCUGUGUCAAGGCUGCCACAGUUAAAAUAUUUCCUAGUUUGCAUAGAGUAGCUUAAAGAGAAACUCUAGUGCUGGAGUAUUUGUUUUUUGUCAGUAUUACAGAAAUGCAUUUUUAUUUGUAUAGUUUAUUUAAAAUAUAAUGGAUCUCCAAAUGCUGACAGUCUUGAAUUGAAGUCAUUAUCUUAUAGCUAGUGAUGUUACAGGGAGUGAACCCUAAACAGAGCAGAAAUAAUCUAAUGUAUUUAUCUGAUAAAUCUACCACACAGAUUUGUACAGUAUUGCAUGAUUUAAUCAUAAGAUAAACCAAGGAAGUUGUUUAUCACCUGAUAAUAUUUCUGAACAGUGGGAAAGUAUAAGACUUGUGUUAUAUUUUAUUUAACAAAAAUUGCAUACCACUUGAUUGUAAGGAAACCUCUAAGCGCUUUACAAAAAUAAUCAUUGUGGCUGUCAACCAACAUUAAAAAAAGAAAAUUUUAUUAGAUGGAUUGCCUUGUUUUUGACUAAUUAACUAAAGUAAGACACUGUAUUUACAUGAAUCUAAUGUGCACCUCAAUUUUCAAAACCUUGAAACCAAAGAAGUAUUUGCUGCUGAAUGUAAAUGCGCCAUCAAAUCUAAUGUGCACCCUCAUUUUCGCUGUGUAAUUUGGUCAAAAAGGGUGCUCGUUGCACAGUAAAGCCACAUAUUGCAAAAUCUAAACAUCCACUACUUCAAGGACUGUGAAUGAAAGGAUAGCUUUACUCUUAAAUAUGAUAACUUACCUCAUUAGGGAACUGCUUACUUCCUCAGCUGUGUUUCUUGUGAGGCCCGUACUUGGCCAUAUCCCUGCACAAUUCCUUGGCUGGAUGGCUGGCUUCUGCAUAUUGUCUUUCACUUGAGACCCCCAAAAUUAUCCACUGCCUCCUUCCUCAGUUACCUGCUUCUUACCUGCAUUCGUUUUAGGUGACUUUAUCUGUAGCCAUAUGGGAGCAUCCUUGCAUUUUGGACAGGAUUCUUUAAAGGGGUGGGGGAGGCCCAAAAUAUCGUACAGAAUGAGUCCCUGUGUCUUACCACUCCUGUAGCCAUUUGUUCCUAUAGUAGCAGUAGCCGUUCCAGGCCUGUUGUGCAUGCAACAUUUAUUCUCCAUCCUGGAUGUAGGCUGCACACAUGAGCUGAGACAAUAUUUGAAUUACACAGCAUGGAGCAAAAUUAGAGGUGGGUGUUUUCAACCAUGCACCUAGUUGUGGGCUGAAGGACAGAGGCUUAGCUUAAUGUCACAAGGGCACUUGAGCAACCUAUUCUCAGACCACCUUGCUUGUUUGUCCACACUGUAGUUCUUAAGGCAAAUGAGGCACUGGGAGGUGUUUCCCCAGCUGAAAAGCUGUGUGUUCUCUACAACCUAUGAGCCACUGGUUUCUGACUGUACUACUUCUACCAGCGCUGAUCGAAGAGCUAAGGAUGUACAGGCAGAGUGAGACAUACAAAUAUGGGUCAGGUAAAAGGAGCAGUCUGUUUUCCAGCAGAGCUGUGGUUGAAAUGGCAGGUUUCAACCAUCUGUGUAAUGAGGAAAUAGAAAACACUGGAUACUUACUGCGCUCAUGAGAGAAUCCAGCACGCUGACUGCAAAUGCAGUUCCACACGCAAAAGGUUGCGUGAGAUACAGUUCUGUAUCAGGGUCGUCGUCAUCAUCUUGGUCCAGAAACUGAACAUUUGAAUCAUUCACUAAAAAGAUAAUGAUUAACAAAAAAAUAAACCAGCAGAAAACCUUGUCAUGCUACAUGUGUGGGGGGGGAGUGUGUGUGUGUGUGUCCCCAGAAACAUAGGCAGGUUGGUGAGAAUGGAGUUUAAAUGGGUGUUUGAAAUGAGUGUUGGGAGAGGAAACAAAUAAACAAACACCAGUUGAUCGUUAUGAAAUGUGAAUGUCCCAAAAGGUGAAAUAACGUUCUCAUGUGAGGAGUUUCUUGGUAUCAUCAGGAGCACAGUCAAGAUUGCCUUGUCAGUAGGAGGGAACAACUCCAGCUUUACAUUACAAAAUAGAGAUCACACAAAAUACUGUUUCAGCUCAAAGACAAGUAAAGGCUCAGAUGGCUUCCUAUAAUAGACCUGAUGUGGCACAUUUGAGGAAUUUCACCUGAAAUUAAACCAUAUCUGAAAAAAUAGGAUGAGUGUGAUGAAGAUUUGCUUUAUUUAUUUAAUAGAUUUAUAAACCACUUCAUGACCAGAGGCCAUCAAAGCAGAGUACAAGUGGUUUGUUUUUGUUUGUUUUUUUAAAAAAAGAUGGUCAGAAAGGAAUGGAGACAGUGUUCUGGAGCCAUAUUCUCUGGUCCUAAUAUUAUACAGCAGAAACACUACAAUAUGUUUUACAUGCUUUAUUAUGAGCACUCCCUUAUCCCAGGCAAAUUUUGGUCACAACAUGUGUUAGCCUAGUUCACACUAAAAGGAUGAACGUGAGGCUGCAGUUGGGAAUUGACAUUCUCCAUUUAUAAAAAUCCCUCUGUGUCUUAUAGUCAAUGAAUAACAAAAUUGCUUUGUUUAACAUUCUUUUCUUCUUUUUGAAGCAAAUGUCUAUUUGAGAGAGUACAUUCCGCUUCAAAAAUGGACCUUUGGGGAAGACAAGAGUCUGUUUUCAAAUGCUAAAUUAAACCAAGGCACAAUCUUCAGCAGCAUUGUAUAUACCACUUCCUACUGGCAGACGUGAAAGACUAAUAACUCACACAAGGCUAAUACCUGACACAAAAGCUUUCCCACCUUUUACACGGUGACAAUUUCCGAAUCGCAGCAAAAUCUAAUGUGAACGUUGCAAGGCUAAGCCUCAAUAGCUUUAUCGUCCUGGCCUACAUUCUCCUGCUAGGAUUAGUAUGAAAUGUCUCUGAGCUAAGAUGGGACUAGAGGUAGGAUUGGUUUAAGAGUGCAGGACUUUGCCACAGGAAGUGCUAAUCAAAAUUUCACUUUCCCAAAGAAGCCUGUUUAGAAGCUUAGCUGGUUUCAGGACAUCAGAACCCUUAGCUUUUGUGUGGAAAGUGGGCCCCCAAAACAAACCAACAGCUUAAGGGAAGAGCUGAUGCUGGAGUUUCUUUCUCCCCCACCUAAAAUGUCUCUUAUUUCUUCUUUGACUCCUCUGAGAGCUGUUAAGACAUGUCAGUCAAAUUGACAGGUGGCUAGAUUUUUUUUUUAAAGGAAAGCAAAGCAAGAGAGGGAGAGAGAGCGAAAAUGUCUAGACCAAAGAAAAAUGAAUUGGUGUGAAGAUACUAUGGGAGCAGCCGGCAGGUCAAAUGAGUGUGAUCAAAGAUUUACUGAUGCUGCGUAUGGAGGGGGAAAAAAUCAUUAAGAAAAGCCAGAACAAGACAGUCGAUUUCAACUGGAAUCACAAAUAAAACACAUUCAAAGCGGUGCUCUGAGGGUAGCCCCCUCUGAUACAGCCAGAUAAAUAAAAGAGAAAGCUGAUGACAGUAGGAACAACAAUAAAACAAAAGACAGUUGAUGUGAAGGAAAAAGGCACUUCUUACCCAGUUCAGUUAUCAUUAGAAUGUGAGUUCCACUGUUUUUUUCCUGACUGAUUGAAACCAAAGGCAGAAGUUUGCCAGGCUUAGCUAAUAAGUAAAGUGUUUAGGAGGGGAUUGGGGUGGAAGGGGAAAGAAGGCACAGAAAGAGAAUAAAGUAAGGGAUAAGACAGGUAAGGUCUAAAACUAAAUGGAAAGAAAGUGAACAGGACAAAAGGACUACAAAUCAAGCUUGCCUUUACUAUGAGAAACAGAAUGGCUUUCACGCUUCACACUGCUUGACAACACUCACUAGUCUAAUGCCACAGCAGAAAUGGGAAACAAGCAAACGGUUGCCACAUUCUCCAUGAUAACACUCCCAAUGCCAUUACGGAACAAAUUAGUUAUUAAUUUGUCAGCGUAAGAGCAGAGGAAUGAACAAGCAAAUAUUUAUUUUUGGUUAAGAUGCAGGUAGCACACGGGGCAAAGGGUUGCAUUUUCUCUGCAACUAAAGGGCCACACCUACUCUGGCACAUCAGUCCUAAUAAACAGAUGUGCAAUCCUGCAUCUGCCCACAGGGGUGCUGUCGUCCAGCGGGCAAGUGUAAACUGGGAUAAUUGCACUCAAUGCAAUGGCUCUUACUACCACAACCACCUGCAAGGGGGAGAGGGUAGUGUUAAGGUGGCUUUGUUGAAAGGCAAGGGGCAAACAACAGAGUGUAAUGGUGGGCAGUAGCCUGUGGACCUUCCAGCUGUGGCAGGUUGCCCACCCACACUUCUGUCUGAAUGUAGGGAUCAGCCCCACUCUUAGCAUUGAUUUCUGUUCCCCCUCUGGUGGUGCAUCCAGGCUUUGUUUUAUAGAGCAGAUUCUGAAGAUCUGUCACCAAAUAAGGGAAGAAGUAAAAUUAUGUUCAGGCUUCAGUGAAAGAGCUUGCUUAAUCAUUGUCUCUCCCCCCCCUUUCCUUCACAAGAAUAAUUAAACAUCAGUACAUUAAAUGAAAGGUACUACGUAUGACCUGUGUUCAUUUCCUUAGGCUGGCAAAGAGGGAGAGAAGGAGGGUAAAGAAAUGAGCAAACAAGAACAGAUCACCUUCAAUUUCUCUUACCUAAUUCUGUUAUAAUAGGGAUAUCAAUUCCUGUUGUGAUGGAGUGCUGACGUAGAAGGCCAUGCACCGGGCUGUUGUCUGGUGAUGAUCUGUCCAUUCCUGGUGGUGAAAACCCUGUGGAGAAAACAGCAUGCCAAAAUUUAGGUGUUACACUGGGUUACCACUUAUUUAACAGCUUUCAGUGGUUCCUGGUCUAUUCCUGGGCAUAUUAAAAAACCCCACAACUUUUAUUUUAUUUACUUUGCUUUCAAAACCCUGUGGCAUGGGGCCAGCUUAUCAGAAGGGUUGCAUGUCUCUACAUGUGCCUGUCCAGAUCUCCAUUAUCAUCUUCUUAGGCCAGGGGUUCUCAGAGGGUGUGGCAAUGGCGUGGCAGGAGUCUCAAGGACAAUCCAAGAAACAAUGAAACAGUUCAGUUCAGUGUAGUGUUGUAUAGUACAGUAUCAACAGAAUUGUUUUUAUUUACAGAAUGUGGAUAAAUAUGUUUUCAAAAUGAGAACAAGAACAUCAAGUGAUACUGAGGACAAUCCUAGUUGGAUCUCCCCCCCCCCCCCCAUGUAUUCCUUAACAAUAAAAAAAUCAGAGCCAUGCUGAUUUUGAUUGCUCCAAGAAGCUCAGAAUGGUAUGUAAGGGAUACCUAGCCGAGUUGCAGCAUUGACAGGACCUAAUUAACGUCAGACAACAUAAUGGCACCUGCAGACCAUCAACUGAGCUUGGAAUUGUUAUUUCAGAUUAGUGGACUGAAAUCUCUGUACUGACCUAUAUGCCUUUCAUGCCAUGCUAUCUUACAGACCUUAUCAUACGACAGAAUGGUUAAUUGGUUUAAAAGGUAAUUAAAACAAGGAACAGGGCUGUGCUGCUAUCCUUACCCUUGUCCUUACUUGCUCUACAAGGCUCCACCCCCUGAACAUCUGUAUGCUGCCCCAGGGAGGAAAUUUAUAUGUCAGCAGUCAAGGCCGAGAAGUGAAACGCUUCGACCUUUUGUGCUCUAUUGCUGUCUAUUAGGUAUAUCUGACCAGCAGUGUUUGGAAAGAGUUUUUGGAAACAGGAGAAAAUCAGGCUAUAGUUGAAUUCAGAGAUUCUCCAAAGUGGAACUGGUAGUCCUUUGCAUUCUUCUCUAAGCAGAAUGUGGCUGCAAGAAAAAUACAUGGACUCUUCCUACUCACCGCAGCAUGCCAGCUUUUAGCCUCAACCCACCCACCCCCACUAUCCCCUCUCCAGUGUUUGUUUGAAACGCAUAUGACAUUUCUGUGAGACUGUCAGCAGCUUUAUAAUUUCAAAUUGUAUACACAAAGCAAAUGCACAGAAGAAAAAAAGUACUAAAUGGCUUGCAUUUUCUCCCUGAAUGGAAAGCUAGUUCUACACAACUGUAUACAAAUGUAUUUAUUUAUUUUAAAACAUUUGUGAGUAAUCUUUUCACUCAGAAACAGAGCACUCGGUGCAUGGAAUUAAAUGGCUGGUUGGCAUUUCCUCACCAAAAUAAAUUAAUAAAGGUCGUCUGGUUUGCCAGUCUGGAGGUGCCAUAUUUCAAUAAAAUAAAUGCGCCUUUAGAGCAACAGGAAUGAAACAAGUCCACUCCAGGGUUGCCAGGGGAAAUGAUUUGAUUAUAUACAGUGGUACCUCGCAAGACGAAAUUAAUUCGUUCCGCGAGUUUUUUCGUCUUGCGAAGCACGGUUUCAAUUUUUUCAAAUCUUCAAAAACCUCAAAAAAGGCUACCACACCGCGUGCUAUGAGUUGCUCCCCAAAGUCAAGUCGCAACUGCACCUCUUCAAGCAAUGCACCCUGUAUUACUGUAACGGUUUUAAGAAAAAGGAAACAAACUUGCAAGACGUUUCCGUCUUGCGAAGCAAGCCCAUAGGGAAAUUCGUCUCGCGAAGCAACUCAAAAAACGAAAAACUCUUUCGUCUUGCGAGUUUUUCGUCUUGAGAGGCAUUCGUCUUGCGAGGUACCACUGUAUAUAAAUGUUAAGUUAUUAUUAUUAUUUCCAUUCUCUUAGAGAGCUGGCAGGGAGAAGAGAGGUAGGCAGUAGGUCCUCCUUCCCUCCUCCAGGAACAUCCUCUUUGCAGUCUUUUCUAGCCAGCCCUAAGCAUAAAUUUUAGAUGCUGCCUAUUUUCUUCCUUCAAAAAAAAUAAAAAAGUGAAGGAAACAUAAACUGUUUUAUCACAACUUUUAUUUGAAAGUAUGAAAAACUGCAAGUGACAGCUGUGCGAAUUCAGUGGAUGUGAAGUUUUUGAAUUUCUUCAACUUGACAAGUAAACACCUUAAAUCGGUAAUGCUAUAUAUGCAUAAUACAUGGCCUGUAUUUUGACAUCCAUCAUCAAAUGCUGACUUGAGAAAAUACAGAUUUGUACGUCAAGGAAUAGCACCCACAAAGCAGGAAGGAAUUCAGGUCACAGGGUAUUAGGAAAGCAGUAUUUCAUUACAGCACCAGAAACAGGCUAAGUCAUGAGAUGUAAGUGCUGUUUGGGGAUGUGAAGAGAUUCUCUUCUACUUCACAGAGCCGUCCUUCAUUCAGAAAUGGCACGCUUUACUCAAAAUAUCCAUUUUCAUUCGCCUUCUCAUGUUUUCAGUCAUCCAAGCUUAAAUAUUAGGGCCCAUAAAACUGAAGAGGGGUGACUGUUAUUGUUGAUUUUCCUUUGGUUCAUAAAAUAACCCCACAUUAAUUAGGAGCUACAAUGCUAGCAGUUGCUUCAGUUUAUUGUCUAGAACAGUCAUUCUCACACUCCAAGCCCUUCCUCUGCUAACCACUUGAAAAUGGCUGGGGAGUCUCUCAGUGGACCAUUAAAUAAACUUUUUUCCUUCUUCAGCACCACCACCACCAUCUUCAAAAACAUCAUCAUGUUCUGGAAAUUACAUGACCUGGGCCUGAGAAAAAGGCAGCUUUAAUUGGUAGGUUGCUAGGGGGGAUAAUUACAUUAAAUUUAUAUUUAUUUAUUCAAUUUAAUUUUUAAUUGUGCCAAAAGCUUAUUUGAGCUACUGAAGGCAGUGUGAGACAUCUUGCAGUUUGAUAGCUAGCACCCAGUGUUGGAAGGAGUUGCCAUAUUUAGUAUAUUUAAAUAGUAUCGAGGAUAUUGGCUUGGAUUCUUAGUCUAUGUUCAAGUCAGGAUAUGGGGAUUCCUGCCCUCUUCCGACUGCAGCCUCUAAAAAGCCAGUCCUGGUGAUCAGAAGCUGCAGAGCAAGAGACAAAAGCAGUGACUUCCGCAGACACAAGCAAAAAAAGGCUGAUUGGAUCUAACCCCUUAAUAUUCAAGCACAUCUUUAUUAUUUUCUCUUAAUCCCAGUUAUACAACACACUAAACUAAAGCUGCUUACGAAAACAAAAAGCCACACAUACAAUUAUGUCUUGUAGUCUUAAAGGAAUAUAUUCUUUCCCUUCACUGAAAGGGCAUUUAUGCUCGAUAGGAAUCUUGUUUUUGCCUCGCUUGACCUCGGGGCCCUCUGCUCUUUGGUGUCUGCUACCUCUUUGGGCACCCCUCUGAACACACCUUUAGGAAGGGUUCACUCCGACAUCAUACACCUAUCAUCAGGAGAGCAGGGAAACUAAGUUUUAUAAGCCAAUUUCAUAGGCUACAAACAGGGAAACGCUUAACCCACCACCAAGGGGAACAGACCCCAGGGCAGAGUGCUCCUUAGGUAUUAAACUCUGCACAGUAGACUAACAGUAUUUUCAAGGAGAGACAAAAGCUAGUCGUGUAUUUAGCCAGUGUGGAAAUUACCGCUUCCCAAACUAAAGUUAACCAGACCGUUGGGGCUAAUAGCUAUAUUUUAGCUGGCACCCUCACAUAUAUACCCAAUGUGUAAUGGAAGGAGUGGGGGAAUCCAGUUAGCAGAUAUAUUCAGGUUAAAGACUUCUGAAACGUUAAGGGGAAGGUCAGUUUUUUUGCACAGUGCUAUCCAAAGACACCCCUCCCCAUAUAUACACAGAUGUGCUUGCGAACACAAAUUUGACCCAGUUUCUCCCUGAUUUUCAUCUAUUUGCCCCACAAAAUGUGUCAUUCAGAGCUAUUUCACAUUUGACAAAGCGAUUGCCUGUGGCUAAUUGUUAAAAAGUUUAAUAGCCUUGCUUCUUCUUAAAAGUUUAAUAAUUGCUAUGGGGGCUUCAAAUCUAAUCUGAACUACAGUGUUUAAGGAGCAGGUGUUUAAUUCCCCUCCCAAUUUCCAUAUAACCCCCCCACCCCCGUUAUUUCUAGGGUGGAGAGGGGCAGAUACAACAAUGUUAUGGUCCGUUUAUGUUUCUCCUGCAGGACAAAUAGCAGAUACAUAAGGAAAAUGAAGGGAUGGAAGGAUGCAGAAUUGCUCUUAAACUUUUUAGAACAGUGGGAAAUCCUACCAUAGCUUUCUUAGUAUCACAUCUAGUUGUUCCUUCAUUUUAAAAAAAGUGUUGUCAUCGAAAUAGGAUUACAGUGAAAUUUCAGGAUAAAAUUGGUGGUUCCUGCUUUGGUCAAACAUCCAAGGGAUUUUCAGAGGUGGUAAGAAAUUUCAGCAAGAAAUUUCUUGGGAAAUCACAUACAUGCCUAAAUACAUUCACCUGGGCAAACGCAACAAGCAGCAGACUUGAAUACUGAUUUGUGGGUAUGUUCCACUUGGCAUGAAUGAACCAUUUAACAAGAUCUGAGUGUAAUUAUCAUGAUUUUGAAAUUCUUAUCCAACCUCUGUUUGCUUUCUGGUAUAAACCAGUGUUAAAUUUAGUCUUGGUAUUAAGGAAUUCUGACCUGUGCUCACCUAUUCAAAUUAAUUAAACUGCAUUAAUCCUUACGUUUGCUAAGGCAGGUUGUCAAUGAGUUGUAAACGGAAGCUCACUGUUUCAGAAAGGGAAUUUUAAAUGCAACUUAGGGAAGACUUCUAUAGGCACCUGGCUUUUUAAGUGAGAAAAGCAAAGCAAAAAUAAAAACAUCAGUGCAAACAAAGAACAAAACAUAUUUUGUUAAGUAAACACAACAAUGCUGUUUAACACAUGACUGGCAACUGCUCAAACAUAAAUUAUAUAAAAAAAAUUCCCAUUGCCACUUAUGGGGAAAUUAUGCAGAUUAGAAUUUGAUUAGGCUUAUUUCAUGAGACUCAAUUUGGACUUUUAAUCUAUUAAGCUCCAAUAAAUGAGGCAUCUGAAUAGCUCCCCUGAGCAGCAGCUGUAAUAACCACAGCAGUCUUCCCUCCCUGCUUCUGCAAUACGUAUUUCAACAAUUUCUUUAGCAGAUGAUGUUAACGGAAAUUCCAGGUCUCUGAGUACAAUUACUUUUUAACUAGUAUGAAAAUGUCAGGUGUACAGGGUAAGGCAAAUGGAGCCUUAAAAUGUGCUUCAACGGCAUUUUUAUGGACCUCAACAUUCAUCACAUUUUCUGGUGCUACCGUCUCCCCUCUCUUGUUUUUGACCAGCUUCGUGUGUUUGGUAGGGCCCGCAGAUGUGUACAUGAAUAAAAACGCAAUGAGGCACAAUUAAAACCAAUGCAAAGCACACCCUUGUGCCAGGCAAGGUCUCCAUGGGGAAAAGGCCUGCACGCUGCACUCUCACCUCGCCACCUUGCAAUGGGAUGGUGUCUGCUACUGAAGCCUCUUUCUGGGUUCUGUGUUGUGAUCAAAUUGUGGGACACUUUUUUCCGGUGCUCGGCAAAUCUUCCGAGCAUCAAAUGUACAGAACCAGGGAGUGGGGCAAGCCAAAGGGCACACAAAACUAAAAAAUGCCCCAUCUGGUCAUUUUCUGUCAAUGGGCUGGUAGGGAUUUCCAGCCCAAAAUAGCCUGGGCCAAUAUUUUGCCCUUUCAGAGCAAAUCUAAUGUUCAAUGGCCUGCAGAAGCCUUGUGAUUCAUCGACGUGUGUACCUAUUCCUUGCACUUGUUCAUAAAGACUCCAAAAAAGUAUGCUUUCCCCACACAAAACUCAGAGCAAAAUUGGCAUAAUUAGCAAACCAUUUGUACAAUAUGUAAAUUGCGGCUGCCUAUAUUUGAGGAACUGGAAUAUGACAUUCCAAAUGCUGUUAAGUAGCCAUUGCUGAGCAUUAAGUGAAGCAGGAAGAGGGAGCUGCUGUGAUGUUAAGUGGCAACAGAGGGAGGGGGGAGUGUAUUGGGGUGCUGAUAAGCCCUCUCCUUACUCACUACUUAGCUACAGUGGCCAGCCAAUGCGGCUGUAAGGAUACUGCAGACAGCCUAUAUUGGAAUGAAAUGUGGUUUUAGAGCUAUGAAAUUGUCCACCCUCAAAGCUAUUAAUCCAAGAGCUCUGAGGCUAAUAACAGCUUCAGUGGGGGGUGGGUGUAAUUUCAACGAGAAUGCCAUGGGGAGGGGAAAGGAUUAUUGCUCUCCCUGCGGUCCCGAUCCCGCUUUCUUCCACAAACCCUUCUUGCAGCUGCUCCUAUGACAAUGUGGAAAACAGGCGUGCUGAAGGCGUUUGUGUAUUUAACAUCACAUUUGUUUGGGCCCUAAACUUGUGUGAAGGGCAAGAAGUCUUUGUAGUUACACAGGACAAAGAAGAUACUGAAAGAAUGAGCCGAUAUCUCAGAGUAAGAGUAACCAGAAUACAAUAGAUGCUUUGCUUUUGGUUUUAUGGGGAAGCAAACAUACUAGAGAUAAGCUUCUCUUAAAAAACAACAACAGUAAAAAAAGCAACAGCUGUGCAGACCAAUCCAGUAAGACCUUGUUCCAGCCCUGAGAGAAAGCAUGCAGAACACAGGCUGAACCUUGCAUGCUGCGUCCCAGUUUUUCCUUUGGUCAAUGCAAGUACUUAAAGUUAUAUUCCUUCGCAGUGGCCACAAGGAAGCGAAACAUAUUAACCAGGUGCUCUGUGAUAAAUAAACAAACAAAAGUACUUCCUCAUAAUUGGAAGUAAAUUGGAACUGAAAUUUAAGAGGAUAAUAUUCUUUUGGACGACAUACCUACUAUAUGGAAUUUGACAACUGGGCAACAAAAAUGGAUUCUGAUAUAGAUGCAUUGGAAAGAUAAAUGUGCAGCUCUAUUUAUUCAAUGGAUUGAAGACUGGACUACACAUGCCAACCGAUGAAUGGACUGCUUAUAGACAUAAACUUUGCAUGGACAAAUAGAAUUAAAUUUGGAACUCAUUUACACAAAAUACAGUAGGUUAAAAAUUGCAGUUGUUAAUUGUACCCUUUUAUUUAUUUUUCUUUCUUCACUUUUUUAUUAUAAAGAAACACUUUUUAUGUGCUGUAUUUAAAUUUAAGAAUAAAUAAGUAAUAAUAAUUGGAAUGAAAAGAGCUAAUAAAAUCUCUUACAGUCUGCAAGGGAAUGUUCAGAUUGCGCAGAAACGAGGCUAUGUUGAAAUACAAAACACAUCGGAAACAUUAUGCUACACUGCCCCUUGCUGAAAUACCUAUUAUGCCACUGCCUUCCAUUAAAAUAAAUACCUUUUACAAUAACGUAUUACAGGGAGUAUGGAUUUAUGUUACCUGAUAAUAGGUACAGACUGAUGGAUAAUAAUGACUGUUAUUAUUGAACAAGAGUUUUAUGCUAUAUAUGAUGGCUAAUCAUCAAUUUCUUUAUGCAGUUAGCGGCAUUGUUCCACUAGUGCCAAACAACGGAAGCCUCUUUUUCCCAUACACAUAUUAUCUCUGUAGAUCUGUAGUUGGCAGUGCUUUUCCAGUUAUGCUGUUGACAAAGCCUACCAGAAGGAAGGACUCAUUUGAGCAUAGUCAGCGUAAUGAGCAGGGGGGACACAGUACCCUGGGCUGUGGAGAAGGGCUGUAGCCCACUGGUAAGGCACCUGCUUUGAACAAAGCAGGCCCAGCUGAAUCCCUAGCAUCUCCAGGUAAGGCAGGGGGAGAUCCCAGUCUGAAAUCCUGGAGAACUACUGCCUGUCAAUGUAGCUGGACCCAUGGUAUAAGGCAGCUCCCCAUGUUCCUAUGGCAACAUUUCAGGCUUGGGGGAGGGAGACUGGGCUCUUUGGAAAUCAGGCAGGCACCUUCAAUGUACUCUUUUCGGUGCCUGCUAAAAGCAUGUUUGUUUAGGCAAGCCUAUCCAGACCAGUAGAAUGUCAACAAGGAUUUUAAUAUGGUCUUCAGCUUACCAUUUUAAAUAUCCCACCCCCUACAUUUCAAACAGAUGUUUUCAAAUGCUUUUUUACUGAUAAGUUUCAUUCUUUCCGAAAACCACUUUGAGGUUUUAUUGCAAUCAAGUGGUAUAUAAAUCUUGUGAAGCAAGCAUCCAGAGCAUCUCCAUGCAGCAAGAAUGGCAGUGAAGGAUCAGAGCGCUGCAGCUGGACAUGGAGCAAAGUAAUGCUAAAAAUCAUGUCUUGCUGUUCUUCCUGAUAACAUUCCUAGCAUGACUGUAAGAGCUGUUCGACAGUGGAAUGGACUCUGUUGAAAGGUGGUGGUCUGUCCUUGGAGGUUUUUAAGCAGAGGUUGGAUGGCCAUCUGCCAUGGAUACUUUACUUGAGAUUCCUGCAUUGCUGGGGGUUGGACUAGAUGAUCCUGUGAUUCUGAGUCUGUCUUAAGAUUCUUGGAAAACACACACACACACACACACACACUACAAAUUUUCUGUAUUCUCUCUAAUAACUACAACUUGUGCACCUUUGAUAACCAUAAAAUGCAGCAUACUAAUAAGGCAUUUAAAAUACAAAAGAAUGACUCAAAGCUAAUUACCCAUCAUGAUAAUCUAAACUGUAGUGUAAGAUCUUUGAAAUAUAUAUUUUACCCAUUAUAAGUAAGCAUAAGGGCCAUUCUUUUCGUGGUAAGAGGCAAUUGGCGGGCAGGGAGGAGCCACCAGCCUCAGUCACUUUCAGAGUAAGCAAAGGUGUGCUGGGGAAGCUCAAGCCUGUGAGAUGUGAUAUUAUACACGUGUGUGUGCGUGCGCGCGUGCAAAAGACACAGUUGUCUUCCAUUGAAUAAAACAGAACAAACCAUUGAAAAAUUCAGUGGAACUAGAAUCAGUCAGCUAAAACAGCUCUGGAAUUCCAUCUAAGAUGAAGGUCACAGUUGAUUAAGGAGAUCAUCUAAGAAAUUUCCAAGGAAGAUACAAGAGUUUAUCUUCACCUAGUGAAAUUUCCCAGGAGGGUUCUGAACAUCCUUAGACUGUCAUCAGAUUUCACUAUCACCUAAAAUGAAUUUCGAAGUGAAUUUGGAGAGUCAUCCUCGGGAGAAAUUUUUAAGGCAAGCCAGAAAUAGCAUAAUUUUGCAGUAGGUUUCUCCACACUGAUUGCUAUUGCAAAAGUAAAUGUAAACUGAAGCCACUUGGGGAAAUGUAAGUGUCGCUUUAAACCGAAAUAUGCUUCACAGCUGAUUUACUAUGGCCACAGGUGAUGGGAAUAAAUCAAUUUGUUUUAAUGUUACUAAAAAUGCAACAUUUCCCUCCUAAGUAAUAAUACAAACUUCUUGCAAAAUAAAAAACAUCCCUCCCCAACCCCGUUGCCUUUUUGUUAACUAGCUGCAAAGCUCGGACUUGGGUUCCCUUUACUGGCCACGUUGCAAUUCACAAGUGCCCUCUCCAAAACUCACCCAAAGAUUAAAGGUGUAUUUAACACAAGCCAACUAUGCUCAGUAACAAAAUACCUUAUUCUGGCCAUUAAAAGUCAUUAAAGAAGCAUCUUGAACUAGCUUUGAGUAACUCUCUUAGGCUGCAAUCCUAGACACAUUUACUCAAGAGUAAAUACCACUGCAAUUGAUGCUACUUACUACUGCAUACACAGGUUUCUCCGCCUUCUUUUAUAUCUGCACAACCUUGUGAGUUUGAUGAGGCUUACAGAUAGUGAUGGCCCCAGGAACACCAAAAUAGCUUCAUGGCUGAGUAGGGAUUUCAAUAUUUUUGCUCAAAAAUGGGAAGGAUGUUGGCGUUAUUAUUAAGUAUUAAUAAAUAACCACAACAAAUGUAUUCCGUGCUUGCUUUAUUUACCAUAAAUCUUGAAUUUAUCCCAAUCAUGAUCAUCUGAACAGAACUGCCAUAAAUCGUAAAUUACUUUUGAUCCCCUCCAUCUGAAAUGUCACACCUGGUCUUACACUGAAUGUAGCAUAGUCAGACCUACAACAACACAACUUGCUUACAAUGCAUGAAACUUGGGAUUAUUUUUAUGGUUUAGGGUAGGCGUUGGAGGAGAGCAGGGCUCUCGUGCCCUUACGAGAUAUGUGCCUUUUGCAGUAUGGAACCACAAUUUUAGGGAAUGCUCCACCUGUUGAUAUUCUGUCUGUUGGGCUUCUUAUUACUUGUGUGUGACCCCUGGUUUAUUUUUGAAUGUUCCACUGCCACCUGAGAAAGAAGGUACAGAUUUGCAUGUCCUCUUUGGCGAAUGCAGCAGAAGACCCAAUCUACAUACAGUAUACUGGGCCCAGUAAAGCCUUUUGGCACCCCUGCCCACACCUGGUAUCAGUGUAAUGUCAGGUCUAGGGCAGAUGCAUGUUGCUUUGCCAAAAUGGCCUUGUGGGCGAAAUGGGGAGGCCUAGCAGACUUAACAGUGGGCUCGAUAUUCCCCACGCUAGGUAUAAAAGAAUUUAGAAUUGACCAGCAUUUGGACAAUGCACUAAACGGAUGCCACAUGGAUGGGAUGCCAUGCACCAUCACUGCCAGUUGUGCACUAAAAUAUUAACGUGAACACAACAAAACCCUAGCCCUUUGUUCCUCCUAUUAUACACUGGGAACAUCUUGAAGUUAAUAUUCCUUUGGAGGCACAACCUUCUAAGCCAAAGAGAAAACACUGUAUUUUUAAAUUCAUGAACUUUCCUAAAGUAAUUGCCUAAAUGCACAUAAAUAACCAUUUAUAAAACAAACAAUAUGUGCCAAAACAAGGAAAUAUCCUGGAAUUAUGCUCGGGGGGCUGCCGGCUAUCAGCCAUAACAUCAAACCUCUCUCAUAAUCCUGUAAUAUAUUAUCGAUAUGUUCCAUUUUGUCGAAGCUAUCUUCAUAAUCAAGAUACUAUCACAGCCGCUGUGGGCAUUGGAACUAUUUUUAAUUUUAAUUUAAAGAGCAAUUAAAGAAAGACAAUGGAUACACAAGAUAAUAAAGUAAGUGAUUAGCGGCAUGCAAACGACACAGGCUUAAUGAUAAUACCUAGUCCUAUUCUCUAAAGGGCCUGUCGAGAGAACCCUCUUCUUACUCGGGGGUUGUUCAGCUAAUGUGCCUCAACCUACAAUUACAACAUUGCUGACACCAUUAACCACUGAAACAACAUCACUUCGUGAAACCCUUGUUGUCUCAUUAAAAUGUAAAGGGUCAGGUAAUUUGCCAGCUUUGUAGGUCUAGUUUUGUUGUUGAUAAUUAGCAAGCAUUACCCAGAAUAGGCUCCCACUGGGAACCAGUGAAACUUUGUGAAAUAUUAAAGGGGAAACUCUCUACAUUUUAUUGGAAACUGAAAAGAUUUGCAGCUGGCUGUGACAAUAGCUAGACAUCUGAAAAUAUGAUUUGGUACUGUGCUAAAGCCCAGCAUUAAUGAAAUGUGUGUCAAUUUUAGUUGUAUAAAGAUAAUGCUGAUGAAUCAGGUCUAAAUUUGACUUGUCUGCCUCAACACAGGCAGGUUAUAGAUCGACACCCCCCAAGAAUGACUUACUCAGAGGUUUCACUGUAUUGAACAGCAAAGUCUCCCCUAUAUUCACUUAGAAGUAAAUUCCAUCAGAUGCAGCACUCUUACUUCCAAGUCAAGGUAUUUAGUAGUGUUAGAUGGAGAGUUUAUGCCUCUGUGUGAUUUAGCUGCAUUUGUUAAAACAAGGAGAUUGAGAGAGAACGUCUUGGAAUUCCCGGUCCUCCUUUUAUUAUAACUUUCCUACCAUAAUUUUAAAACAGCUCCAAUAACAUUUACCAUCAGUUAAUAUGUUGUCUGGGAACUGAGCAGUGUCCUGUUCUUUAAAUGGAUCUUUUGGAACAUAAACCACAUUCCAAUAAAAAGUGAACAGAAAAUUAUGAAUUCAUUAAAACCACUUUGGUAUCUUUGGUACUACAUAUAAUAUUUAUAUUCCAAAUCCUGUAAAAAUAUGCUUUAAUAUCUUUAGGCAACUAUAAGGGCUUAAAUAUUUAUAAAAUGGCUAAAGAUAAAGCAUAGCCCUCUUAUUCCGACAUACAGAUGAUGUAAGGCAUGCAAUCAAAGACAAUAACACUUUCAACCCAUUUGUCAUCUUAAAGGAGCCUCUCGACUUCGGUUCCCUUGUGAGCCAUCUGCAUGAGAAUUGUUGCCUGCACAGGGCACUCCAGAGGAGUUUGCUCCUUAAAAACUACCAAGAGUGCUAUACUUCACAUAAAACAGGGUUUUCGGAAAACGGAGACAAAACUAUAAAUUUGCAGGCAAAACAGCUCCGGGAGGGGCUUCAAAAUACUGCUGUAUUUAUCUCUGGGACAUCUGGGAAACAGGAAGCAUUUUGAUUUAAUAUUUCAUAACACACAGGCAAUUGCUUCCUUGCCUGGUAUAUAAUUAAUGCUCAUAAAGAGAGGGUGUGUGUGCGUGCGUGUGUGUGUGUGUGUGUGUAAAUUUUAUUUCUCAGUAUCAGGUUAUAUAUAUAUAUAUAUAUAUAUAUGCACACACCUGCAUAUUAAAAGGUUUUGCUUUCCUUUUGAGAUACAGAACAACAAAUAAUAAUACAAAGGAGCCAUCAUUUGUUUCUCUGCUACUGUUAUUUAUGUUUGCAGUUAAUGUAUACCACCAUAUGCUUAGCAGUAGAUUAUAUCCCUCCUUUACCCAUUUUCAGCUCGUUCAUUUGGCCAGAGCUGGCUUGACUUUAAUUAGGAGCAGAGAGGCUGUGGUGGCAGGUGAGAAAGGCGUCUCUAACUGAACCAGCUAUUUUCAUAAAAGCCCAUCUGUUUUCAGGACCCUUGGUUCUCUUCUCCACACAACUAAAGCAGUGCAGAAACCGUGUGGCCACCCUGUUAGCUGAGGAGCCAGCCUCAGGCAAGCACAUUCCCUUCCCUCCGACAUUUGUGUUUCUCUUCACACAGGGUACGAAACUCACUUCAUACUGCCAUUUUAGAUUCUUGGUUAACAGAAACUCGGCUUAACGUAAAUGCUGGCUAAAGACCAAUCCACUGUUAAAUGGGGAAGGUGGAUUCCCCAGGAGUCUGGUGGUUGGCUCCCAGUCUGGAAGCUAGCAUAAAGUGGCCCAUUCUGCCAUGUUGGGAGCAGCUCUCCCCUCUAUCUUCUUUUUCAAAAGCUAGGCCUUAAAGAAAGGCAUCUCGGCACUAUGUCCCCCCCCCCUCCCGGCUACUUUUGCCGAAGUUAACUCUGCCUUGUUACUGCUUACAAGGCUUUCCCUAGCUUCAUGUUCAAUUCUGUGUUGUAAGCUAACAGAGGCAUGGCUAAUUCACUUGUGUUUGGCACACCACUUAUCAUGCAUUUAUGCCAAGAGUUCUGCAGUAACUGAGGUAGUGAUGCCAUGAGGUCAAAUAAUCUAUUAAAAAAACCCCAACACCUUCCACUGCCCACAAACCAUACCUUUAGAGCACAUUUAAAGCACAUCCCCCACCAAAGAAUAUAGGGAACAUUAGUUUACCCCUCACAAAGCUGCAAUUCCCAGCACCUUUCUACAACAGCACCUAGGAUUGGGAGGGGUGUGUAUGAUAUGCUAUGGAAAUGAUGUCAGGGUUGCUGUGUUAUCUGUUUAAACUGGUAUAAUUUUAUUGUCAACUUCACUGCUGGGACUGCAUAGGAUCUCAAUUACAUUAUGCCAAUAUUACACUGCUGGUGCUAGAGUCACUCCUGCAUAGGUUUGUCUAACCCCAAACUCAUUUUCUAUUUUUCUCUAUUUAUUUACUUUUACACCAUCUUGUCACAGGUCCCAUUACAAAAAUUGAAAAUGGACGUCGCAACAAGAUCACUUAUGUGGCUAAAAUACAGUUCCCAGGAGAAACUCCCAUAAGUUGAAGUCAUUCAGAAAACUGUUCUUUGAACAUUGGAAAGCUGAAAUACACCUGAACUGUUACGUUGCAAUCUGUCUUAUAAUGCCUUUGGAAAAAAUGUUACUGCUCAGUCUCUUUCUCCUCUCGCUCAGCUUCAGAACUGUUCAAAGCCAUAAGGUGUUUUUAUUGUCUGAGAAUCAGUUUUUAAUGACAUGCAUUGUUCUUAUUAUGCAGUAUUCAAAAUCACAGCUUAAAUCAUUAGAUGAUAAAAUAAAAUUAUUGGACUGAAUAUUCAGAGUUACGACUCAGAGUCAAAUCCACUACAUAAAGGCAAUUAUUAUACUUAACUAUUUAGGAAUUUAUACAUAUAAAUUUAUACUUAUUUAUACAUAUAAAUUCCUAAACAGUUAAGUAUAAUAAUUGCCUUUAUGCGUUUGGCAAGGAAGCUACCAUGCACUUUCUAUUUCAACUGAGGUGUGUAUGUGAUGUUUUGGAUUUGGUUCAUUGCAGCAAGUAUCAGCAGGUUUGAGGAGCAGCAAAGACACAUAAGAAAUUUAAAGAGGGAAUCCUAAAAAAAGAAAAGUGGUAAGCACUAUAUUUUUGACGACAUUAUUCUGCAGUGCAUACAAUAUACUUCAAACUUUCAUUUUCCUAAUAUUGCAGCAUCUGAUAAACAAGAAAUUUUAUCAUAUAUUGAUAACCCCUUUCCCUAAAAAUUCUUGACCAUGCAGGCAUGGCCAGCACCGACUGAGAGCGAUGUAUCAAAUGAUACUUGCACAUAUGAAUGGGCCAACAUAGUUACAGUAUAGAUGGAAUGCGUAUGUCCCUUCAAACUCAGUUAUCUUCACAAAGAGUCAGUUCACACAUGCUGUUGCCGGCAAUUAAGUAUACAGGAAUCAACUAAGGGACGAGUGUGAAUCAGGCCUAAGCCUCCCUUUGGCUGUGAAAAUUUAGAGCAGAGUAAAAGGCCUGGCCUUGCCCACUUAAGAAAUGGCACCUCAAGGAUGCUGAUUCUGUGAAAAGGACUCACACACUCGCAUGCAGUUUGAACCAACAUAAACUUCCAUUGUGGACAAAUGUUUGCAGUUGGG
Messenger RNA from Podarcis lilfordi (Lilford's wall lizard), 96898 nucleotides. NCBI's taxonomy places the organism in Eukaryota, Metazoa, Chordata, Lepidosauria, Squamata, Lacertidae. The record is from the annotation of a GenBank genome assembly.